Molecule: messenger RNA, 94531 nt
Organism: Pelobates cultripes (western spadefoot toad)
Lineage: Eukaryota; Metazoa; Chordata; Amphibia; Anura; Pelobatidae
Source: the annotation of a GenBank genome assembly
GUUGCUGCUGCUGCUGCUGGUGGUGGUGCAGUGUUUGCUCAGUCAGUGUGUGUUGGUGGAGGGAGAGACAGGAGCAGCUCCGGGGAUCACUGUGUGCAGACAGCCAGCAUGGAAGAGGACGGGGCCGGUAAGCACCAGCAGCUCAGGGGUUAACCACUGCCAGGCACUGCAGCAGCCAAGGGGUUAACCUGUCCAUUGCCAGCAUUGGGUGUGUAGUGGACCUCACAGCAUUGCACUAGUAAGGGUUAACCCCCCUGCAUGCCAGGCUACAAAGAUGUGGACAGCUCAAUACUAUGGAAUUAAUUUUGCAGAGCAGACAGGAAGGGGUUAAUUGUGUUUUUAAUUUGAUUUAAAUGGGCAUUAAUUGGUUAAUAUCCCAUUUUCAGCUAAUGAUACUGCAGUAUGGUUAAUGUCAUGCUUUUUGCCAGCAUGCAAUGGGUUAAUCUAGAUAUUGGUAUUUUAAUGCAGCAUUAUGUUUGCUCCUAUUUUUUUAAUCCUCCCCCCCCAAUCUCUUUAUUUGCUAUUAUUUUUUUUUCAAGCCACCAUUUUGGCUACAGGUGUCACCAGCAUAAAUGGGGUUAAUGAGAGUAUAGUAUUUUUGUUCAGUUCUGACUAAAGUGGUAAUUUUCAUUUAUUUGAUUUGGUAAGGUGAUAAAUAAUAUUUAUGACAUUGGAAGCAGUUCCUUUACACUUGAUACAUGGCUGUAAAAUGGGGAAUUGCUGUUAUAAAGCUGUGUGCAUCCAUUAGUAGGCAGUGAGUUGUGCAAUGCUGCAGGAAUCCUGUCCUUUGCUGAUCCAGUUAAUUUCAUGUGUGACACCUCUUGUGAUGGCUGCUCCUGCUUUUGCUGGGCUUGCAGGUUGGUUCAGUCAACAGAUGGUUAAAACCUGAUAUGCAAUUAUCCCUUGCAGUGACAUGUCUUUCCUCAUAUCAAAUCCUUAAUUAACUGUUUGAUGGACUAAUAGGAAAGGACGUCUGACUUUAUAAUGGUUAUGUAUACAAAGUCACAUAUUUAUUUUUCUUCUUUCUGGUGUAUUUCCGAUUUUGUAUACAUAUUUGUGACAAACAUUCGUUAUUUUCUCUUUGGUUCUUUUUGUGUUUUUUUAAAUUUAUUUAUUUAUUUAUUUAUUUGACAAAUUUGUCACUUCCCUGCUUAAAAAUAAAUCAAAAUGCAAAAGUACACCUUUUUUCUUUCCUCCAAACUUUUUCGCCACUGUCAGUGUGUUGGGGUUUUUGAGACCAGUGAUCAGAUCUAAUGUUCUGCCUUUUUAUUUAAUGUAUAAAAAUAUAAUUCAAAUUAAGAAUCCUCCUUUUAAAAAAAAUAAAGUAUUUAAGAAUACAUAUCUUCAUAUUUUGCAAAGAUAGGUUUAAUCAAGGGGAAAAAAGGAGAAAAAUAUCUCAAAGAGGAAUAAAAUGACAGAAAAUGUGUUAUUUAGGAUAGAAUGACACCUGUAUACUUGGGGAAAACGGCGCAUGCACACACAACCAGAGCAAAUCUGAAAAUAUUCUCUCUCCCCCCCCCCACAGUUUUGUCCUUGUAAGGUUACUCAAAAUGUGUGUAGUUGUCAAACUUCUCAUGUGCUGCAAAAAUCUUAUUCACUUACCUAUUCAACCCUUUACGUGCUGGUUGGUUAACUUGGGUAGUGUUGUUGUUUUCACCUCUGUACCGAAAGUGUUAAACUGUUUUUCUUGUACUUUUUGAGUAAAGAGUUUAACCCCUUAAGGACACAUGACGUGUGACAUGUCAUGAUUCCCUUUUAUUCCAGAAGUUUGGUCCUUAAGUGGUUAAACUAAUUGCCACCCUGAUUAAAAGGCUUAGACUGACCAUUGCCAUUUUGCCACACGCCUGGGCCUCUGCUAUCAUGAAAUGCCAGUAUAGAAUCUACGCAGCAGAGAUACAUUAUAAAUCCAGUAUUCUGUAACGGAUUAACUAAAUGUCUUGUGGCUUGCAGCUCCCAGACAAGCCAGAUCUGUGGUCCUAUGUUCAGUAGAAUUCUUAUUUUUAAACUGUUUCGGAAACAGACAAAACCUUAUUUUGACAAUAAAAUAAAAGCUUUGAAUUCCAACCUAGUUUAAAGCUCUUACUUAACCCUGUGGGUGCUGCGUGGUUUGGUACCUGCUUUCAAAGUUAUGCCUUGCACACUUUUAAAAAUUCAUUAAUUAACUCAUCCACUAUGUGAUAUGACUUGGACAGCUGUGUACUUUAAAAAAAAAUAAAUUCUUGCGCUCCUCCAUGUUCGACAUUGGACAGAAAAUCCCUCUCUUUGUAUAACUUUAGAACUCUGACAGAUUUUAACUGUUCUUUUGCAUUAUCUCGAAAAGAUGACAAUUUAUAUACAAUAUGUUUUAUGUUGUGGGGAAUGGUGGUAUUGGUAUACCUCAUUCAUUUGCUAUCUUAUUUAUUUUUUGGCUGUUACCAUAGCACAGUGCUGUUCGUUUGGCUGCACCCAGUCUGGUAUAUUUAUUCCUCUGAAUAUGAUACUUGAACUGGGUUUUACAGUAAAAGGAAACUGUGUGUUUUUCUUCCCCACCCUUGGCAGUGUGGAGUGAAUGCCUGAGUUUAUUUUGUUCCUGUCCUGAAGUCAUUACAGGGCUUUGAAUUGCUGUAUAGCAGUCUGCCUGUGCUCUUGUGCAAUGUUUUCCAACAUACAUUGCAGAUCUGUCACUAUGACCUAUAAGCCACUAAAAUAGGCUAAUUAUUCCAAUUGCUGACAUUGUUUGGAGUGGCACAGAGAAUUCGUUUUUCUUCUCUUAUGCAUGCAUCACACGCUUUUUGUCUUCAUGGAAUUUAAUAGAAAAUCAUUCCAUGCUUGAUCAGAUUUCUAUGACUGCUUAUUUUUAAAUUUGUUUUUAUUUUUAUUUUUUUUAACAUUAUUCUGAAGAACAGCUGCAGUGUCAGUCUUUGCCAAUCUGAUUUUAUCUGUGGCUUUCGCAUUAAAUGCUAGCAGUUUAUUGAUAUCAGGGUAAAUGCAAUGUGUCUGUUAAUCUUUUCAAGUAAUCCAUCACCCACUGAUUAAAUUGCUCUCGGGCGAUUUUCUGCCCUGGUUUUCAUGCUUCAAUUUGGUUAAUUUUUCUGCAUUUCGUUUAAUUCUUCAAUAAUACUCUCUGAAAGGCAGUUUAUUUGUCAAGGUCAGAGUGGAUAAUAACUUAGCAUGGAAGGUCGGCUUGUAUUUCCUUGUUAAAUUUUUUCUAAUCCCAUCAGCCUCAGACAUUUAGCUGGCUGGUGAUUGUGAGGUUUGUCAAAACCAGUUGGAAAGGGCCAGAUAAAAUAAAACUAAUCAGAGCGAAAAUCAUACUUUUUCAUACCACAAAUAUAGUAGUUUAUAUCUGCAAAGAAUUUGGGAUUUUAGAGACCCACUUUUUUUGUCACUCUUGUGAUUUUAUUAGUAUUUUGUGGUCAAAAUGGCUUUGUUUCAGCGUAUGUAGUAACUAACGACAAAAGAUCAUGAUAUUGCAGAAUAAGGCCAUGCUUAUAUUGGUAUUUUUGCACAUUCAAUAAGGUCCAACACUAUCAAACUAUCCAAACUCAGGAAGACAGCCACUAGAGGUCUUUAAGACUUUAAAACCUUUGCAAUUUGAUGGUCAGUUAUCUGGUUAGCUGCUUAGUGAAUAAACCCUAUCAUGAGAACUGGAACAGGAGGUAACAAUAUGGAUUGUUGAUACUUUUAAAGAAACUUUCAUACAAAUUUGCAAGGAGAGGUAAAUGGGGGUGGCUGGGGGGCCCUACCACAAACUGAAAUAUCUAAUCUUGAAGAUUGCUGACUUUAUUUAUUUUAUUUAUUUAUUUUUUAAAAUUUUUUAUAAAAAAUUAUUAUUUUGGAAUGCGAUUCAAUCAUAUCCUCUUGUAAUUAUUCAUCCUUAUUUAUUGUAGUAGACAGGAAAUAGCAAGAGUUGACAAGGUAUUUCUUUGACGAACAAAGUUCUGCUCUUUGAAUCAUUUUUCCAAGUCGUCUGCCAUUCCACCUCGGGCCUUUUUGGAGGUCCUUGAGUUUUUUUGCACAUUUUUGUUUUCCUGCAUGAAAAAUUGCAGAUUAAGUUAGUCUGGAGGAAAAAAAAAAAUGUUUAAACAAUUUGAGCCUAUAAAUUCAAAUAUCUUGCUUAUGUUAUAAAUCUUUAAUAAUUCUCUGCUUAAUAAAGUAUUCAGUCUGUUCGCCCACCUGUGGAGCCUGUUCUGGAGACUGGUCUGUGCACAGUUGUACAUGUGUUUCUUUUUAAUGUAUGUUGAAGGGCUCCAGAGACUUGUAGCAUUUGUUUUAAGAAGGAAGUUGGCUGACCUGUUUGGCUGCUAUGAAGUGAAACCAUUAUUAUUUGUGUUUUGAGGAACAUCUGCGUUCAAUUUAUUACAUUGAAUUUUCUAAAUUCUUGCAAACCACAAGUUGAUAGUAUAGUAACCUACGAAACUUUUCAUUUCUUUAAUGAUUGGAACAUACUAAUUUCUCAAACUUAGGGUGCUUAGACUGUUCUAGAUGAAGAUGAACCUGGCCGGGUUGCCUGUGUCCCUUUUUUAUACAUUUUUGAUUUUGAAUAGUCUUUUUGCUUAUUCUCCAUUUUUGCAAGAAAAACUGUGAUCACUCUUCCUUAAUGAACACUGGAAAGAGUUUUGAGGAACUAAACAAGUUGCUUUCACAGAGUCAAAUUCUAAGAUGGAAAAGCAUUGAAUAUGGCUCAAAUACCUAUUUUGGUUUUUAGGGUACCAAAUAAAAAAGGGGAGGUGGGGUAGUAUUUUUACCAAAGGUGUGCAAGUAAGGUAAGGGGGUCCUGGCUUAACUUGCCGUGUAGACAUCAGUCAGGACAUUGAUAAGGGGAAUGGAUACAUCCAAGCUCCCACCCCCCUCACAUACACAUUCCCUUAGACCACCCUGGUGGGAGUGGUCCGCAUACGCCAUAAUUAAGUGUUCUUGCAUAGCAAGACCACUUAAUGUUAUCUCAUAUAUAUUAUUAUUCUUAUUAUAGCCAAAUUUACCACCCUAACUCCUCCCAUAGUUUUUACACUACAUAGACAGUAAUAUACCGAAACGUGCAGAUUGUUCGCGAUUGGAUUGCUAUUACUUUGUGGAACGUUUCGCCAAAUGGUUCAUGGAAUAUCGUCAUUCUUGUGGCGAAAUUGGUCCCAUAGGAAUGAAUGGCAAAAUGUUCAAAACUAGAGUGGGAGCUGGCAAAAGCUGAAAAAUCAGGACAUGAUUUCUAUACUGCCACCACUCCCUCAUUUUCAAGCCCACUUACACAAAUCUUAUAUCAAAACGUUCAGCUGUUCCUGCUGCCACUAAACAUGUCCACGGCUAAGCCAUAGUCCUGAUAGUUUUCACAAUAUGACCAUUUGUUUGCAACUCACGCCGUCCAUUGACAUUCAUUGAAACUCCACUCUAGCCAGCUCAAAUCUGAAGGGCAAUUUCUAAACUGCGACUGUGCCUUCAUUUAAAAUAUUUCAAAAACAUACUAUGCAUCAAAAUGUAGGUCUGGGUCUUGUGAUUCUCACAAUAUAAAGCUCUUCACUGUAUGCUGUAUAGUUUUUAAAAUACGACCGUUUGAAGAUGGCAACCGCCAAAAUACUCUGACCUGUGCCAGACUGCAGCAGCAAGUGAUGUCAUAGACAAGGCCUUUUGUACACCUGCUAAUGUUUUUAUAAAUGUAUGUUUUAAUGUAACUGUGAAGCACUUUGGGCAACAACGUUGCAAUUAAAAGUGCUAUAUAAAUAAAUAAAAGUUGAAAUGCAUUUCUCACUCUAUCAAUAUCGGUAUCUUUAGUGACCGAUACCGAUAUUGCCGAAAAUACCGAAUAUCUGCCGAUAACAUCGGUAAAACCGAUAAUCGCUCGAUCCCUAGUUGUACUACUGGUGGAGGCAAGAACACUUCACACAAUUUCCUCAGAAAUAGUAGCUUUUCUAGUUCUUUUUACACUCUCCCCAAAAUAAUCUGGAAAAUAUUCUGCUACGGGUUCAUUAAACUAGAUAUGUUAAUCAUAGUUUCAUAAUUAAAAAAAACCUGAUUAAAAGAAAUCAAUAUUUUACAAUUCUGUUGCAUCACCAAAAAUAAUGGCGUAUAUAUAAAAAAACAUACGUUACAGUGCAAAAUAAUCAACAGAUGAGGAAAAAGCCUGCAGAUUUAAUAAGCAAAAUAGUCAGUGACACUUAGAUUUCUGCUCUAGUUUCAGAUGAUUCCUGGUUUAUCUAAAUGAUGGUAUUAACACCACAGGGUCAGGAAUACAGGUUUGUGUUCCUGACCCUAUAGUGUUCUUUUCACAAAUAUGUAUUUGAGAUGUGAAAAAUUAACAACUAUAAUCUCCAUCUCUUUAUCCAACAACUGGGUGCCUCCAUUUCAGCUCUGUACUAAUCACCAUUAUUAUAAAUGCUGUCCUUUGCUCCUGGCAGUCAGAGACUUUCUCCUAGUUAUUUGCAAUAUGUGCACUACCUGUGCCUGGACUAAACUGGCUUGUGAUGUCAUUUGCAGUCUUUAGAAAGGUUGAAGGAACAUUCCAAGGACCAUAAACACUACAACGUCCUGUAGCCAUUAUGCUGCCAGGAGCGCACGUGCACCCUCCCAGGUUGUCAAAUAAUUUGUGAAUAGUUUGACAUCCUUAUCUGUAGUCCACCGUUGUUGCCUCAUCUAAUGGAGGUAGAACUCCCGCAAAAAACUUCUGUAGCCUCCAGUUAGCUAAGAACUGCUGUCCAAGGCUGGCUCAUUGUCUGAGCGAGUCAGCUGAGCACUUUCUGUCAAUAAGCUAAUGGUAAGUGGUUAUGGUGCUCUGAGUGUUCUUUUAACACAUGAUAGGUUAUUUACAAAUGUUUUAUAAGUUGGUGUAAUUUCUAGAGAAGUGCUGGUUCUGCUUUUCAUUGCUAUAAAAUCACGCUCUAUAUAUAAUAUAUUAUAAAGUUUUAAUUAUUCUACAACUUGCACAUAGUAAAGUUUUAUAUAAUUUUAUGUAUCAAAAUUAUUCUUAGAAUUGUAAUAAUGUACAGUUAAACAUUAUGGUGGAGACUUAUCUAGGCAGAAACUGGUGCUAUUUUGGGGCAAAGCUCUAAAUAAGGAGCAAUCACCAUGGACACCAAUAGAAUAUCUCCUAACAUUUAGGGAUUUGCUCUUAAAAUAACGCCCGUCAUUCCUUGACCAAUUUCCCCCUGUGUGGAUUGAAACCCACACUCCCCAACUUUGCAUAAGGGAGCAAAGUUUUGUUUUAAGGCAGUAUGUGUAUAUAUUAGUAGGGAUUCUGGGAAGAAAUGCCAACCACCUAUAAAUCCUUUAAAUUUAACAAUUUUUUAUUUUUCAGUAAUUUAAAGCAUUCAUCAGAGAAUUUAAAAUCAGGUGGGAAAUAAGAGAAUAGGGGGCUAAGGAAGUGCUAGAAGCAGAUAAGGAAGAAAUAAAUUCAGGGGCAGAGAGAAUGCCAAGAAACAGAUCCUUUUGAGGUGUUUAAAUGAAAAUUUGGUUAACUAAAGUCACAGGGCUCCCUGUAGCUGGCGUCUCAAAGGAAGUAGAGAAUUUGGGGGAUCAGGAAGGGAUAUUUGAAAACGCAGCCAAGUCCUAUGGAGUCAGGAAGUGUGUCGCAACCCACCCCCUCCAUUUUCUUUAAUAAAUAGCUAUGUUGUAUUUUGGUAAGAAAGUAGUUUCUCUGAAGGAAUUUUGCUGUGCAGCUGCUUUAUACUUUUUUUUUUUUUUUUAAAUCUAUAUCAUGGUGGUCUUUCAAUCCCUGUCACAAAAACACAGUAAGAAUGAAGAUGGGCAAACCAGGAACUGACAAUGUUGAUCUAUUACAGACCAUUUUGACCAUGGUCUGAAAUUUCAAAGAUCUUCAAGUGUUAAUCUGUGUGCUUUAAGGUUAAGGCUUGGUUAAUGAAUGAAUAAAAAAAAAAAAAAGUGGUUUCAUGCUGUUAAAGAUUCAUUAUUUACUUAUCCUUAUUUUUACAACGUGAUGUUUGUGAGGUGGGAUCAUGAGAUGUGUGUGUGUGUGUGUGUGUGUGUGUAUAUAUACUAUAAAAAUUGUUUUAUAGAAACUGGUGUUUGAUUGUUAAAUCCCUAUCUAAAGUUGGCUGACUCAUUCACAUUUUUGUGGAUUGCAAGCCCACUUGGCCAUGUGUCUUCCCUCUGGCUUGAUCACACCCCUCUUGAGUCAUUCCAUGAGUGAGAAGUCUCUGGGUCAGCAUAGGAAAGGAACAGCCUCUUCCAAAAAGUGUGAGAGCCUGACUCACAUCUUCAGGACAGGACCUCCAUGACCACUUCUAAUAGCAUAUAGGUGUGUAUAUUUGAGUAACCUUUUAAGCAGCACUUUAUAGGCACAGCAAGGGUUUGUGGGAGUUGUAGGCCAGUUGUUCACUUUAAAUGAAGAAAGCUAACCUUACAUUAAUAACCCAUCACCUACUAAUAAUGGGGGGGGGGAGGGGAGGAAACUCUGUAUCAAUAACAUGAUUUGUAAAAGCAAAGUUUAGAUGAUCGGUCCCCUGUUAGAUGAGUAAAAGGUGAUGUGACUCUCCUCAUUUCCAGUGCCGCCCUUGUCUCACCACAGCUGACCCUACCCCGCUCCAUCUCCUUGGCUAAGUUCAUCAAAUUUAACUAUCUCAGCUAAUCCAAUGCUUUCCCAUCGUGAUGCUAUUGCGCAUGCAUGGCAAGACGCUACACUGUGCCAAUCAGCAAGUCCACAUAGAGAUACGUUGAAUCCAUGCACUGACCCAGGAAGCACUUCUAGUGGCAGUCUGAGUGACUGCCUUUUUAGAUGUGUCAUUAGCCAGCAAUGUAAACACUGCCCUUUUAUCUGAAAAGGCAGUGCUUGCAUUAAAAAGCCUGCAGGGGCAGACUGUAGAUAACAGAACAAUAACAUUAAGUUGUAGUGGUCCCUUUAAAUGUAAAAUAAACAACAUUACAUAAAGACUUUCCUUUUUUCUUUUUUUGUGUUGGGGAAAAUGGAGUACCAACAUGGCACUUUUUAGUUAAACAUACAGUGUGAGUUGAAUAUUCUAGUACAAUGUUCAGUCUUUACUUUUAUCAAGGUUUAAAAUGAGUACGAUGUCAAAGAACAAAGCAGAAGAUAUCCGUAUCACCUGAAAUAUACGAAGAUUAAUUUCACUUCGUGGCAUUCUAUUAGAAAUCAGGCCAAUAGUGUAAAUUUGCUUCUAUUCACAUUUUUUUAUAUGUAAAGGUCCUUUCACAGAUCUUUACUAGGCAGAAUUGCAAUUUAAAGCUGCACUAUAUCUUUUUUAAUUUAAUUAAAUUUAUUUUGGAGACCAUGUUGGCUCAUUUAUCAGGCAUUAGGAAAUAAAUUACCGGACCAUUUUUAUAAUUGUAAUGCAAUGAGAAGCUGUUCGGUUUUAUUUGGUAUUUUGAGAUGCGGAUUACCUCAUGUUAGGCCAUAUGGGGCCUUCUGGCUGAUACAGGACUGCAACUACCUCCACUGCCAGCCACUUGUAUUAGAACAGCUUGAGGAUUAUGAUUGGAUAUGUACUGCUGGUGGUCUGCUGUUGCCCUUCAAUUCAAAGCUAUUUUCCCCACAAAAAUACCCAGAGGUUUUUUUUGGUGUAUAUCUGUACAGUAAUAUUUAAAUCAGUUUUUUAAUUUAUUUAAAAAAAAGUUGUCUUUAUGUAGAAAUGUAAAUUUUAUUUAAUGACCAAACAUCAGUAUAUUUGUUCCUAAUUUAACUUAUUAUUCUGUAAAUGUUUUUUUUUUUUUUAACGACCAUCCAUUAAAGACCAAAUAACAGUAUUAAAUGGUUAUUCCACACACCAUGACCACUGCGCUAGUUAUUAGUGGCCAUGGUUCUUGGACUCUGUUUGUGCAGUGUUUCAGAUGUUUUAUGAUGUUGCUGGUGGUGGUAUACCUCCACCCCUGCCAGCAUUGUUAGUACUUUUUUAAUCAGCCUGGAACAAGAGAUCUGGGCUGACUAAGGUCAGUUCUUUGCCUCUCAUAUGUAUCCUUUUAUUGGCUGAGAGAUCUCAGCUGACACUCUAUGCCAACAAAUGACAAUUGGCAUUUAGUGUCUGUAGCUCUGCAGAAGCUGCAUGUGCGUCACUGGCCAUUUCAAACGUUUUGGCUUUCUGCAAGAUCCAGGUAAAAAGGCAAACUGUUUGCCUCAUUAGUGAGGAACUAGGCCAGGUUAGUCAUAACCAGUACGGUGGGUUAUGCUUGUUGGUAACACCUUAAUGUUAUUUUUUUUUAAUUGCAAGUUGUUAAAAUGGUGAGUAACAUGUACGCAAGGGAUUUGGGUAUAGAUGCUUAGCAUUUCAAACCUUGCAUACAUGUUAAUGAGGACAAUAGAGUUAAAGGAGGUUCAAAUCACAUUUUAUUGUAUAUUUUAUACCAACUACAUUGUUGUAUACUUUAAAAAAAAAAAAAAAAUUAUAAUUCUUUAUUUUUUGUGCAUGAGUUAAUAUAACAAGCUUUAAGGCCGUGCCCCAACAACAGUAACAUGUAUAGAAAUUGACAAAGCAUAACAUUUGUGGCAUAGAAAAUAAAUGCACAUUUUUGUAUAAGGGUCAUCAGUUAUUAACAAAGCAAAUGGCAGCGGUGUGGCAUCACGAAUUGUGAGAGAAAUAAAAAAAAAAAAAAUCAGACUAUGCAGGUUGACUAUGCAGGUAAGGUUUCUGAAAAUUGUUGUAUACUUUUACACUUAAAUUUCUGUUUCUACAAUGUCACUGUCUGUGAGCUUAACCCAUGAGGAUCAUGAUAUUGACACAACCGUACCAAAUAAGAUCAAAAUUAAAUUCAUGCCUUUUCUAUUCAAAAUGGGCAGAAUAGGUAGGAAUGUUGACUGUCAAUAUCGAUAUUUGUUACCAUUGUGUCCAGACCUGGAUGAGUGCCUGGUAAAUAAAACUUAAAAUGUUAAUAGCUCUGCCUGUAUAUCUUUGCUAGCCAUCUGUCUAGCAUAGCACAGUGUUUGGAUGAUUAAAUUUGGCUAUUUAAAACCGGACACAUCUAUGUCCUGUUUAGGUGCCUAUUGAUUCACAGGCUGAGACAUUAUCCCUAUUGGCUAUGGUGUCAUUGUGCAUUGUGUCUACAUGUAAUUGAUGCAUUGGCAGACAAACAAAUCUGACUUUUUCACAGACUGAAUGCUACUUCUUAUGUACAAAUUAGUUGGGAAGCCUUUAAUGCAUUACAAGUGUUUCAUCCAUUAACUUUGUACCAUUCCAUUUUAAAUUUCCCAUGAUAGGACAUUGCCCUUUAACGUUAUAAGUGCCAAGGUUGCGGUUUAAAGGGAAGAUGUCUUAAUGCAUUUCAUCCCACAUCCUAUACCUAGGGGAUACUCCUUAUUUUACUGCCUGUAUUUCUAUGAAAGAAUAUGUAAAGGAGUCUGACAUAAUGUCUUAUUUAGCUAAAGGACUGAGAUCAUUUUAACAUGAGGAAAGCCAUACCUUAGAAUGUAAGGAUUAUUUAUGAAGUUGUAAGGAAUUCGAUCUUGAUGAUCAGUUAGUACAGAUUUAAUCAGACUUUAAAGGAGAACUAUCACUUCCCAGAUUUUUUUAGUAUUAUAUUUAUGUAUUCCAUUAUUUACUUGAUAUGUACUUAUAAAAUUUAUACACCUUUUUAUCCUGCAACUGGGCACAAAAACAACUUUAUCGUAAUAGUUAUGUUGCAAGGAGGUCACUGGUCACCGGCUUACCCGAAGGGAUUAAACCGUUAACAAAUGUUUUAAUAUAAAGUUUUUUUAAUUCAGCACCCGUUAACUCUGUCCAUCUACUUAUGUCGCAUUCGGUGACUUGAAUCAGGAACCCUUAGACUGUGAGCUGCUGAGAGCAUCAACUAACGCUCUUAGCCUUUUAGUAGCUUCCCAUUCACAAAACUGUGAGAAAUGUAAAUUUUUUACCAAUCUAGUGCCAAGACUAAUUCUUUACUGCCACCUGACCUGCUCUUUGCUAAUUGCCGCCUAACUGCAAAUGUGCUGCAAUCGACUUAUUCCGCCAAUACAAUGCUUCCCUUUGAGAAUUACAUUGACUCCAUUUCUUUUUGAAGCCUCUAGUGGUUCUCUGCUGACACCCACUAAAAGGUAUGCACAGUGGAAAACUGUCUUGUGAGUGUCUUUAUUUUAAUUUGCAACACAAAUCAGAAUAACAUUAGAACCAUACAUUUGCAAACCAUAUGCAUAGAAUACUUGACCCACAAAUCAAAUAUCUACCAUGCACAGAAUAUCUUUUGUUUUGUGUGUGUUUGUAGGAGGUGGGUUGUUUCAUUCAUAAGCCAUCUUCAAUGCACACAUUUUUUUUUUUCAUUCCCUUUGAACAUUUAAUAAUGGUAUACUAUUGUUAUGCACAACAACGCUCAUUAGAAUAACAUGCCAAUGCAUGUACCUGUUCGUCGUCCUGUGACUUGCCUUGUUUCUGGUGCUAAAGAAUGAUUUUAAUCGGGGGAAAAAAAAAUAAAAUCAAUAAAAAUCUGUUCCUUUUUAAAGUAGACUAUUUCUGACACUUCCUUGACUGUUUGUUUAUUUAAGGGAGGCCACUCGUAAAAACAUUCCUAUUUUUAAGUUGGUGGGGUUGGAAUAAAGGCGUUUAAUUGGUCUGUGUUUUUUACCCAGAAUUCUGGAUUGCAUUUUUUUUUUUUUUGCUCACAGUGAUCCUUUAAAUGGUUUGUAUUGUAAACUUGCUUUGUUUAGUGCACAUGGAAACUGGGCUUGGUAUAAAGGUGACAAAAAGUCAGCUGUCCAGCUAUUACAAAACCGCAACUUAUAUUAGACGUCUGGUUUGGAAUAACACUGCUGACGUCGUUUCGCUGCCUUUUUUUUUUGUCAAAGUGUUCAAGUGAGCGUUUUUUUUUUCAUGUUGCAGCUCUGUCUCUGAGAGGUCUCCCUACUAAUGAUCUCCCAUCCAUUCAAACUCUUCACACAGAGAAACAUUCGGAUGCAGGGUGCAUGCACAGCUAUUGGUAUGGAAGCAUUGAAAUGAGUGCUUCUGUAUAAGAACCUCCAACUUUUGACCUGAGUGAGCACUCAAGGCAAAUGAGAAAGGGAACCUUGUCUGUCUGGCUGGAGGUGUUACAAUAUGGAAGUUUAUAAAAUAAUUGAUUUUGCUUGAAAUUUGCACUUUUUAUAAAAUAAAAAAUUGCAGAAACAUUUUUAACCCCCAGAGCUCUUCAGCAAGAUGACGUUGUUUAGGGUGUGUCAUUUUCCUUUUAAUUUGCCACAAGUGAUUCAAAUCCCAAGCACUUGGACUUGAUUUCAUAAAUCACUUUUGUAAUCCUACACCACCCAGGGAACUUCUGCAGACCAUCACUUCUUUCAAUACAGUAUCCAGUGCCUGUAGCCAAAUACAUUGUCAAACAUUGUGUUUUUGCUAGGCAACAGAAUCUAUUGUAAACUUCUGCAUUGGUCCAUCCAACUUUUGGUAGGAGAGAGAGGCUGAGAGCUUUGGGAUGGGUUAGCUCUGUGCUUUCUACAUUGAUGCCAAAAGUUGGAUGGGCGCUAAGGCUUUGCUUCUGUAAGAUCAGACUUAAAGGACAACAGUCACCAGAAAAAUAUACAGUAAUGGGUAAAAAAGAACACCCUAUGAAUUCUAUGGUUUUACAUAUCAGGACAUAACAAUUAUCUGUUCCUUAGCGGGUCUUAAAAUUUAUUUAACAAAAAUCGAGAAUAUGUGAAUUGCCAAUGUGGUCGGAAUUUGGUUUUCAUUGGAUUUGUCCAUUCGGACAAAAUCGUAUGUUUAGUGAAUAACAGGGCGAUGGCUGACAUCACUUCUCUGCAGAGUGUGAUUCUAUCUCGGCCCAAUCGAAGGAGGGAUAACCUGUCAUUGUGAUGUCUCAUGGUUGAAGUACAACUGAUUUUUGCUAGGAUUCCCAAGCAGUAGCUCCCAACCCACUGCCUAGGAUUUAGGCAUUUUCUAAUUCUGUUCCUAUGGGGAUGCGAAAAUAACCAGUACCUUUUCAGGGUUAUUCAUGUGUGUGAGAAUUGUUAUGAAUUGCAUGAAUUUCAAGUGAAUCUAAAAUUUAAGGACAAAAUAGCCGAACAGGUCAGCUUUGCUUCCAGUUGACCUACUUUGGCCUUCAAUUGUAAAUUAAUUUAGAAUUCCCAAAAAUCCCCAGGUAAUGAGUCUAUCAUGCAUCAGUAUCCUGCUGCUUUAACUAAUCGUGAGUGGUAGCUGACAUGGUUGGAGUCUAGCAGAUCCUUUAACCAUGUGCACACUGUGUGCCGAGAGCUGACCUGUUUCACAGCAGUAAUAUUUAAUAGAAAGCUAAAAUGUAUCAUAGCAGGAGCACUAAUGAAGAUGAGAUUUGGUAAGGUAGGGCUAGGAAGAUAGACGGGGGGGGGGGAUGGUGGAGAGAGUUGGAGCAUUAUACAGAGACUUGUACUAUGCGGGGAUCUCUGUAUUACAGCUCUGUGUAAUCCAUCACAGUGAUCCAGGCUGUGUGGGAUAGUUAUGGCUAUCUUCUUAUUGUCCCAAGCUCUGUGUGUUAUUUCUCUUUAUUUUACUCAACUCUGCCUGCUGUGUGGAUAUCUCAGUAAUCUACCCAGGUCUCUGUGCUGUAUAGGGAGGAGUAAAUGCUGUGGGAGCUGUCUAGUACCCCACCAUCUUAAAACUUCACCAGCCGCCACUGCAUUCCAAGUAUUUACCUAUGUGAUCUUAAUUCCCCACCUCCCCAUGAUGGAUUAAGUCUCCUUUUCUGAUCUAUCACGCUCCCUUAUUCCUGGUCUCAUAGCUGUCAGUUGUGCAGCAGUGAUGCGUCUCCACAGAUGGAGUUAAUUUUCCUUUUCUUGGCUACAUGAAAUGUCUGCAUACUCUAUGUUGAAUUGUAAUCAACCCUAAUUCUCAGUCAAUGCCUAAGAAAUCCUUUGUGGGAAAUGUUCUGUUUUUAGCCUGGUUUCCAAUGGGGAAGAAAAAAAAAAUAAAAAAAAAAUAAAUAAACUUUAUUACACUACGCUGCGUGUGUUCUCUCUUAAAAAGUACACAAUUUUUAUUUUUUCAUUAAAUCUGCAGGGUACCCCUUUGUCACUAGUCUUUUCAUAAACGCUUGCUGUUUUAUCAUAUAGACACAUAUAUAAUUUCAUCAAGCCUUUUCCUCUAAAGAGGCAAUCCAAGCACUACAUUACAUUUUAUUGGUUAUGAUCAUAAGUUGCUAUUCUGUAGCCGUAUUAGUCGCAUAUUUUGUCAUCUAGUGGUUAUGGUGCUUAGCCCACCCCUAUAAGUUGAAGUUAUGCAAAAGUGUGUAGCAGCAACUGUGCAGAAAUGUUUUGUACUAACAUAAGCACUGCAAAUGCCUCACUCAAGUGGGCAUUGUCUGAUUUUUAACUCUAUACUAUGGGUGAUGGUCUAAAUGGUCACAGUGUGUGUCGCAGCUGUUUUUUUUUUUUUUUUUGGUGUGUGUUUAAAGAUGACAGCUGUAGUGUUUACGUAUGCCUAGAAUAUGCACAUAUAGGGAUUUUGUUAGUUAGAAGUAAAAUAAAUCCCUUGUAAAUAGCAUGGUGGUGUAGCUGCACAUGAUUGAUCUCUUACACAAUUUGUUUUUAGAGUACCACCAGCUUCAGUAGGACCAUACAAUGGACAUGCACUGCUUUUAUUGUAUUUUUCUUUUCUUCUUCCUCUUUUUGAAGAUAUAUGGUGGCUUUUGGACUGAUGAAUACUUGUUUGUAAAAACUUGAUCUAUUCACUAAAGAGAAUUUUUUUUACUUUUUUAGUUUAUGAUAAACUAGCAGAAAUGGGGAAAUUUACAUUUUAGGGAACACUGUGUGUGUGACAGACAGAGGCUUCCUUAUUCAAGCCAUGGACAUUGCCGGAAGAAAAGGGACCAAUUGCUGUCAGGCACAGUGUACUCCACUUUAAGUUUAGUCGGUUAGUAACUGGUUAUCCCCUAUAGGCAAGUAACUUCCAGGCACCAUAACAACUUUAAUUGAGGCACAGUUAUGGGGCCUGAGAUGUUCAUAUACCUUAAAAUAUAUAUUUAGAAAAAAAGUAAUCUAAAUUUUGCUAAAUUGUAUCAUACAACAUACACUAUAGUAGCAAGCUACAGAAUUCUACCCCUGCAGCGUUGCAAAUGAAAACAGCACUUUAUACAUGUAGCAAUUUCCAUGCUUAUUAGUGGCUGUCAGAUAAGCAGCCAUUAGGGUUUUCGAAGUAAUAUAGAUUCAAAUAAUGAAUCUGUUUGACUCCUGGCCUCAGAAUAUGAGGUGUGCAUCUUGUGCUUCUCUAUUGGAUUCAACUCUUCUCACAGUGAAGCACUGGAUUGCGGCAAUUGCAUACACCCUGUGUCCUAAAUAUUUGUAUGAGGAGCAUCUGAUUGGACAAAGUAAUCAGGAUUGAUGACAUCACUAGAGGAGAAUAAGACUGUUGUGCAGAGACUGCCUUGGCAUUGUAUUAGUCAAGUUUUUAAUGGUGAUUUUAACUGAUUCCUUUUUAAAAGGAAAGGCUAUGGUCUAAAAAUAAGGAACAUCUAUAUCUUUUUUUUUUUUUUUUUUGCUGGUUUUAAAAAUAUGGUGUUCCCUUUAAAAUCCAAUAUAGAAUUGGCCUAAUACUGUAUUAUAAAGGUGGUAGCAAACAUGAAGAAUCAAUGUAGAAAUGUUUUCCUUUUCUUUUGACCUUGUAUUUUUGAGGCGUUGUACAUGUUUGAUCUUUUAGCCGUUUUGGAAGUUUUGCUAAUUUAUAAUUGACUAAGACAUGAAUCCGUACAGGAGCUUCUUGUACCAUAGCCAUAAGAGCAUAACUGGUCAUGGUGCAGAGAGCUUUCACUUUUAAAGGAACACUAUAGUCACCUAAAUUACUUUAGCUAAAUAAAGCAGUUUUAGUGUAUAGGUCAUUCCCCUGCAAUUUCACUGCUCAAUUCACUGUCAUUUAGGAGUUAAAUCACUGUUUCUGUUUAUGCAGUCCGAGCCACACCUCCCCUGGCUAUGACUGACAGAGCCUGCAUGAAAAAAAAACUGGUUUCACUUUCAAACAGAUGUAAUUUACCUUAAAUAAUUGUAUCUCAAUCUCUAAAUUUAACUUUAAUCACAUACAGGAGGCUCUUGUAGGGUCUAGCAAGCCAUUAACAUAGCCAGGGAUAAGAAAAUCUUAAUUAAACAGAACUUGCAAUAAAGAAAGCCUAAAUAGGGCUCUCUUUACAGGAAGUGUUUAUGGAAGGCUGUGCAAGUCACAUGCAGGGAGGUGUGACUAGGGUUCAUAAACAAAGGGAUUUAACUCCUAAAUGGCAGAGGAUUGAGCAGUGAGGCUGCAGGGGCAUGUUCUAAACACCAAAACUGCUUCAUUAAGCUAAAGUUGUUCAGGUGCCUAUAGUGUCCCUUUAACUUUGAAGAGUUAACAGAAGUGAUUAUUAAACCUUUCAAGCACAUUUCGUCUAAAAUAUUAAGGGGAAAAAAAACUGUACCUUAAGUAACGUAACAUUCAGUUCCUUAAUAUGCCUUGUUGAUUUGUGGUGUAAUUAAGUGGUUUUAUAUUGCCUUAACCACAAUUGCAAUUCGUAAAUUUAAUUCCGAAUGAGGCCAGUCAUAUUGCUUCCUGUCGAAUGAUCCAGUUACCCUGAAAUAGAAAAAUGUUGUUUAAAAGGUACACAAAGGCCCCAAUCCAAAAUAACAUGAGGGUUCCUAAAUAUCCAAAAUAAGGAUCAUGACCAUAGGGGUGAUUUAUAUUUUGGAGAAUAUUUACCGAUUCCAUUUGUCAAGAAGAAAGCAGGGGAUCUCUCCCAUCUGACAGCAAUGUGUUGCUUAGCUAUACAUGGUGUUUUGUGCUAAACAGUCCUUGUUUAUUACUGUGCUUUUAUUAUUUAUUUAGAACAAUCACAAGGACUUGCUGAGAGCAUUUGUUCUUAAAAGGUUUGUGGGAGGACUUGGCAUGACUUGUAGUCAUUUGGUCGGUAUUCCAUAUGGAAUUGAUUGCAAUUUCUGACCUCAUGCAGGGACUCUGGGGAUCUGUGCAAAGUCUUUCUGAAUGUUGGAGUAGUAUUAUGACCAAUUGCAUUCUUUCUCCCUAAACCCCCCCCUCCACCCCUCUCUUUUCUCCUGUGUUAAGUCAGGAACGCUUGUUUCUUCAUUGGAAUCAUGGUUUGUGCAGUUUAGGAAAAAGUAAAGUUAUCUUGUAAUUCAGAUUUAUGUAUAAUGGAAUAUUCUUAGAGACCAGCCUCAUCAAAUUAGGCAGGGCAGGGAGAAGAAUCUAAAUCGUAAACAGAUGCUCGUUGUUUCUUCUCCUUGGGUACAUCACAAAAAGCGUAACUAAAGGAAAUGUCUUUCACUUCGAUUUCGAUGUCUAUAAAUGUUGUCCAUUGUUACCAUAGUAGAUUAAACCUUGAUCAAUGUGAAACACAUUUCCAUAAAAAGGAACUGAAAUUGCAGGGAAAUGGGAGGGUAUGUUUAAAUUUUGCUUUGCAUCCCAAAAUUAUGUUUAAGUCCUCUUCUGAUAGUUAGAAAAAGUAACACAUACCAACCUACAUAAUGGGAAUGUGCCUAAAACUGAGAAUGACAGACGCUUAUACUAUUUUCUCUGGAAUUCUUGGCCGUGAUGUGCCGGAGUUACUGCCAUAGAGAAUGGAAUACAAUGAUUCUCUAUGGCCGACCCUUACGGCACUUUGCAUGCACAGUAUCAAGGUGCCAAGGUGCUUACAAUUUCUCUCUAUACCUCCCUCCCCCUGUGCCAUUCAGAGGGUUAAAAACCCUUAAAACACUUGAGGCCAGCGUUGAGGUCCCUUGGCGCUGGCUCAGUCUCUGCCUCCUCUGUCAUCGCAAGGGGAACCUAAUGCACAUGUGCUGCAAUAGCUUUCAACAUAGGUGGCAUUCGAUGGGGUUUUGCAAUAUGCUGGACGUCCUCAUUUAAAGUGUAAAGAUGUCCAGUGUUAUUUCACGGAUUUAAUGUGAAACGGCAGGAAGCACCUUUAAUGGCUGUUUGGUAGAGAGCCACUAGAGGCAGUCUUAACCUUGCAAUGAAAACAUUGCAUAGUUUACAUUGCAGGGUUAAGGGGACAGGGGCACUCACUCAAUGAGAUGUAGUGGUCUUGGUGCCUCUAGUGUCCCUUUAAGGCUUCCCUAACGUAUAUUGGUCUCUUUUGGGCACAGCAAUCUGAACAAAGAGAUGAGGCUGAGGUGUAAAUGAUGCUGUAGGCGAACAGGGUAGCAGGCGCAAUUUUAAGUAUUAUUCUGAUUUACGAUACCUUUUCAGAAAUUCCCUGUUUGGGUUUUACUAGUCUAAUAAUAACUAGCAAAGGGUAAUACCGGAAAAUUUUUCCUAAAUAUCACAGGAAAUAAUGCAACCCAUUAGCUAACGCACACACCCUAAAUUUCCUUCCACUCAAUAUGAUCACUCGUCAUCCACAGUCUUAUUCGAGUUUCCCACGGAAAGAGAUUGAACAGAUUUAACGUGGAACUCUCCAGUAUCACUUGCAGUACUUAAGUGGUACAUCCUUGCCAAUCCUUAGAGAGGAAACCUCAGAGCACAUGUUUUCUGUGCUAAUUGCUGUUAGCCUCUUGAAAGGAAGUUUUCCUACUUAUUUUUAGUGAUGAAACUGUUUUUUGUUUGUUUGUUUGUUUCUGUAUUCUUCAACCUAAACACGAUUAGUAUAGACCAGGGGUCCUAAAACUGUGGCUCUCCAGAUUUUCCUGAACUGCAACUCCCAUGAUUCUUUUAAUUACAUAGAUAGCCAGAGAAUCAUGUGAGUUGUAGUUCAGCAACAUCUGGAGGGCCGGAGUUUGACGACCCCUUGUAUAGACCAUGGGUGUCCAGUCGCUGUUGUGUUUUGCAUUGUUCUUUUCAAGCCUGGCGCAUAUGAGAAUAAAGGCAUUUGUAACUGGGUUUUUGGACAUUGCUGGUAUAUGGUAGGGAUCGACCGGUAUUGAUUUUUUAAAUUUUUUUUUUAGAGCCGAUACCGAUAUUCUGUGAACUUUCAGGCCAAUCGCAGAUAACUUACCGAUAUUCUGUACAUUUACCAUUUUGAAAAAACAACAACUAUUUCUAAAGGUAAAUGCACAAAAUAUACAUGCUAUGUGUAGUGGAUGCAGUGUGCUUAGACAGGGGAGCUGUGUGUCUUUGUGUAGUGUGUGUAAUGGAUGCAGUGUGUGUUUGUAUAGUGUGUAGUGGAUGCAGUGUGUGUGCGUGUGUAGUGGAUGCAGUGUGUGCGUAAAGUGAAUGCUGUAUAGUGGAUGCAGUGUGUUUGUGUAGUGUGCAUUAUAUAAACACACUGACUUAUAUACACACACACUACAUUAUAUACACACUACACAAACACACACUGCAUUAUAUUCAGUGUGUUUGUGUAGUGUGUGUGUGUGUGUGUAUAUAUAUAAUGGAGUGUGUUUGUAUGUAUGUAAUUGAGGGGGCAUUUUUUAUUAAAACAUUUUUUAUAUAUAUUUUUUUAAUAUUUAAUUUUUUAUUUUUUUUUGUCCCCCCUCCCUGCUUGUUACCUGGCCAGGGAGGGGGGAUAUAGCAGUCCCUGUUGGUCCAGUGGUGUGUACUGAGCAGUGGGGGCCGGCAGCAAACGUUUACUUACCUCCCAGCAGCUACUCUGUGUAAAUCUCGCGGCCUGCAUGGUAACCCGUGGCAAUGCCCUGACGGCUGCGGGUCUCGCGAGAUUUACACAGAGGAGCUGAUGGGAAGGUAAGUAAGCACUUGCUGCCGGCCCCCCCAGGACCGCCAUGCUUGUAAUGGGCCUGGCGGUCCUGUUAUAUAUUAUCGGCAAUAUCGGUAUCUGAACUGGCCGAUACCGAUGUUGCCGAAAAUACUGAAUAUCGGCCAGACCGAUAAUCGGCCGAUCCCUAGUAUAUGGGGCAUUAUCUGGGUCACCACACUGCACAAGUCUUUUUGGAAAUUAUCUAGAGAAUCUGAUAAGACAACCUCCAUAAACAGAGAAUUCCACAUCUUUAUUGUUCUUACUGUAAAGAACCCUUUUCUCUACUGUAAACAAAAAACGACUUUCUUCUAGGCUCAAUUGGUGACCUCUUGUCUGUUGUAUAUUCCUGUUAAUGAACAGGUUACCACGUAGCUAUUUUUACUGACCCUGUAUAUAUUUGUACAGUGCUAUAAGAUCCUUUCUAAGGCACUUUUUUUUUUUUUUUAAUUGAAAACAAACACAGUUGUUUAAGCCUUUCCUCAUAACGGUUUCCCACCACCCUUGCUAGUUUUGUAACUCACCUCUGCACUUUUUUUUUAAAUCUGGUGCCUAAAAUUGCACCUCAUAUUCAAGGUGGGGUCUUAUAAAUGAUUUGUAAAGAGGCAAAAUGAUAUUUGGAUUCAUGUGAAUCAAAACACUUUAUUUUUUUUUAUAUACAAGAAAGCACCUUACUAGCUUUUGCAAUAGCAGAUCUGAUUGCAUCCUGUUGCCUAGUUUGUGAUCUAUAAUUGUUCCCACGUUAUUUGCAUUUAAUGCUAUACAUUAAAUGGAGUUGUUGGGGCUCAGUGGCUUGUGGGUUCUUUAUUCCAAAAUGCCUGACUUUGCAUUUAUCUGUAUUGAAUCUCAUCUGCCAGUUGCCUGCCUAGUCCCCCAAUUUAACCACAUACCUCUGUAGUUCUAUCCUGUUCAGACUGCAUGUUCUUACCUAGCUUUGUGUCAUCUGCAAACACCGACAAAUGCCAACUUCAAAAUAAUUUAUAGACCGAUUUCAAAGAAAAGUGGACCAUGGACAGAACCUGAAGCACUCCAUUUAACACUUUUUUUUUAAUUUUUUUUUUUUUUUUUUUAAACCUGAAACUUUCCAUUUACAACUACUAAAACUGUAUUUUAUUUAUUUAUCACAUUUUCUUUUACUGGCAUUAAAUAUAAUUUGUUCUAGAAAUAUUGACUGUUUAUGCUGUAAUAUUAUGAAGCUUUUUUUAUAAAUUUUUUUUUUUUUUUUUAAGGUUAAUCAGUCAGUUUUAAUUGGCAUUGAAUCAAACAAUGUGCAAAUGUUUCCACAAUAUCUACAAUCUCCUGCCACAUUUUUCAUUAAACUUUAAUCACAUAAUUUACACUUUGGAGAGGAGAAUCUUAAUUUUAAGGACCGUGUAAGCAACAAAAUCACUUUGUUUUGAUGAAGUGUUUUAAGGGCAUAGAUGGUGCCCCUAAAGCGUUCCAUAUGGAACCAGUGCGGUUUCUAAGAAACAUCCUGAUUUACAUUUUGCUAUUAUAAUGCUUACAAGCAACCACUACAGCAGAGUAUUCGAUUCAGUGCUUCCCAAAGAGAAGUAUUGAACUGUCGAAUUGCAGAGAUUGCCAUCCCUGUGCCAUGUGUGCCCAUUGCUUCUCUAAAAAGACAUUGAAUUGGAUGAAGGUAAUCAUGAUUUAGGACUUUACCAAAGGAAGAUCGGGACAUCUAUGCUUGGCAGGUUUUAUUUUUUAUUUUUUUUAUUUUUAUUGUUUUGAAAAGGCAAAAAAACCCUAAAGUAACACUAUAGAAAAAGUUGUAUGUAUAGGUUAAUGAAACCUCUUGUAGAUCUGGACUAAUUGACAGACAGGCAGCCUCUAUUUAGGUCCAUUGUGCUUGGCAGCCUAUCAUAGGAGUUGUAGAACCUAAGUUGUUUUUUUUUAAACAUUCUUUAUUUAUUUAUUUUCACCUGUUCAGAAGCAUUUUGCAACCAUGGUGUAAACAUUUGUCUUAUGAUAUAACAUGUUUGACAUUGUUAUGUGAGUAGACAAUUUGUCUAGCUAGUUUCCAGCUUUGCUGUUGCAUUAGUUGGGUGUUGAUAGGUCGCACAAUGGUACAAAAAUACAAAAUUACACAAAUAUACACAAUCAAGUAAAAACAUAAACACCUUUUGGUCUCAGUGGUUGGGUGUUAUGCUCGCGGGAAGGUUUAGUGUUUCUGCGCUAUGGUUUUGGGAGACUGCUGGAGUCUGUUGUGGAUUGGCCCCCUUGAGUUGCGGUUAUGGUCCCCUAUGGGUACUCCCCUGUUUGUCAUGCGUAUGGGUUUCACCCUCUGAGCUCCCCUCCCCGUUAUGCCUCUAUUGGCCAUUUAUUGGGCCUGCGGCGUAGCCAGGUUCGGCGGGUUUAGCGCCGGCUCACUCAGCCAAGGGUCCCAAAUUUUAUGAAAGUGGCCUGACGUUUCAUGGACUAGGGCUGAGAUUCUGUCCAUUUCAAUGGCUUCCCUGGUUUUGCGGAUGAUUGUGGCUAAAAUGGGGACCUCCGGGGAGCCCCAGAGUUCCGCUAUCGCCCUCCUUGUAGCCAGAGCUAUUCUGUUUGCUAAUUUGUUUUGGGCUCUGGUUAAAGGUUCCCAGGGUUUGGAUAGAAGCCAGAUCCACGGGUCUAAGGGUAUAUCUGCGUGGAGUAAGCUGGAUACCAGGCAGGCCACCUCCGCCCAAAGCGGUGCUAGUUUAGGGCAUUGCCACCAUUGGUGUAUGUAUGUUCCCCUUUGCCCACACCGCUUCCAGCAGAGGUCCGAGUCGGUCCUACCCAUUCGGUAUAGUCUUGCGGGGGUUAGAUACCAUCGUAGUAGAGUUUUAUAGGCCUGCUCUUUGUGGUUGACGCAUAUAGAGAUAGAUGCUGUGGCCUCCCAUAUGUCCUGCCAGUCAGUCGGGUCUCCCGGUGGCCCCAGAUCCCUCUCCCAAGCCGCCACAUAUGCCAUCGCUCCUGGGACAUGAGUAGAGAUGAGCAGGCUAUAAUUAUCAGUGAUCUGGCCCUUGCGGGCUGGGUUAUGUAUGCAUGCUCGUUCAAAUGUUGUGCAUCUGUUGGUAGCUGCUAUCCUAUUUUCAGGGAGUUCCAAAAAGCUCUUUAGUUGUAUGUAUCUGAAAAAGUCAUGUGUGUUGUAUGGUGAGUGUUGUUGGGGAAGGUCUUUGUAUUGCAUUAGUUUUCCUCCCUCAAAGAAGUGGCAUAUUCUAUAAAGGUCGUUGUGUUCGUAAUGAGCGAAAUCUUUUGGGUUCAUUCCUGGGCUAAAUGCUUUAUUGCGCAGUAUGGGUGUCAGUGGUGAUGGGUUGUUGAUGAUAGGGAAUUUUUGGGUAAGCUUAUCCCAGGAGCUGAUAGAAUUAGCUAGUGUCGGGGAUAGUGGCAGGGGCCGGGAGAUCCGUGGGACCCAUAUGUACAAUGAGGGGAGGUCGAAGCCAAAUAUGUCGUGUUCUAGGUCCACCCAGCGCUUCGCUCCCGGUGGGGCGUGUAGAUGUUGUAUCUGUGUGGCUUGCGCCGCAUGGUAAUAGUGUUGUAAGUUGGGAAGGCCCAGGCCUCCCGUCCUAUUAGGGAUGUACCUGGUCGCCCUUUUCACUCUCGGUCGUUUAUUCGACCAGAUGAAUUUGUCGAUAUGUGACUGUAGGUAUUUGAAGUCCGAGGUGGGUAUGGGGAUGGGGAGGGUUUGAAAAAGAUAGAGCAGUCUUGGUAGGAGGUUCAUCUUCACCGAGGCUAGGCGUCCCAGCCACGACAAAGACAAGUCCCUCCAUCUCUGCAGGUCUUCUAUGAUUUUCUGGAUCAGCGGUGAGUAGUUAAGUGUGUAUGUGCGCUGUAGUUCCGCUGGUAGGUUGAUCCCUAGAUACGAGAUGUGUGAGGCCUUAUAAUUGAAGGCAUAUGUGGUCCGUAGCGUUUGUCUUUGAUUCUCCGGUAUGGUCAGCAUGAGUGCUUCAGUUUUAUCGAAGUUUAAUUUGUAUCCCGAUACCUCUGAGUAGUCGUCUAUGAGUUUGAGGAGAGGUGGGAGUGCGUUCUGCGGAUCUGUGAGUGACAGCAUCAGGUCAUCAGCGUAUGCCGCAGCCUUGUAUGUUUGUGUGCGGAUUUUGAUGCCUGUGAUCUGGGGAGUGGUGCGGAUAAGAUGCAGUAGCGGUUCAAGUGAGAGGGCGAACAGGAUGGGGGACAGGGGACAGCCCUGCCUCGUGCCAUUGUAGAUGGCGAACGAGGGGGGGUUCGUGUUUGGUAUGAGUAGGUUGGCAGUAGGAUUAGAGUAAAUCAUUCGCAGGGCGUCUUGAAAUGGUUUGGGGAAUCUGAGUUUCUCCAGAGUGGCAAAGAGAAAUGGCCAUAGUAACCUAUCAAACGCCUUUUCGGCGUCCAGGGAUAGGAGUAGCAUUGGAAUGGAGCGCUGGGUAGCCACCCAGAUCAGGUCUAGCAUCCUCUUGGUAUUGUCGCUAGCUUGGCGAGUGGGGAUGAAGCCCACCUGGUCCGGGUGGAUUAGUGAUGUGACAUGUGGUAGCAGCCUAUUGGAGAGUAUUUUCGUGAACAGUUUGAUAUCUACGUUCAAUAGGGAUAUUGGCCGAUAGUGGCCUGGGUCUGAGAGGGGUUUGUUGGGUUUAGGUAGAAGGCAAAUGUUGGCUUGCAGCAUAUCUUUGGGGAGUGGGUUUCCCUGCAGCAGGGUGUUGUAUAGUUGUACAAGAUGGGGUAGGAGAGUGUCCCGGAAUGUUUUGUAAUAUAAGCCCGGAUAUCCGUCCGGUCCUGGGCUUUUGUUGGGUUUGGUGGCCCCUAUAGCCGUUGCAACUUCUUGUUCUGUGAUCUCCAUGGAGAGUUGGGUGAUUGCGCUAUCCGAUAGUGUGGGCAGAUGAGUUCGGUCUAAAAAGGUUUGGAUACGGUCUUGUAGGGUGUCGGUCCAUUGCCUAUGGUGGGGGGAGUGGUCAUAUAGGUCUGCAAAAUAGUGUUGGAAUACCUCCGCAAUUUUGGUAGGUACCUCUGUGUCAUGACCCGAUGGUGUGCGGAUGCGUGUUAUCUGCUUGGCCUGGAUGCGCUUGCGCAGCCUGCGGGCCAGGAGUGUGUCGGCUUUAUUGGAUUUUUCGUAGAACUUUUGUUGUGUCCAUUGUAGAGCCCUGGUGGCAUCCACUACCAUUGCAUUGUGAAGGGCCUGUCGUUGGUGUUGGAGUUGUGUGGUGAGGUCCGGGGUGGGGGUGACUUUAUGGAGGGCUUCAAGGUCCCUGAUGGCCGCUAGGAUUUUCUCUAUGUUAGCGAGGCGUCUUUUUUUAUGCGCAGUGGCUAAGCUAAUAAGGAUACCCCUGAUCACCGUUUUGUGUGCUGCCCAUAUAAUUGCAUUUGAUUGUACUGUGUCCUUGUUUGUAGCGAAGUAAUGUUUGAGUUCUGUUGUGAUUUGUUGUACCGUUUGAGGGUCGUUGAGUAGUGUCGGAUUAAGUCUCCAGGACCAGGGUCUGGAGAUUCGUGGGGGCUGGAACGUGAGUGCUAUCUCAGCGUGGUCGGACCACGUUAUGUUGCCUAUGGAAGUCAUUGUUAUGAGCGGAAGUAGUGACGGGGAAACCAGGAAGUAGUCUAUACGUGAGUAUGUUUGGUGUGGGUGGGAAUAAAAGGUGUAGUCUAGUGUGGAGGGGUGCUGCAGUCUCCAGACAUCUAUCAGGUUGGUAGUGGAAAUUAAGUCUGCCAUGAAUUUGUCGUUUCUGGUCGGUGCUGGAGUCUGUGGUGGUCGUUUGAGUCUAUCUGCCUGUGGUUCAAUCACGGCGUUGAAGUCCCCGCCUAUAAUCUGGUGGGCGUUUGGUGUAGGCUGAGAUGUGCACUUAGAGUAGGCCAGAAUCCCGGGUCCGGGGUUGUGGGGCCAUAGACCGAGGUGAUCGCGUAUUUGGUUGGGCCUAUUGAGCCCGCCACCGUAAGGAAGCGGCCGUUGGGGUCCCUGUGUGUGGUGGUAAUCUGGAGGGGGCAAGUUUUCCUUAGGAGAAUCGCCACUCCAUUGUGUUUGCCUGAGUUGGAGUUGGCAAAGUAGCAAGCCUGGAAGUGGCGGCUCAGGAGAGGGAAAGGCCGUGUGUCUGCAUAGUGUGUCUCCUGUAGUAGGAGUAUGUCAGCUUUACUGCGGUUUGCCCAUCUCAUGAGUCGGUGUCGCUUAGCGGGGUUAUUCAGCCCUUUACAAUUGAUUGAGAUGCACGUCAGACUAGCAGUCAUGGUUGUGUGGUGGAGCGUGGUUCGCUAUUACCUCCCCCCAGUGGUGGACGGUGUCCCGUGUGUCGAGAUGUUGUGUCCGUCAUGUGUCCUCCUGCUGAGACCAUUUCAAACCAUUGAACUAGGAUUAACAUUGAAAACCAAAUAAUACCUAUACAACAGAAAAAAAAACGCCUGGUCUUAUGGUGUGCGCCAGGUCAAAUGGAGUGGGGUGUGUGGAGUCGUCCCCACCUGGUUGGAUCUCGUGACCCCCGUACUGUGCUGAGUGGUGCAUUGCACAGUUCAGUCUCCGUGUGCUUCCCGCUCUGGGCAUAGGCGGGCUGUAAUCAGUGCCCCGGGGUGGGUUCGCUCUGGGUCUUCCCCAUCGGGUCUAGUGGGUUUGUGCCAGUGGACCAACAUAGCUGCGUUGAGUUUGGCGAUUCCCGGGGGAGCCACCAGGGCUUCCUGUCUCAUUUAGUGAGAGUCGCCAAUGGUACGUACCUCUCCCUUACCCCCCCCCAUCCUUCCCAUCCCAUGUUUUCCUCCUCUCCUUUCCUUUUCCCCCCCGUCGUCCCCAGCUGCUCUAGCACCUGUCCUUCCCCCCUUUCUCCCCCCCCGUGUCAGGCCCUUUUCAGCGCCCUAUAGUGUCCUCCCCAUAACUAUUUUGCGUCCCCUUAAACCUUAGUGAACCAUGGCUAAAGUAGCGCCAUCAGACACAGCGUAAAAGUAUAUGGUGGUGUGCGUUCUCGCACUCAGAAGUAGGUCAAACAGUUUGGAAGUCCCUUUAACUCUCUUAGGAUAGUCUCUGCCAGUGAGUGGGUGAGUCCAUGAUGGGCUUGUUCCAUGCCAUUCAGGUGUCCCGGUCGCGAGUCUGCACCGAUGUCUGCUGCUGGCGCUUGGGUGGUCGGUUCCGGGGUGUCCGAAGUUUUUCCCAGAGUGGCAUCCUUUGUGGUCUGGCGUUGUCCACUGGUUUUCUAGAUUGCGCUCGUGCAUCGGGUAAGCUGAUGCCCAAUGCGGCAGCGAAGGGCGCCAUUUUUGAGAUAUCUUGCAGGACGUGUGUGCUCUCAUGUUGGCGGACUAGUAGCUUGAAGGGGUGUCCCCAUCUGUAUGGUAUGUUGGCUUGUGCCAGUGCGCUGGUUAGGGGUUUGAGCUCUCUGCGUUUCAUUAAUGUGGUAGGUGAGACGUCUUGGUAAAACUGAAGAGUGAUGGCGUCAAAUUUUGGCGGAGUUUUUCGUGUGGCCGCCAUGAUGGCUUCUUUAACAGUAAAGUAGUGAAGGCGUACUAUUACAUCUCGGGGCGCCAUUUGGUUUUGGCUAGGAGGUUUGAGGGCUCUGUGCGCCCGGUCUAUGGCGAGGUCUUGUGGCGUUGCUUCUGGAAGGAUUGUAAGUAACAAUUCGCGCAGCGUGGAGAGCAGCAUGUCAGGCGUGACUGUUUCGGGGAGGCCCCUAAUCCUUAUGUUGUUACGCCUAGAGCGAUUAUUUAGGUCUUCCAUACCUGUCUCUAAUUCUUCCACUUUGUUCCUCAGUGUAGUGAGCUCAGCUUGGUGCAUAUUGAGGUUUUCCAUGAGAUCAUCUGCCCUCUGCUCCACCUGCCCUGUCCUCUCCCCCAGGUCAGCCAGAUCAGCCUUCAGAAGUUGCAGCUGUUUUCCAAUUUCUGCUGCCAUGUGUUUCUUUAUAUCUGCUGCAGCUUCUUGCAGCAGUAGUUGCAGGUCCCUCUUGGUGAGCGGUGUGGAAGCUGAGCCAGCUGCCUCACUGCGGUCUGAGUCGGAUGCAGAGUCUUCCCUCCGUUGUGGGGAAGAUGGCGUCUGGCCUCGUGGUUGCCGGAACAGAGGGGCCACGGAUGGCGGCUGUUCAUGUUUUUUCCGCCCCCCCCCCCCAAUGUCCGCUUGCGCCUACCGGUGUUCCGGUGUAUGUGCUGCGCCUCUGGGGGUCCGUGCACUGAUUGUGGCUAGGUUUGUAGCUGAAUGUGUAUGCCCGUCGGCGGGAGCUUUCGCGCUAUGUGGCCAUUUCAGCUCGCGGUCAGGCUCCGCCCCCAUCCUGUUUAUCUAAAUCUUAUAUCAAGCGUGCAACUUAGGCCUUCCCCACAGGAAAACUUUAAAUCAGUGCUUUCCUAUGGGGGGGGAUUUGAAGAUGCAGUGCGUCCACAUGUCUGGUAGACAGCCCCUUGUGGCAGUCUUAACCCUGCAAUCUAAACAUUGCCGGGAUAAGGAGACAAGGACAUUGCACCAGAUAACUUCAAUGAAAUGAAGUGGUCUGGGUGCCUAUAUUGUCCCUUUAAAUGUGCACUUUAAAACUGUGGGUCUGCUCACAUACUUACAGAGCAUGGCUUACAUUCCAUGUGUCAUAUAACCUGCAGAAGCGAAUGCUAUUCAAUUGUUUCUCUGAAUCUCAGAAGAAUGCAGUAUCAUGACAGAGGAAUGCAGUAGAACCAUUCUUAGCAGGGCAGGACUUGGCUGUAGGAUUAUUUAUCCGAUACGUGACCUACCUGUUUAGUCUUUAGCAGCCAUCUGUGAAAGGUCAGCCUUCCUGUGCAAUUGCUAGGAGCCCUCAAAAAUGUACUCCCAUUUUUUUCCUUUUGUGUAUUGCUAAUUAUAUGUGAAAUACCAAACAUUGAGCCUAGCUACUGUAUGUAGGGGAACUUUCCGGUUGUAAAGGGCGUUUUUGAUGCUUGUAAUAAACCGCUGGCCAAUUGACAUACAAAAUGAAUCUUAUAUUGCUAGAUUUUGCCAUGUGCUUGAUGUGUAUAGAUCUGCAAUAAUGUAUAAUGGCAAUUUAAAUAUUUGCGAUAUUGGGUUAGUUCAGUCAUUCUCAUUACAAAAUAUAGAUUGGUGUGUAUAGUUUACUGUUGUAUAGUGAUGAUAUAAUUUCUUAUUACAUAGGUUACAGUUAGUUAAAUGGGCACUGCCAACAGUUUAGCUUUAAACUAAAAUAAAGGACCAUUAUUAUGCACAUGCAGUAAAAUAUAUAUUUUCCUUUUAUAAAUUGUUAAAUAGAAUAUAGUAAACUCUCAUAUAAGACUCUUCCCUGUGAUGGUUAUUCUUUUGGGAUAUUUUAGAUCGUUUCAAUGUUUUAUUUUUUUCAUUUUUGGUCCCAGGUGGCAGUUGGUUUGUUUUAUCUCCUGUGUGUUUCUACCCCCUUACAGAAAGUCCAGGUUAUCCACCUUCAGUUGAAUGUUACUGGCAAAUUUUGAGUGCUGCAACAUAGAGGUGGUGAUGGCUUGUUUUUUUAUUUUAUUUUUUUAAACUCUGAAAUCCCAUCAUCUUUAUAACAGUGUGUGAUUGUAUUAUACGACACUAGAAUGAAUCUAAAGGGCAUAAAACGCCUCCUCGCACAUCUGCUUCUUUGUGAACUCCAAGCUUGAUGGCACGCUUCACGCCAUUUAGGGACGAAGCUGAAACAAUGUGUGCCCACCAGAAAGACUGGACGGGAAAACCAUGUUUUCAGGUUGUAGGCUUGAUCACCUGCCAAGUUUUGUUCAUCCACUCUUAAACUACCCGAGGCAUCAACAAAGGUGCAUUAAAGUUGUUAUAAAAGUUUUGGAAAGGCACAAGAAGUAUUUUAUUGCUCAUAUAGUAUUGUUAUUGUACUUACAUGGUAUACAGCACGGCUUGACAAAUCCAGUACUAAUUUUACAUGGCGACACAAGUGGAAACGGGUAUUGAGAGAGUGGUCUUUCAAUUAGUUGAAGUUAUAACAGGAUGUAAUAUAGAAUCACACCCUUCCGUCUGACUGGAUAAAUAAGCUUGGGAGCUGUCUAUGCUGCUGUAACUGGGAGGUACAACCCAUUUUCCUCCAGUGGCAUGACACAAAGGCAUCCAAAUGGUAGAUUGGUUUUGGACAUUAUUGAAAUAUAAUGGGCUGGGGUAGGAAGAGCAACAGAAAUGGACACAGGAUAAGAAGGGCAAGAAGAGCAGCGGAAAUGGGAGGAUCAAGCGGAAAAAUGGAAACGUCUAAGCUCAAACUUUGAACGUAAAGCAACGGCCUAACCCCAAAUUUAAUACUGUUCCCUUUCAAUCGCUUGUAUAUAUUGUUCUUGUAUAAGUUUAUAAAUAUGUGUUAAAACCUGAAUAAUAGACAUUUUGUUUGUCUCAUAACUUUUGGACCGGUUUCUUAGAUUUUAGGUAUUUUUGUCAAAUUUGUCUCCCAUGUUUCAUUCUGCAAUGGCUGUCCACUUUGGAUAAUACUUUUAAAUGCCAUUGUUUUGUGCCGUAGAAGACUGCUGUGUUUUCCGUAGUUGCCUUUGAUGGAAAUAAUCAGAACCUGGUUGACCUAUAGUAAAAUAAAAGUCUUGGUAUUCAUGCUGAUAAGAGUCCUGGACAUGCUUCUGAAUGCCUGCAGCCUAGAUCUAUAGACAUAUGACAUUUUCUUAAUGUAUGACUGCAGUCACCCACUUGAAUUGUCUAUGCUAAAACUGACCUAAUUUCAAUUAAUGCAUUAUUAGGCAAAAUGCAAAUAUUUGAAAAGUUCAUAUAAUGGCUAAUCCACAGUUGGGAGCAUCUCACUUAGGUUUAUAAUGUGUGAAUCAUGUUCCAUACGUUUCUGCCUGCCUUAUUGAUUAGUGAAUGGGUAGAGGCAUGACCCCAUGUGUAGGAAUUCAUACAGAAUAUACAGAAAUUGGUCAAAUUGACCACUUUAGACCAUGUUUGAUGUACAUGUCAAUAGGCGUAGGCUUUUUUUAUUUUAUAAUUUUAACUUUUUAUAAUCACUGCUGUUAUGAGUCAGUGAACACAGUAACAAUGUGAUCAGGGUACCUCCUUGCACCAUAACCAAUUAGUGUUCUUUUAUUAUAUUCAGUGUCUGUGUUACUUUGGGUGCCUUCUUUAAUUGCCUAGACUAGAGUAUUAUGUAAUAGCAGUGUUUUGGAUAGCUAUUGUAAUAGUUUUAAACGGUAAUUACAGCUUCUUUGUGUGCUUGUUAUCUUCGCCCUGAAAGCUAAUGAUUAUAGCAGUGGGAAAAGAAGGCAUGUAUUUGAGAAUGAUCUGCUGCAACUUGUAUAAAUUACAAUUGAAGAGUUUUUUUGGGGAUGGUGGGAAUAAGGCUCCACCUGUAGUAUCUGAGUCGCAGGUUCGAUUCCAAGCAACCUCAGACCAGCCUUCCAAGUGCUAUAAAAUAAUUACCAUUAAAUUGUGGGAUAACCUCUACACCAGGGGUGCCCAAAAGGUAGAUCCCCCAGAUGUUGUAGAACUACAACUGCAAUCAUGCUUUGCUUUAUAAUGACGACCAAACAUUAUGGAAGCUGUAGUUUGAAAACACCUGGGGAUCUGCCGUUUUGAAACCCGAGGUCUAGACCUUUUGGGUAUACUUAUCUCAUUGAUUGUAUGCGUGUUUGAGCUCUGCCUUCUUCAUCUGGUCUGUUAAUAUUUUAUAUGUAAUAGGCAAGUAUUCGAUGACAGGGUCCCGGACCCACCUGUUGGCACACCUUGCACAUGGGUCUGAUUUUAUCCCCAUUCUAUAAUUUUGAUGUGCUGUACAAAAUUCUGUCUAAAUAAUAUAAUAAUGAAAAAUGUAGUUAGAUUAUGUAAUUCAUAUAGGGGUGUUGGGGGAUGGGGGGAGGGAGGGGGAGAAUGAAGCAGAAUACACUACUUCCUGGAGGCCUAUAAGGAAAGAGUAUAACAAGAGUAUAGGUUAUAUUCUCAACAAUUCAUACUUGAAUGAAUAAACCUUUACAAAUCCCCCUUCCUCUAUUCAACAGAGAAAUACAACUCACAGAAAUGCUUUUUAAAAUGAGUUUGAUGCAAUUAAAUAAUUAAUUCUAGUUCUAAAUGAGGCAGUCAUAUACAAUAAUAGUCUUGCCCCACGGCUGCACAUCCAGCCACACUCCCUGAAGAAGUGUCCCACUUUGUUCUUUUGAAAUAUUUUAGAAAUAUCCUCUUAUUUCAGAUAUUAAAGGAAAUGCUUAAUUUUUUCCCAUAUACUUUUUUUACUGCCUGUUCUGUGAUCUGCUUUUUUAAAUUUUAUUUUUUUAAUACGUUUUAAUCAUGUUAAUGAUAUAUUUCCUUUAAUGAUGACUUCAUACAUAUACAGUAUUCUAUUAAAUGCCGAUCUCUGUGUUCUAAAACCUACCAUUUAGUUAUUUACAAAGACUGCCUUGUGGCUGAUAUUGGCUGUUUGCCUGCCAUUCUGCUUUGAUACAACCUUCUGAUUUCACACAAGAUGUAACACUUUGUGGCAUUUGAAACUGUUACAAAUUAUCUGUCAGUUUAUGUAAGUUUAAGUAAUUCACACUGAAUAUAUCUCGUUUUAUUGCAAUAUGUAGUUUUAUAUUCAGUUGGAUGUACUGUUUACUGCUUAGGGAUCUUCUGUUGAGGUUAGUUCAAUUUUUGGCUGUCUGUAUAGUGUAGAUUAGGCACAUCGGGUGAAUGGUGGUCACAUAUAAGGCAGUUGGGACACAAAAAUCUCUUGUGAAACCAGAUUGUUUGUGUUGCAACAUUACUGAAUACGUCCUCGUUCUUGAAAGAUGAGGUAACCUGAAAAGGAAACUUGUACUUUUGAGGUAUUUAGAUUUUUUGCAAAGAUGCCUCAAGGUGACAUUUUAUGCUUUCGUGGUGGUGGGUGACAGGAGACUUCAUAUUUUGCAUAUUAGGCAGUUAUGAGUCCCAGUCUUAAUUCUCUUUAAGCAGUUUAGUAGAGAAUUCCCUGAUUUGAUAUCUUUAUAUUGGGCAAUCCCACAUAAGAAUAUCAAACUAAGGAACUAGCUACUAAACGGCUUGAAGUUUUGAAAUUAAGAUAAUGUUUUUUCUUGAACUAAAUCUAGAUCUAUGCGAUCCCACAUAAGUAAAGCAUUAAGGGGCUAUAUGCUAACCAGCUGCUAAAUAGAUAAGAGGGGUGUGUUGGCAUGUAAAUGCAGGGGUGUGUUUGAGUACAGUGUUGACAUUUGAAUGCUGAGAUAAAAGGACAUAUAUAAUAAACCUACUGAAACACACACACACACACACCGUGAGACCCCUACAUACUGACACACACACACACACACACCGUGAGACCCCUACAUACUGAUACACACACACACACACACACACCGUGAGACCCCCUUACAUACUGACACACACACACGUCAUAAUUUGCAUGUUUGUAACCACCCGUUGCCUCUAUAUCUUUCUGGGUGCAUGGGAUGGAUUUCCUGUAGUCCAGUGGGUUCUGAAGCUGAUGGGAGUCUGGUCCAUGCUCUGUCUGCUCCUCCCUCCUCUUUGUCUCCCCUCCUCUGACUUCCUGUGCGGCUCUUUAGCUGUGAUGAAGUGACCUGAACUCCCUUCCUUCCAGCACUGACUAUCUAAUAGGGGUCAGGUUUUGCUGUAAAAUGGCAGGUGCAUAUUCCUGUGGAAUAUGUUGGUGCUAUAUAAUUUGUAAAUUUAAAAGAAAAAUGAGCAUUGUAUAUGUAUUGUGAUUCUGAUUGUUGUAUUCAGCAGUGUUAAUUCAACAUAUGUGAUGGUUACCCUUUUACAGUCUUAAAAUAGAUUUUAUUUAUAAUUUAUUUUUUUGUUACAGAGUAUGGAACACAGGAGUUGGUUCCAAGUCAUGCAAUCCUACAGAUAUAUAUAUUUUUUUUCUCUCCUGUGCUGUCCUAACUGUAGUAUGAGGAAAUGGCUGAAAUAUUGUCUACAUUUUUAUACUGCUAAAUAUAGUGUAUGGAAUGCCCCCUAUUAAGUUCUGAUUUAUAUAGAGCUAUCACUUCUAGAUAUAACAGAUGCAGGUAUGGGCUUUAUUUUUCCUGUUCGUGGUGGCGUUAAUGCACUUUUUUUUUUUUUUUUUGUCCACUUAUAAUAAGCACGCCACACCCCUUGUAUAAACUGUGGCUUUACACUUCACUUUUCAUCAGACACCGUCUGUUGUAAUUAUACACGCUCUCUUGAUCAGUGGAAUAAAAUGAAGCCAAAAGCAUUUUAAAGGUGUCUUUAAUCAACUGGCGUGUUCUUUAGUGUCAAGUCUUCCGUAAAAGAAUGCGUAUAAAACAACAGUAGAGUUUCAGCUCUCUGAUGUAAAAUCCACAAUGAAACAAGAUGUUGAACUAGUAGAAUCUAUGAAGUUAAGAACACACAAAAUUGUGGUUUGGGGAAAUUCUGAGAAUGUGUUAAGUUCAUUUAGUUUUUUGGUUGCAUGCAGUUCGUUCGGUUUUUUUAUUUACAUUUUUUUAUUUUUUUUUCCCCCCCUUAAUUUGCAGAUGAAGCCUUUCUUGCAGAAGCGCCUCUAGUGGCUAUCAGGAAGACAGCCACUAGAAGCUGUCUUAACCCUGCAAUGUAAAAAUAGCAGUUUCGCUGAAACUGCUAUGUUUACAUAUGAAUGGUUAAAGCUUGGGGGACCUGGUACCCAGACCACUUCAUUGAGCUGAAGUGGUGUGAGUGACUAUAGUGUCCCUUUAAGAAUAUAACAGAGAAUAGGACAUUACUUUAGGAGAGAUGGGUCAUUCAAUGUUAAGGUAAAUGUGAAGUGGAUGAAAUCUAUACAGUGACUGUAAUUGGAAAACUAGCCUGAAGAUGGAGUGCGCAUGCAGGAGUAAUCUGAAGGGAAAACUUUUUUUUUUUUGCUUUUUAAAAUUUUUCUUUCUAGGAAAAAAUGGCCUACGUGGACCCACUAGAUUUUUAUAUUCCAUUAUAUCCGUUUCUUUUAAAGCUACCCGAGUUAAAAUGGCCACAAACAAUGCGUUCUAGCUGGUGCCAUGUCUUCUCUUUAUAUAAUGAAUGCACUAUUUCAUAGCUGGGCAGAGUUUACUCAGACCUGUGCCUUGCCAGAAACUUCACCCAUUAUGAGGAACCCUUAUGGUGCCUAUAAACCACUGCUUAUGGGAAAAGCAGCCCUGCUCUGCUAUAGAAAGUAAAAUAAGCAUUAGUUGCUUCCUUGUCUGGCAACUAAUGGCAAAUUCUGUACAGGCUGGAGAUUUCCAGUAAAAGCAGGAACUUAAAAAAAAAAAAAAAUAGUAUCUUCAAUUUCCAGCUGCCUGGAGUGUCCCUUUAAGAAACCACUCCUCCUCUACUCCACACAUUUAGGUGAUGGGGGCAUCUUUUCUUGUUUGGCAGCUUUACUCCAGUUGCAGGAUUUCUUUUUAUUUUAUUUUUUUACUGUACCUUUUUGGUUUUUCAUAACAAGAAGGAAAUGUAACCUUGAGCGAGAGCACAUUUUGGUUAAGACACCUUGCUUUUCUAGCUAUUCCUGACUUAACUGAUGGAACAAUUUGCAGGUUUCUUUUAGAGGAAGUGACUAAACCUCAUUAUAAAACAUUCCUGUCAAAAACCUACCCUUUUGGUUUCAUCUAUACAACGCGUUUUAACCAAAAGCUAGCAGACGUACAGAUUAGAGGUUUGCUCGAACCAUACCUCUUCUAGGAAGCCACCUGGGGCAGCCAAAGCCGAUGUUAUCUUUGACUUCUGUUGAAUCAGUUUGAAGCUUUAGGCAGUAGGUGCCCCCAAAAAAUGCAUCUCUUCCAUGUGAUGUACUACUAUUACAACCAUUAUUUCUUUGCCAGCCUUUAGAAUGACAAACCAUCCUAGAUGUUGUAUCCUAAAACAAAUUUGCUUUAUGCUAUAAUCUCUAAUUUACUCUGCAGCUACACUAUUUUGCUAGCACAAUGUAUAGAUGUGGGAAGUAUAAAGAGGUUUGAACAGAACCUGGUCCUGUUAUGCGUGACUUAGUCCUCUUAAUAUUUUUCUGUCACUUCCUAAACACAAAUGGUUAUGAUAAUCUGAUGUGCUUUUUUUUUAUCAUGUGUAAGGUCAGAUGAGCCCUUGUUGCAUGUGCGUGCCAUUAUUGGAGUCUUAAAAGGAAAUGAAGAAUGCAGCUCAUUUUCAAACUGUAAUUCAUUGAUGUGGAUGAUUAUACACUUAUAUAUAGUAAUGCUAUGAACAAAUUAUUAAGGUGAAAAACUAUUCUGUGUGAAUGUUUCAAUUCCAUUUUAUUAGAUGUCUGAAGUAUCUCAUUCCAUUUAUACGUUCCACUGGCCUUUAUGUGUUGUUUUAGAUUUGUGCAGAAGACCUGUCCUGGUAUACGUGCUUGAUGAACAGCUGUAAGCUGCCAAAGCUAGCAUAUCAGAGCUUGCCUUUUCCUUUAAAAUUGGGGUUAUAGCUCAAUGGUAGAGUGUUUGUCUGCAGAUCAAGAAGUCUCGGUGCCCCCUUUAAAAAUCAAGAAUAGAAAGUUGUUUUCUGAAUGACAUCAGACCUUGUUUUCAAAUCACGUUGGUGUGAGAAUUUUCAGAGAGGGUAGUGGAUGCAUGGAAUAGGCUUCCAGCUGAAGUGGUAGAGGUUAAAACCGUGAGGGAGUUUAGGCAUGUGUGGGAUAGGCAUAAGGCUAUCCUAGAUUUAAGAUAAGGCCAGAAACUAAUGAAAGUAUUUAAAAAAUAGGGCAGAUGUUCUUAUGUGCCGUCACAUAAAAAAAAAAAAAAAAAUGUGAAAAUGUUUAAAUGUCAUCUUGACCACUCAAAAUCCUUAUCAAUCGUUAUGCCUGUGGUUAUUCUGCCUUCUAUUAAACUGGCUUGCAAAAGCCUUUUCACAGUUUUUGAAAUUUGACUGUGCAUCAGACAUUUUUUAUUUAUAUACUAAUUAUUAAUUUUUUAUUUUUUUACUGUAGUUUUUAGUUUGGGAAAAUGUGGAGACAUAUUUUUAUUACUUCCCUUUUAGUUUACUGUAAUAUAUAUCUGUAGAAAUUAGCACAUUCUGUGGGAAAAAUAUUCCACACCCACUAUUUUGUUUGGGGCUUCUGUCACUGAUCGUCCUUCGAACAUUUUUCUGGCCCUAUUGUUUCUUUCUAAAAUGUAAGUAUUUAAAAUGUGAUGUAAGGCACAGACAUAUUCUAUAAACUAGAUUAACUAAAUUGGGAAUCAUUGAGAAGAUAACUACAGGAUAAUUUAAUUUAAAAAACAAAACAAAAAACCCAAACAUAAUUAGUAAAAUUAUUUGCUAUUUAUCUAGCUCAAUAUAAUAUUCAUUUACCGUUUAGUGAAUAACUUUUUGUAAACAUUCCAUUAAAUUCUAAUGAGGGAAUAGGGAGUUUUCUGCCCAAGAAAAAAGCAUUGGCAUCCAUUUUUUAGGCUAGCAAGGCAUCGAAGUAAAUGUAGUUUAUUUUAUGUACCACUUUUAUGUGUGUUCUUUUGUGCUAGAGCUUUUUCCCACGAUUCACUAUAUAGUUUAUCUGUAUCAUUGAACUCCCCCCUACAAAAAUACAUGCCCUUUGAUGCUGAUCCUGACAGUUUGUUUGCAAGUGUGUCAGGGUUGCUCCUCUUUAAUUUUAGGAUGGCAUAUGCUGCAAGAAGGUGUGUGUUUUUUUUUUUUUUUUCUGGUUUAUUUAUUUUUUUUAAUAAAAUUUGUUUCGUAUUGAUAUUUUAUAAUUCCUUACUUGUACAGUAACUUCAUAUUUUUAUUGUGCAGUAUAACCGGAAUAUACAGUCAUGUUGAUGCUGUAAGCCCUAAAGCAACACAUUUUGAAGUGCAGAGACGUAUCGGAAGCAGACGGCUGGCAAAACAAAGUACAUGCCAUCAAAGCAAAACCUCAACUAGUUUUCAGCCCUGCGUAAAUAGUAAGGGAUCGGAAGUGACCCUUGCAAUUUGUAUGCACUAAAUAUUUUAGAUUGAGGGUCCCCACCAAAGUCCAUUUAGUUAAACAAUUAUCCCACAGGACAGCUUGACUUGUGUAACUCAAAGCAAACCAGCAUUGCAGUUAGGCCUUGCUCCUGCUUAUCUGCAUUCUAAAAUAAAAUUUUAUUAAGUAAUAUGUGUAAGUAACUUCCAGAACAGUUAACAGAGAAUAAUUAUUUUAUUUCUGGAUUUAUUAAUUUUUUUUAAUUUUUUUUUAAAUGACGCGCAAGGAAAGCCAAGUAGUUGCUUCCCAGAUAUUUUGCCAGUCUUAAAGGACCACUAUAGUCACCCAGACCACUUCAGCUCAAUGAAGUGGUCUGGGUGCCAGUUACCCCAGGUUUUAACCCUGCAGCUGUAAACAUGGCAGUUUCUCUGAAACUGCUAUGUUUACAUUGCAGGGUUAAUCCAGCCUCUAGUUUGUUUUCCUGACACUAUAGUGCUCUUUUUAAUAUGGGUUUACCCUGAUAUCGUAGAAGUGUGUAUGGGAAAUGUAUCUGAGUGGUAGUAAAGCAUGAGAAUAUAUUUGUGAGGUAGAUCAUCGGGGUGUUAAGUCUCCAAUGGACUCCAGCAACCAUAACAACUUUAUUGAGAUCAAGUUAUGGGGGCUGGAGUCCAACAGGGCUUCUAUGAUGAUCUAUAGGCCUUAAACCAAAACUCUGCAGGUUUGUUUUUUUUGUUAUGGUUUAAAUGUUGCAGUAUCAUUUUUUUUUUUCUUCACACUUCUAUAACGUUUCAGGGAAAUGGAUGGCUAUGUGACAGUCAUAUGUGCCUGACACUUGUUCUCUUCACAUUGUGUCUGUGAGUGCUUGUUGCACAGAUCUUCCUUCUAUUCCCCAAAGUAAUGAAAAAUUGAUGUCCUCCAAAUAAGUGCUGCCUGCAAUAUUAACCCCUUCACAAUGGGACACGUGUGUGUGUGCGCGCGCUGCUUUCACUUCCGGCCUGUACGUCUGGCUGGGAGCAGCUCUUUGCCGAUGCUUCUUCCUGGUCAGAGACUGGAAGGGAAGCAUUCAGAGGGGCCUGCACCAUGCUGGAGGUGCAGACAUGUAGCAUAUGGCCUAAUUGAUAUAAUUAAAUACUCAAAAGACAAUCGUUAAUCGGGCAACACAAAUAAACAAGCUGUUCAGUGUGCGGGGAGGAUGAACCCAAAAACACAGCCUACCCUCACUCAUCCUGUCUUGCUCUUAGCUCCCUAAUACUGCGCUCAUCCUCUUUUUCUUCCAAUCAGAAUGUUUAUUUUUCUUUCCAAUAAAUAAUGUGCUAUUGAUGCAUACUAUAACAAAAAUUAGAUUUAAACCUUUGCUUUUCUGGAUGCCCAAAACACCACCUGGUUGUGAAAGAAAGGGUUGGGGAGAUUUGUGCAUCUUCAACUUUAAAAUUUUUUAAAUUUCUUUUUAAACUUUUUUUUUUUUUUUUUUCCUUGGCACAUUUGUUUUCGGUUUGUUAGCAACUUUAAGUUAAUUUCCUUCUCCUGCUGAUGCUCUAAGGGUAAAAAUGUAUUAUUUAAUAUUUCUGCUGAUAGGACAGCUAAUCGCAUUGUGCUCAGACACCAGUGUGGUUGAUAGUGUACUCUUCAUCUACUGUGACGUGUGAUUUAAUUUGCAGAAUACCGAACUGACUGUAAUUUUUUUUUUAAAAUUCCUUUUUUUAAAUUCCUGUUUAAAAUAUCAUCCAAUUCUUGUAGAUGCGUUUUUGGCCCACAGAACAAACUUAAAUAUGAAUAUGCAUAUUUAGUGAGUGUUUUGAAAAAAAUGUGACUGAAAAAUAUGCCUUUUUUCCCCAUGUUCGCCACAAUUUCCAUUUCCUUGUAUAUAACCUCUUGUGAAACUGCUAGAGGAGCAUGAUGGGGCAAAUGAUCCAUGUUGUGUUUUUUUUUUUUUUUGUGUUUUUUUACAUUCACUAUUUUUUAUAACCGCUGAUUUGUCUCUUUCUACAUUAUACCUUUUUGUGUCCAGUAUCUGUAGAUAAUUGGAAACGUGGCCUUUAAUUGAUUGAGGAAAACUGAGUCUACUCUUAAUUUAAAUUUGGUUGACUUUAUUGUAUCCCCAUAAACCACACCUAAAACUGCCAAUUCCAGUUGUCGGUCUGCAGAAGACAACCUAAAAUGUGUUAGAAGCAGUUAACCUAAUCUAUAAAUGUUUAGCUUUUAAGACCAGUCCAUUGUAAAAAAAAAAAAAAAAAAAAUGCCUGGGUGGGCGAACCCAUGAGCCUUCCAGAUUCUAAAUGAGAGCUGUUUCCCAUACACCAGACUACAUAAACCGAGCCAGUGCAAAACUGCUCCUGUGUCUGUGAUGCGUCUCAAUUGGUGGGAAACAAGAGAGGGAUUUCUGUGGCUGCGAAGCCGCUUUGAAAACACAUGUGGGUGGAUUUCCAGUAGGGCCGGUAACACGGAGGAAAAGCAGACACAUAAACAGCAAUUGUGCUUUCCCAGUAAUUCAAUCUUGUGACUUGGUGAGACAGGAAGAUUGGGUCAGAGUCCAGUUAAUUUUAUUACUUUUUUUUUUUUUUUCUGUGCGUUUGUUUCUGGAACUUAACUCUGAGUGGUAAUGAUGCAUUUUGGUUAUUUCUGGCAAUUGAGGGAUUAAUCAAUGUGUAGUCCAUGGUUAGAGUCAUAGGCAAAAGGUGCCAAAACAGGAUGACUGUCGGAAUGAUUUUUUGUGUUUUUUCUAAAUGUGAAAAAAAAUAUCAUAUGACAAUGACACCACAAUGAGCAUCAUAUUCUACAAGUGGAGCUAUAAAGCUCAUAUUAAUGUUACUUUCCGAAGGAGGUAUAUAAGAAACGCAGGGCUGUAAAUGUGUAGUGGAAUGUCUUGUCAAGAUGUCGUAAAUAUAUAAUUGUUAGAGCAGCAAAAAAUCAAUCUGCUCCCAACCAAACUGACCUUUACUUAGCCAGAUUAUAAGGAAAACUUUUAUUGUUCCAUGUGAGCAAAUCCAGAUUAUUGGCAUGACCUAAAAUGAGAAAUUAUGUAAUUUUCUGUCGCCACGGUUUCCUCUGUCUGCACUUUGUGUGUGUCUAUAAAUACUCCCCAAUAUGACAGCAGGUGGACAGCCUUCUAGUUUCAUUUGCGGACCCAGCAAGAAAUUGAAGAAGUCACUGUUUACUAAACACAGUGCAAGCAACGUUCUCAUUAAAAAGUGGAUUAUUUUUGGUGUGUAGUUAUUGACACCUUUUCUGAAACCGGAAACUGGUAUAUAAAUGUGCUGCAUCAGUCUUACUGCUAAGGGCAAUUGUACCAUUCUACUCAGUGUAUAUGACACACAAUAGAUUGAGGUGUCAACCACGUCUCUAUAGAUGAUACUUGCAUGCUUUCCUGUACUGUGCAAUCCAGCGCCUUGUAUGGGGGACUAGAACACUCAUGAUGCACUACUAAUGAAGUGGUUUAUGGGUGUACUAUGCCCCUAGUAUUUAAAGCUCAAGCAAAGCAAAAUUUAUCUCAACCGUAAAAUGUGCAUUCAGAAGGGGCACUAAUCUUUUACCAAUAAAAAGGGUCUGCGAAUAACUUGCAAGCCGCCGUUUUCCUUUAGUCACUGUCCGUUCCUUCAAUGGCUCUUGAAGUUGACUGCGUCCAUGCUGGAUCUGAGUUUACUCUUAGCCUCUCCCCUUUCUGCUAGUUGGUAACUAGCCCUACAUCCUAUUACCUGAUGGCGUACCAAAACGGCUGACCAUCUAAUGUUUAAAAUGAGGCAAACUGUUUAACAAUCUUAAAUAUUCCAUAGCCUUCACACAAUAUGGAAUGUAAGAGAGAUAUUUUAACAAGUCUGGACCUCACAGGUAUCCUACAUAUCCGUAACACUUGGUUACGUUUUUACUUUGUGGUUAGUGAAGUGGGGGAGCAUUAUCACAGAUAUGUAGGGUUUGGCUUAAACCUACAAAGUGUGAACUGGCUGACACAUCACUCUUGACAUUGCAUUUUAAUUGUAUACUAAUGUAGUGAAUGAUCAGCUUGUUUAAGAUAUUUUAGUAUUCCUUACUUAUGCAGUUUACAGUAGUGAUGGGAUGGCUGUUUGACAUCUAGAACAUUUUAAUGUUGGAAAGCCCCAAAGAUUAGUGUUUCCUCUGACCUUUGUGUAUAAUAUUAAUCAGCUCAGUCGAGACAAAGGCUUGUUCUUCCAUAGGAUGUUCUAAAAUGAAUACCCACAAAUUUGAUCCAUUUAUUAAUAAUAUGUAAUCUAGAAAAAUGACUAAUGCGUUUCUUGCCAAACUUGUUCAAAAUGUAGAUUUCCAAGGCUGGUGAUGUCCAGACUCUUCAUGGUUGGGCUCUAGUGGAUUAAGAUUCGUGGAUUGAGCUCCAACACUGUAAAAUGUUUAAUGGGAUACCACGAAAGGACACUUCAACUUUAAUAAUCACUUUUUUAUGCAUUUUUGUAUUUAUUUUUUUUCUCUUUAUUUUUUCGCUUUUAAUAAAGAUAUUUUUUUCUUGGAGUGCUGACCAUGUGCUCUUGCUGACUGCUCAUGAGAUUGUUGCGUGGUUUAGAUUAAAGUGCUUUUAUGAUUGGGGAGGGGGUGAAGGGGGGGAAUUCUAUGCAAAGGAGCACUGGUUCAACAAGCUAUGCCAAAGGUAGCAGUAAUUAAGAAAUUCGAUAGAAAUACAUGUUGCAGAUUAGAAUUUUCUGUGUUCUUAGUGGCAAAUAGAUGAUGGGGUUUGAAUAGGUGCCACUUUAGAAGUAACUUAUAUUAAAAAAAAUAAGUAAUUUGCAAUGUUGCCCUAUAUGGACCGAAAUACGUGAACACCUGUGUGUUGAGCUCUUUAUUUAAAAAAUAUAUAUAUUUUGCUUAAAUAUGGCAUUGGUUACCCUUUGCUGCUGGUUACCCUUUGCUGCUGUAAUUCCUUCAUGUUUUUAAUUCGUGCAUUGCAGAUGGGAUUCACUUUCAUUCAGCUGUAGAGCGUUUGGGAGGCUGGUAACAGAUGUUGUACAUUUAGAUCUGGCUUACAGUUAUCAUUCCAAUUUAAUUUAAUUACAGAGGUGGUCGGCUUGUGCAGAGUCCUGACCUCAACCCCAUAAAUCAAGUUCUUCUACACCAUUUUCUGAAGGAAAAAAAAAACGUGGACCACAUUUUGUGCAUGGAGACCUUGUCAUGCUGAAACAGGGCCUUACCAAAACCGAUGCUGUAAAUCUGAAGCAUAUAAUUCUCUACCAUUGUAUCCUGUAGUGUGAAGAUGUGCCACAACUGCAAAGGGGCAGAGUUUGGACUGUGACAAACUUUCCAAGGACUGUAAUCCUUAUUGCGGACACUGCAGUCAGGCAGGUAGCAUUCUCGUAAUGUCCACCAAACCCAAUGUGUUGGUGAUUCUAGAUUAAUCUUGCUAAAGAACACCUCUUGAUUGCAGUGGUGUCAAGCUUUAUACCACUGGCUCAUGUCCAGUAGUUUAUUGGGUAUGGGGACCCAUUUUCUGAAGUGUCUGAGCAGUUGUGCUACAUUCAAUUACGGUUUUGUCACUCAGAAUUUUGUAACACUUCACCACUGUACUGUCCUUUUUUGUGAGCAUUGCAGUGGACUGUGGCAGCUCAUACGAAGCAGAACAUUUUAAUCGAAUUGUUGAAAAGACCGUUUUAUUGAAAAUCGUGGAGCUAUGACGUAUGGUUCGUUCUACUAUCUUUGUUUAUAUGUAGAGUUUUCAUGAUGUAUGUUUGUUUGUUUUGUUUUAGUCCAUUAGUCAGCUAUGGGCUCAAGUAACUGAAUCAUCUAAUUAUGUUACAGAUCUGGCUGUAUUGUGUGUGUGUGUGUUUAAUGUUUUAUUUAGCAGAUUGCCCAUCAACCUUACAUUAUUUAUAAAAUAUUUUACCAGGAAAGAUACAUUGAGAUUUGUGCUUAGAUUUGAAUGUAAACCACAAACAGGCUUAGAUAACCUUUGGUCUCAAACAGUUUUUGAGGGAGAAAAAAUGGUGAGCAUGUGUAUGUCACAUGGAUAUCCUUGUACUUCCGCUUUCACACGCAUGCUGCUUCCACAAGUCGUAUUUCUGUUGAUCUGUGGAAGAUCGUGCUGUCUCAUUUAAUUGUCCGUGGACCUCUGUGUUGUACUCUGGCUGGUGCCGAGAGCUGGUGAAGGUAAGUGUAUAUCUACUAUUCGCUUCUCCCCAAGGCUUAGCACACAAUGUGGGUAUGUCCCUUUCAGGAAUCUUUGAAAAUCAUGCAAAAAUCCCAGAGACUAAAAGAACUGCUUUAUUGCAACACCCCUCAAGCACUUCAACUUGCUGAAGUCCUUUUAAGAGUUAUCAGUGUAUACCCUCACUUUAGAAAUAUGCCAAUUUAAAGAAAUAAAACUGGCAUAUUUGUCAGACAGCAGGGUGGGUACUCAUCCAGAUAAGAGGAUUCUCAGAGCGAAGCAUUGGUUUUAGUACUUCAUGAGGAACAUUGGUGGUACAGAGGAGAUUGCUAUAACUAUGUAUAUCUCGUGAUGGUUGAGCAGAGCUGCAGCGAGUGAACAUCUUGCUACUGGCUUAGAGGGAAGUAAACGUUUCCCACCUCCACUCCCUCCUAGAAGAGUAAAAGGGCUCUUAUCUAAAUGGUGCUUUCAAUGCUCCAUCGUUAUAAAUUAGUUUUAUUUUUAAUUCUGGUCAUUUAUGGUGCUCCCUGGGUCGUCCUGGUCAUUUUUUCUUUUUCUGCUCGACAGUCAUACAGAGCAGAGAUGGAGAGAUUUUCGAAGCACUGGGUGCUGGCCUUUGAUUGGCUGAUCCCCCUAGCCUAUCACUGGCUGCAUAUUGUAAGUACGAUACAUAAGUAAAUUCUUUUUUGAGCAGUUUGAUUUGUAUCUGAUUGGGGGAUCAGUUCUUAUUUCUGUGGGGGCCACAUGUGCGGUGUGCGCAUGAUUCAUAAACGGUGGCACCCUCUGCAAAAGGGAGAAUUACUCAAACCAGUCUCUUUUCAGCUCUUCAUUUGCCGGGAGCUAUCCACAUUGGUGUAUUCUGUCUUUGGAAAAUCCUGCAAGACCACUGGAUCUUUGGUGCAGGCCAUUGCCACAUUUUGCAAAAAGAUUGGCCCUUACCAUGAGACAAGAUUAAAAAAAAAAAAGUGAGGUUUGUGCCAUCAACUCCCAUAUAAAGAUGCUAUGAUCAUUUAAAAAAACAAAAAAAAACCAUUAGCGAUGUCAUCACUUUAAACACGGUCAGGGUUAUUCACUAAAGUGAGAAUUGUCAGGAAUUCAAAGCAAAUUUAAGGCCAAAGCAGUCGAACUUGGAGUAUAGUUGAUUUGGGGAAUGUUUCCGGUUAAGCUACUUUGGUCCUAAGUUUGGAACUCUUUGAAUCCCUGACAAUUCCCACUCUAGUAAAUACCCCUCUGUGUACAGUUAUACAGUAAAUAAAUGUUGGAAAGUGUUAAUGGCUUCAUUUUGUUACAGCCAUGUCAUUUCUAGUCCUUGUCACAGUUUCUCCUGGCAUGUAUAUUGUGCAGUGAGUGAUGCAGCAUGUGUUUCAAUUUUGGAUUAGUGUAGCAUUUAAUGUGGUUUAUUGUGCAUUAAUUGUUCUUCUUCUUCCUUAUUGUCAAAACUCCUGAUUCCAGUAUUUUUCUUUCUAUAUGAGAGUCAUUCACUUUGUACAUGUUGAACGCUGUGCUUGUGAACAUUUUCCGAUAUGAAUCAGGAAAUGACAUUACACUUUUGCACGUAACGUACAUAGAGGAACCCUUUAAAAUCCUUUAUCAAGGCCGUGAUUGUUAAUUGCUUCUCUUCGUUCUCCCUCUGCAUUGUGCCAUUUCUGUUACUGGUUCAAUAUAAUAUUGAAGUAUCUGUCUAUCUGCGUUGUAUUGUGGUUCAAAGACUGUGCAUUAAGCUGGUUUCUUGGGGAGUGUUCUGUGUAGACAAUCCACUGAUUGCUGGCUCCAGCUGAAGAUCAAAGGCAAGCCCAGGUUAACACAGGCUGCUGCAGCCCUCUGCAUCCACAGAGCUCCUGUAUUCGAUUAACCCCUGCUGGUACAUCAGCAGGUAACAUUCCUGGUUCUUUGGAAUUUGAUUCUUUGCUUACAGAAAAAUGUCUACUGAUGGUUUUAAUGCGUUGUUUUCAUUCCUUGUACACCAUUCAUGUUGCUAUUUACAAGGAAAAAGCAUAGCUUUAUAGCUCAUUUUGGUAAAUGGGAAUUUAGUCCCGUUCUCAAAUCACAUGCUUUCGUCAAACUUUGCGCAUUUUCUUAGCAGAGUAAAAAAAUGCAGUUUUUUGUGUGCAUUGUUUAUCUUGCAUUUUAUAUUCGACUAAAUCUGGCUUAUCGUUUUUUAUUAAGCUAUUUAAUGUUGAUCAUUAUCAAAUAUAUUUAACAGUAUGGAGGCAUUCUAUUACGUCUUAGGUUAAAGGAACACUCUGCAGUAGUGGUUAUGGUGCCAGGAUUGCCACCUGGCUACCGCCUAUUGUAGUCUGUCAAAUGAUCUUAGAAAUGUUUUAAAACUUACACGGGUGUCAUGGAUGCUUGUGCCGCAUCCGGUCUUUUCCUGCUGGAGAAACCAGAUGUCUUCACAGAGCGAAAAGCUCAGCCGAUACAGGGCCAUGAUCAUUGGCUGAGAGUGCUUGGCUCAGCCAGUGAGUGAGGCCUUGCAGGAUCCUGCUUAGCUCAGUGAAGUUAAAUGGAGUUCUCCAGAAAGGAGCUGCAGGUACCCUGCAGAAAUCCGGUAUGUUAUCAAACCGGUCUUAAACAGUUUGACAAAUUAUACUGGGAGAGCGCCAGGGCACUACUGGUACCCUAAUCACUAGAGCCAGUUGUAAUGGUUGUAUGAUACUAGUAGUGUCCCUUUAAGCUUGACACACGUAUUGCUUGUAAUCUAAAAGCUGGCUGUGCAUCAUGGGGAAACAUAGUUUGCAAAUAUCUGUGAUGCUAAGGUUACACAUCACGGUUGUACAGUAUAGAAACCGUUUGGACGAUCACAUUUUAUUGUCUAGCUCCGCACAAUCAAACUAGGAAUAAUAAGCCACAUGACACUAAUAUACAGCAGAUUUGAGCUGAAAGGAGACACACUGGGCCAUUCUCUUUCUCUGCCGCAAACUGUGAGUUAGAACUUGCUUUUGAAAGGAAGUCCUUUGCAGUGGACCUUUAUAAACUGAACAAGGAAUAAAGCGCUAAAACUAUAAACACUAGGAUGGGAGGCAGCACACCUGAUAAUAGGGGAAUCCCUCCAACCCCCAAGAAAUCUAGAACAAAUCAAGCAACAAUAUACAGGUAGCGCCAAGAAAAAUACUCCAAACACAACAGUAUAUAAUAAUAAGCGCAAUAAGAGAAAUAAAAACCCACAUGAUAUAAAGAGUCCACCAUAAAACUGAAAAGAAUAAAAAAUACCAAAUGGUAUGGCCCAGUCUCAAAGGUGGCAAUAGAUCUUCUAGUCCUGGUAUGGUCGCUUCGCUUAAUGGCCGUAUAUGAAAAGGAAGCAAAACAGAGGCAAACCAAUAGUGCAAUAUGGUAUUACGUGGUAGGAUAAACACUUUGAUAAGAUGUCAACUCACAUAUGGUAGAGCUAUAACCAGCUCUACGUAAAACAGAAUGCAGUAGUAUACAAUCCCCACUUGCAGGAUAUCCCUCUGGUUUUGGUAAGCUUGAUCAUUUUGACCUAAAAUUGAAAAUUUUACUCUGAAUUCUCAAAUUCAAAUAACCAUGAAACCAGAACAUAAUGUAAUUAGACAUUUUAUUUGUCAUACUGUUUUGACAUAGGAAGUGGUAAUUUUUUGUUUCACAAUUCGGAAAAUACCUCUUUUUUUUUUUUCUUGGCUGAUAUUCUAUUUCUUCCUUUAUCCCCAGUACCUGAGGAUCUAUCUCCAGAAGAGCGUGAAGAACUAUUGAAUAUAAGACGGAGGAAGAAAGAGCUCAUCGAUGACAUAGAGGUGAAGUUAUUACUCUAUAGAACCUUUCCUAAUCCUUCAGGUGUCAUUUAUAGUAUUUUCAUUAGUAUUUCAACAAGCAGGACUUCCCACCUUCCAAAAAUUCAGUAAUUUUGUUUUACAAGGUGUGAUUAGACCUGGCUUGUGCAUGGGACAUAAUUUUAUAUUGCUAUAUACAAAAUUGGUUAUGCCAUAAAACACUUCAUAAAUUAAAAUAUAUAUUUUUUUCAGAUGUAUUCAUUCAUGCCAUUCAUGCAACUAUGUUGCAUGUUGCUUUGGAUUCCUUUUUGGAUUGUUGGGUACUACGGAUGCACUCAACUGUCUUUAUAGACCAGAGUAUUUAUAUAGGAUUUUGGAAGGUUAUCUGGUAGGUGAGGGGAGGAACCAGAUUUAUUUUUACAUUUAUUAAUACACCUAGACAUUUGUAUAGAUUGUCUGUUCUCCUUUUUCUAUAAUAAAGCUGUGUGCUAUGGUAGGAAAACAUUAAUCUUACUGUAGUUACUGUAUAACUAUAUUGUUCUCUGAUCUCAUACUACUUGUUUCAAAGCCUUAUUAAGCCUUAUCACUUCAAGCCUAUAACUUGGAACACUGAGACUUAAAAGUUCCCUUAACUGUAUUUUAGUGUAUAAUACAGUACAUUUCGUAGAUUAGAAUCAGACUUUAUUUUCUUAAUCACAAUAACCAUACAACAUUCUAAUCUGGAUUCAGAGUAAUAUCUAAGUGUAGAAUAAGUGUUGAAUAUUUUUCAACUACAUUGGGUCUGGAUGUUGUUGCCUAAUUUAAUGCUACUCCUUUUAACAACCUUGGAAGGCUCUAAUGAUGAGCUGACCCUGCUAGGUAUCAAACCGGUUUCUUCAAUGCUGGAGCCCUAUCCUCUGAACUAUCUCACUGACAUCGAGACUAUACAUAGCCUUGGAUUCUACACAAAUUUACAUUAUCGUGUUUUCACAUUGUGAAGUCAGAAUGUGUAUAAUAUCAUAUAAAUGUAAUGUGCAAUAUAUGUCCUGUUAUACACAUGGCUUUUCUCAUUGAAAUCAAUCUUAAAUAUUAAUGUAAAUGUGUGUGUAUACUCACAGAGCGUAGCUCUAAAAACCUCUGCACAGCUGAUUUAGUGAAUCAUUGAAGCAUUGAAUAGUGUAAUACACAUGGGUGCUCAAUUGCUGAGAAAGCAGGGGGCUACACAAAAAAAAAUGCAGUGACUCAUUGCAGCUCUCAGUCUGUCAUGUUAACCGUAAAUUACCCCGUGAGCAUUAUCAACAUGUGUGUGCAGAUUAUUAUUAUUAUUAUACGCCACAAUUAUUUACUCUAACUUCCAGUUUAGGAAGUAAAAAAAUAAAUUAAAAAAUAGUGGAUCUGUCAUAGAAUUUUAAAUAGAUAUGCAAUAAUAUAUUACAUAAUCUGGCUAUUAUUGGAAUGGGCAGAUCAUGCUUUACAAACCUCUGCAGAACAGAUGUCAUUUGUGGGAAAAUAAUUUAAAAUAAUAAAGUACAUGACUUUGUUUCUUGUGGCUUAUAUCUCCAGAAUCCCAUGUACACAGUUCACGGUAUCCGUUACGUAUCAUUAUGUGUUCCAUAAUGUCUUUGUUUGUUUUGGUUUUUUAUUUUUGCUGUUUGGUGUAUUAACAUCUUGAGGACCAGUGACGAUUCUUGCCAUGAUUAUCCUGAUCCCUAAAUACACAAUGACAGAAUGCAAUUUUCUGCUUAUUUAGCAUCACAGACCUAUACAAACCUGCUGUGAUUUAAGUCAGUAGUACAUUCUGUGUUGACACACUAUCACAUUUCAGAUUAGGUUGCGUGAAUUUUUUAUAAUUUUAGAAUUCUACAGUGAUUGAUCCUUAAGGGGUUAAUACAGGAACUGUUUCUACUUAAGAGUAGUUUUGUAAUCGAAACUGAAGAUUUCAAGGGAAAAAAAUUGCUUGGGGUGCACCUUUAAGUCCUGGAGGAGAAUUAACAUUCAGAAAGAAUGGCCAUAAGGUAAAAUAGCGCUAAUUAGUUCAGCCAUAGCCUUCUAAAAAGGAUAGAUGUUAACAAAAAUGUUUCAUAUAGAUGUUUUUUUUUUGUUUGUUUUUUUAGCAUGUAAUUUAUUUAUUUUUUAAAUCGAAAUAUAAACAUGACUGAUAAUUUUUUAAUCUACUGUAUAGUGUCUUGUUGCCACCAUAGGGAGCCACAGUUUAAUUGUUAUUUUUAAACAUAAUUUAAUUAGUGGUAAAGAUUACAUGUAAAGGGUAACUCUCACCCAUUUUUUUUCAUCUCUAUCCAUCAUAAACACUCCAAAGUUUUGCUUGUAUAAUUCUGGUGUUGCACACAUUGAAAGCUACUCUGAGCACAAAUGUUUUCCGUACGGCUAAGAUUAGUUUUAUCACCGCAUACUAAAUACUAGACAUUGCAUAGAUUUUGGAAUUUCCUCAUACUUCACAUACAUUCCCUGGGCUGUUAUGAGCACUCCCUGAGUAAAUGCAACCAAUGCAUUGGCAAAAUAAGGUUGUGUAGAAUAAUAUAAACUGUUCCAGGACUUAUAACAUGCUUGUUUUCUAGUACAUGUCCAUCACAUACACUAAUGUGAUCACUUUAUUUACACCUGCUUAUUAAAGGGACACCUGAACAACUUCAGCUUAAUGAGGUUGUUAUUAUUAUGAUAUUUAUAGAGCGCCGUCAAAUUCCGCAGCGCUUUACAAUGGGUGGACGAACAGACAUGUAGUUGUAACCAGACAAGUUGGACACACAGGAACAGAGGGGUUGAGGGCCCUGCUCAAUGAGCUUACAUGCUAGAGGGAGUGGGGUAAAAUGACACAAAAAGGUAAGGAUAGUAUUAGACUAGUGACAGUUGCAGAAGAGGAAUCAGUCAGGAGCUAUUAACAGUUUAAUUGAUACGCUUUUAUGAAGAAGUGGGUUUUUAACGAUUGAAGGAGUGGAGACUGGGUGAGCAUCUAACGGAGGAGGGAAGAGAGUUCCACAGGAACGGUGCAGCCCUCGAGAAAUCUUGAAGGCAAGCAUCAGAGGUGGGAGUACGGACAGAAGAUAGACGUAAGUCUUCAGCAGAUCAUAAGGGCCUAGACGGGACAUACUUGUGUAUAAUGGAGGAUAGUUAGGUGGGAGCAGCAUUAUGUAGAGAUUUGAAAGCAAGAAUUUCAGUUUUGGUCAAAUUUAGUUUAAGGAAGUGGGCAUCCAUCCAGUUAGAAACAGGAGAGAGACAGUCAGAGAUACUAGUCAAGAGGGACGGGGAGAGAUCAGGAGAGGACAGGUAGAUUUGCGUGUCAUCCCCAUAGAAAUGAUAUUGGAAGUCAAAGGAGCUAAUGAGUUUACCAAGGGAGGCAGUAUAGAUGGAGAACAGUAGGGGACCAAGGACUGAACCUUGGGGGGACACCAACAGAGAGGAGUUGGGGAGAAGAAGCAGAGCCAGAGAAAGAAACACUGAAAGAGCGCUGGGAGAGGUAGGAGGAGCACCAGGAGAGAGCAAUAUCUUGUAGACCAAUAUUGCGGAGGAUGAGAAGAAGCUGUUGAUGGUAAACAGUGUCAAAAGCCGCAGACAGGUCAAGGAGAAUUAGGAUAGAGUAGUGACCACAAGAUUUUGCAGCGAGUAGAUGAUUGGAUACUUUGGUCAGUGCUGCUUCCACAGAGUGGAAACCAGACUGAAGCGGGUCAGGUGAGAACUAUAGCUCCCUGCAGCCUUUCUCAUGUAAACACUGUAUUUUCUGUUUGCAACUGGAGAUGUUCCUAGCUUUCAAUGUUGUCACUCAGAGUGAACCAGAGGGACUCAGAUCUGCUGUCAGCAGAGCACAGGGCAGCACGUGCACAGCAUCCUGUGAUUCAGUAUCUCCUCCCACUGCAUGCAGACACUGAACUUUCCUCAUAGAGAUUCAUUUCAUCUCUAUGAGGAGAUGCUGGUUGGCCAGGGCUGUGUUUGAAUUAUGCUGGCUCUGCCCCUGAUCUGCCUCUUUGUCAGUCUCAGCCAAUCCAAUGGGGAAGCACUGUGAUUGGAUCAGGCUACCACAUGUCAGCAGACUGCUUGUGUUUGAGUCUAACAGCAUGCAGAUCUACAGCUACUGGCUUGAAUACAGUAAGAUUUUUACUAUAUUUAUGGAGGCAUGAGGGGCCCAGGGGGCUAGAUGGUGUUAACACUAUAGGGUCAGGAAUACACGUUUGGUUUCCUGACCCUAUAGUGAUCCUUUAAAGGCAAAUGGCAAUUAUUCCUGAAAAUAAAAUGAUGUAUUCUUGUAUAACUAAAUGUGAAUAACUCUUCAGUGCAUCUCCUGGCUUACCCUUGCUGCAUGGGCACUGCCAUCUUAAAUCCACUUUGGUCAGACACAUCACUUCACUAAUGCCAUGCUUAGUUUGAAGGUAUAAAACAAUCCCAGAGUGUUUUUUUUGGUUUUUUUUUUUUUUUUAAAGAUAUGCUGCCCUUUCCCAUAAUGUCAGGAUCAGGAGUACUUCCUGGCUCUUGAUGACCUGCGUGGCUUUUCUUUGGAUAAGCGGUAGUUUCCAUCGCACAAGGGUACAUUUUAGAUGCACUGAAAAGAGGUAUUUACUGACUGGUGUACAUUACAAAACAUAGUACACAGUGACUAAAGUACAUGUGUUUUGAGUAUUUCGGAAACUUCUGAUUUCCAGGAAUGAUUACCAACAGACUGAAGAGGUUACGAAAAAUAGUGAGAAAAACAGAAAUCAUGUAGCGAGUGGCAGUUCUGUUGGUGAAAACCUCUUAUUAAAGUGAGACGUCCGACUGUUUCAAGCUGACAGGCAGGUGACAUUAACUGAAAUAAACAGGCAGGACAACUGUCUACGGCAGCAGAAGACCAUGUGCAUUUUCCAACACUGCCUGCUAAGAACAGGAAAUGAAUUCUACAGUGGGAACAGGUGCAUCAAAUUGAGACAAUAGAAGAUUGGAACACUGCUCCUUGUCUGAUAUUGAUUUCUGCUAGGACUUGCAGAUGGCAGGAUCAGCAUUUGAUUUUAAAAAGACUAUGUAGGCACUAGGCCAAUUUAUCUCCAUGAAGUGGACUGGGUGCUAUGUCCAUGUAGUUGAGCCUAUUGUUUUAACUCUUUUAAACUUGGAUAUUUCAAUCCGAUGACCUCACAGAGACCAUCAGAUUGGCGCUACGUGGUGUUUUGCCGUACAUGCACACUCCCCUUACAAUGAAACUUUGGACACUUGACAGUGUGGUUCAUGCAGAUGGAGGAACAACGCACAAUGGAAGACCUUCACUUUGGGGCCACUAAUAAAAUGACUGUGUAUUUAGACAUUUAAAGACACUGGUUAUUGACCACUUCCAGGGAAGACUUCCAAGCCCAGUUAUAGAGGGCAUGUGACAGAAGAGUGAGCAACCAGAUGCCACUUCCCUGUCCACACCCUCUCUCCUUCCCUUAUCACGCACUGUAGAUUGUUUCUCUUACCUUGUAGUUGAUAAAGAAUCUGAUCUGUGCAGAGUGUGAGGAUUGUUUACGGCCAUGCAAAUCUUUUUAUGGACACCAUAUUCCCAUCUUCUAAUGGCUAGAAGAUAGGUAGGAUAACAUGCCAUAUCAAACACAUAAGUCAAAAUUGUUCGUCAAACAUGACGCCACAUUCCAUGUACUUGAAGGGCCACCACUGUCACCAGACUACAGACCUUCUUUAUAGUGUGAUGCAACAGAGGAUUUGCAACCACCAAAACACAAAAACGCUAUACUGUGGGUUUUUAGAUCCUUGCCGAAUGGCUUACAAUUUAAAUAGAAAGAUAGAUGAUUAGGGCAAGUAGAACACUAGUAGACACGUUGCCAAAUUGUAGUGCUUAUGCAAGUGAAUGUUUGCUUUGUAGAAGGCAAUAUCAUAUUGUACAUUCGUCUAAAUACAGUGUAAUCUACACAAGUUGAAACUGAUCAGAGUAUGAUACGAAUUAUCAAAAAAAUAUGUGAGCAGGCACUCGCUCAUAUUUUAUGAAUUAAGGACCAAAUAUCCACUGUCUUCUGGUUCUCUUGCACAAUAGCUAAAAGGAGAGGGAAAAUCAUUUAUAAUUUUCACUAAAGUAUGAAUUGCAAGACAUUCUAUGUGAAUUUCAAAGUUAGGCAAGAUAGCUCAACAGGAAAAAUUCACCAAGUCUGUUAUAUUUGGUUGUUUUUGACGUCAAAUUUUGUAACUCCCUUUACAUUUUCACAACCCCACAUUUUGUAAGAUAGUGGUUUGGGCCAUAUUUCUGUUUGAGAACACUGCACAACCUUUAAAAGGGUUUGGUGAGCUAAUCCCUAAACAGAUCUCCCAAAUCUGUGAUGGCCAACCUUGAGUAGCCAUUCCCAAGUCUCAUGACUGACGGUGCAUUGUACGAAAUGUAUUUCAGCAACGUGGGGUGUGCUAAAUUUAGCAAUCAAUGUACUAAACCUUUAAAACCUCACAAACCUUUGUUACAAACAUAACAAUUUGAUAGGCUUCCACUCCAGGUUCCUAAUCCUUUCCCGCUCGCACAUAUAAAAUGUUUUAUGUAUACAGCUUUGAAGUUUAGGCCUUCCAAGACUAGUGGUUUACAUAGACUUUCAGUCCCUUUAAAGUUUGUCUAUUUGUAUCUAUGAUGUGUAAUCCUAGAUAAUCCCAUGCAACAUUGUACGUGCAAUAAUUCUGUCAAAUUUAAAACUUCUUAAGUUCUCUGUUGGGCUCACUCAGUAGAUGUCAACUGAUGGUAAUUUUAUUUAUUUUUAUCUCCAGCGGUUGAAAUUUGAAAUUGCGGAGGUGAUGACUGAAAUCGAUAACUUGACGUCAGUAGAAGAAAGGUAUGAUUUGCUGUUCUUAAAUCCAAAAUAUUUGCUUAGCGUCUUUCACUAAAUUGACAACCAACUUGCAGAAUGUAGGACAAAAUAAAGCAGUUGGGAGGAGGAAAGAAAAUUCCUACAGUAAAGUCUCUAAAACUGUUAAGUGUCAUGUGCAAAUUGUUCAAUUGCUGCACCUAAGAUAAAAAUCCCAUUACCCUCAGGCAUACAAAGGUUUAAUAUGAUUGAGGCAGUAGCCUAGCACAAUUUAAACGAUCACUAUAGUUUUGUUUUCCUGACCCUCAUGGUCCCCCUUCCGUGGCGCUGAAGGGGUUAAAACCCCUUCAGCCACUUACCUUAAUCCAGUGCCGGGCUCCCUCGGUGCUGGUGACCUCUCCUCCCCAUUCGACAUCAGCUCCCCCAUCCGUCACUGGAGCCGAAUGCUUGCCGCGCAUGCAUUCAAAGUGUCCAUAGGAAAGCCUCCUGCCUCCAGCGUCACAGAUGCGCCUCUAGUGGCUGUCCGGAAGACAGCCACUAGAGGCUUGAUUAACCCCAAAUGUAAACCUAGCAGUUUCUCUGAAACUGCUAUAUUUACAUCUGAAGGGUUAAAGCCUGAGGGACCUGGCGCCAAGACCACUUCAUUAAGCUGAAGUGGUCUGGGUGACUAUAGUGUCCCUUUAAAGAACUUGUUUUGAAUUAAGCUCUAGAAUAAUGAAUUGUCCUGGGAUUUACAAUCCUACUUACCCUUAUUAAACCGCAGUGAUGGAGUACAUACGCCCCACCUGAGACUUAGGGUUUUCCUGCUGGUAAACAAUAUGCCAGUGUACUAAAUGUGUGAGAUAUUCCACUGAAUGAUGGAAGGGAUUUUCAAAUAAUGGAAAAAUAUUUUUGAGCUUAAAAUACACUAGGCUUAUCAACAGCAUGUCUAUUUUGCGACACUUUUGCAGCACUAUCAGAAUGUUCACCAAAAUUUGACUUGUCAUAAAGUGAAUCUCCUAUUUUAGGCCAAGAGAGACAAAUUGAAAGCAUAGCUGGUUGUUUGAAUGUGAAAUUCACUUUGACACUCCGAUUUUCUUGACCAUUCAUUCAGUAAAAGCACAUAACACAAAAAAUACAAACCAUACACAAUGUACAUGUAAAAAAAGAGUGCUUAUACCAAAUAGGGUUCUUGAUGGGGCUCUACGCGUUUAAUCGAUCCAACUUCCUCAUGAGCUGCUUAUCAAGAACCCUAUUGUUUGGUAUAAGCAGUCUUUUUUACAUGUACAUUGUGUAUUGUUUGUAUUUUUUGUUAUGUGCUCUUACUGCAGUCUGUGAAGGAGUAGUGGGAGUUAGCUGCUGAUCUUAGCGGCUUGACAAGCACCCUGCACUUUCCCUCCUACAGUAUCAUUUGCACUUUAGCACAUGCACUUUAUACUAUUAUAACUUGUAUCAUGUUUUAUUAAAGCUGCUAUAUAUAUUGCAAUAUUUGCACGUGUUGUCAGGGCCAGAUUAAGAGCCCAGAAGGCCUGGUGCUGACAAUUAUGAGGGGCCUAAUUACAGAAUCUUAUCGACCAAAAACACUAAAACAGUCAAACCUCUCAACGUUAUGUAUCUGGUGGAGAUGGUGCCAGAGGGAAACUCAUAGGAUGCAGUUAUAAGAAAACACAGAUUCUCUUACAAUAUGCUAAUCUCUCUCUAAUGCGUUCAUCUUUCAAGUAAAUCCAUUCCUCCUAACAGCAGUGUCCAGUGAAGCAGGAAGUCAAUGGGUGGUGUAAAAGGGUGGGCCACUGACAGGAAUCACGUGACUAGAACUGCCAAAAGGAGCGAAAAUGCCCAAAAAGGGGGCAUGUCUGCCCAAAGAAUUGGAAGGCCAGUCUGGCAUCAAUGUCCCCAUAUAUCAUAGUGUCAGUGUCCCCAUGUCACCCAGUCCACUAGUCUCCCAGUGUCUGUGUCCUCAUUGCUCAGUGUGUCCUGUGUCACUAGGAUACUUGGGGACACUGAGACACUUGGAGACAUGGGGAUACGAGGACACAGACAUGGAGACACAGACAUUUGGGGACACUAAGACACUAGGGACACUGAGAAAAAUGGAAACACAAACACUGGGAGCAAUGGGGACACUAUGGACACUUGCUGGGAGCCAUGGGGACACAGUGUCAUUAGUGUCUCAGUGCCCCCAUGUCACCCUGCAGCCUUUCUCGCCAUCCCUCACUUCCCUGAGCUGUAGUCGGUUUCUGCAGGCUGGGAGCUGCUGUCUGGACUCUGUGCUGUGUAGCUGCUCCCCCACGGAUCAGUGAGUAGAGAGGGGCAGGGAGAUGCUGUAACUUCCUAUCCCUGCCUCUCUCCACACACAGUGACCCCUACUGGUCGGCGCUGGUAUUGCAGAGUAAUCUCUGUUUAUACUGUGAAAAAUACCUGCAUUUGUAUUGCCAGUAUGACUGCAAUAUUGGCACCCACCAGGCAGCCUCAAAUACUGGCUGUGACGGUAAAAUACCAGUCAGGAGGAAAACCUAAGAGUAGGGUGUACAAAAAAAUGUACAAAAAUAAAAUAAACGUAAUUUUUUUAUUUAUUUUUUGAAAUGGCCUAUUCCAUGGGCCUGGGCCUGGGCCUGGGCCUGGAGCUACUGCUCAAUCAGCCCCUAUGUUAAUCCGGCCCUGCAUGUUGUGCUGUUGCCUAAUCUUGAUUUUUAUUUGAUCUUUAAUAAACUGAAUGUUUUUUGAUUGUUUCCUCUUUUUAUGGGAAUCCUCUUAUUGGCAACUAAAGUGAGUGUGGCGCCCUGUUAUCUGAUAUCUUAUUCAGUUUUGUUUUUUUAAUUUAACAUGUAGUAGUAGUAGUAAUGCCACCAGAUAUGUCUGCAGUAAAUAUUUUGUAAUUUCAAAAUUUCCCCCCCCCAUAAUAGCAAAUCCACACAGAGGAAUAAACAGAUUGCCAUGGGAAGAAAAAAAUUCAAUAUGGAUCCUAAAAAGGUAAGAAUCUUUAUAAUAAGUAUAUUUUAUUUACCAUUUUGUUGUACAGCCUACAUUGGUUUUCUUUUCUUUUUUUUCUUUUUUAUUAUUAUUAUUGCCAUUUAUAUAGCACUAACAGAUUCCAUAGUGCUUUACAAUAUUCUCAGAGGGGGGAUUUAACUAUAAAUAGAACAUUUACAAGAAAAUUUACCGGAACGAUAGAUUGAAAAGGACCCUGUUAAUUUGUUUUUUUCCCCUUUGCUUUUUGAUCGUUAAAGAUUAAAAAGCAAAGUUUGAAUAUAAAAACAUACUUCAGACUUUCGCGGAUAGAAUGUUUGUUUUGCAUCUUGGAGACAGUCUCCUGUUAGGUGCUAGACAGAGCUAUCUGGAUUUUCAUUUGUGCCUGUCCAGUCCUGCACUGCAAGAGACUAGAAUUUUACGUUUAUUCACUUAACUCCAUGAGUCCAUGUUGACUCAUGUCUCUGCCAUUAUCUCCUUUAGUAUACCAAUAUGAAUAUGUAACCCUAGAAUUGGGCACAUUGUAAAAUUAAGAAAUCCUAUUACAGUAGCCAAAGCAGAUAGCAUUUCGGAGUAUUUUUAUAUAAUUUAAAGUGUAGAGAUUUAAAAUGUAAUGGUCUGCUGCUUAAGAUGCAUACUGCUCAAUACUAGAUGCAUAGCAUUUUGGAAUUGUGCCCACAAGCUCGGUAACAUGUUCUAGGUGCGUAGUAUUCUGGUAUUGUGCCCAUAAGCUUUGUACAUGUUCUAUGUCUGGAACCAAAGUCCAGGUCUGUGCCAAUUGCAAACUUUUGUAUAACUGAAGUAAUCAUCUUCCCUCCCUCCAUCUCACUUUAUUACCCAAUCCUUCACUUGCCAUCUUCCAUCUCACCUUGUCCAGCCUUUGUCUUUCCUUAUUUUUUUAUUUUUUAUUAUUUUUUUUAUUUAUUUUUUUGCAUGUGUAGUUACUUAACAUUUUUAAAAAAAAUGUAUUAAACAAAGCGAUUCAAUACAUAUUUGACAUGAAUGAAGUGAACCUUUUUUUAAAUAUCCUUCGGUAUAUUUUAAAUCUUCUUACACAAGACCUUGGAAACCCCAUGUAAAUCAUUCCAUUCCCGUCCCCGUGAGUCCUCACCUGUAAGAUGCAUACGCUAUAAAUCGUUCUGAUAAUGAGUGUCACAGCUGUAUUUAUUCUGAUUUAGCUAUUCUCGUAUUUGUAUUUUAUUUUAAUAGGGUAUCCAGUUUCUCUUAGAGAAUGAUUUACUCCAGAACACUGCGGAGGAUAUUGCACAGUUCCUGUAUAAAGGAGAAGGGCUGAAUAAAACGGUUAUUGGAGAUUACCUGGGGGAAAGGUAAUUUACAUUUUUGGAAUCUGCAUAUAAGGGUCUUCGCCUUGAAGUGCACUGGGCAUGAGUAAAGUUCCUUCUUCAGCAUUGGUUAGUAAACCAUGUCUGAGAAAGCAUGUCUUGAAGAAAACCUAUAAGGAUCAAUCUGUUGUAGAUUACUGGAAGCCUCAAAGACCAACUUCCUAAUGGGUUUAUACAUGGCUUCCAAGAACUGUCACGUUUCUAGUUUUGAUGGUUUAGAGCAGCGGCGACCAAAAGGUUAAUUAAUCCCCAGAUAUUGUUGAAUUUCUGUUCCCAUAGUGCUUUGCCAUAUUAAAGGCUGGUUAAUCUUUAUGGUAAUUGUAGAUCUACAAGAGCCACGAGUUACAGUAAAUGUCUGCCACUACAGUGCAUUGAACUGUAUUAUAAGAUUUUAAUUUAUUUUUUAAAAUUAUUUUCUAAUUCUUUAUUCACCACUAUUGUUUUGCUGCAUGUUAACACCAACAGGGUGAUUUACUAAAGUGUGAGUUGUUAGCAGUUCAAAUAGAAGGUGUGGUGGGUACGUGGUCUGCGACCCAUAGAGUUCUCGAUCAAUGUCUGGUUGCCCGGGGGUGGGGGUUUCUGGAGUAUCAAUGAAACAGUGCUGGGGGGUUUCCUUUCUCUUUGUGUCUUUCAUACUUUUCCCAAUACUAGGUCUUGUGCAUUUGAUUUUUGGGUGCUGAUGUGGCCAUAUGGCAUUUAUCUAACUUAUGACUAUCUUGUAUAACCAAACUCAGGGACAUUUGUACAGCAUAGGAAGGAAUGCCCCCUCCACCACGGUUUCCAGAAAACCGAUCACUUAGACAAAUUCAUGGGCAGCGUGUGCUCUGUGUUAUGCAGUAGUCAAAUGCUGAAGGUGGUAAAUCAGAUGAUAAAUCCUGCAGCAUAUGAGUUAUUCAUACUACAGGGCAGAACAUUCUGGAGCUGUCAAUCAAAUUCUGUGUCCAAGAAAACGUGGUGGUGACCCUAAUCGUAGGGAUAGAUGUAUUGUCAUUUACAUAGGCUGUAAUCCCUCUUAGAUAGUUAACUUAGUGUGGUAGGGACCACCCACAGUAACGUGAGCUGAAAUAGGAUCCUAUAACCUUUGUUUUACAGUAUGUUUUAGUAAUGGGUGACCUGCUUCUGAGGGUGAUUUCAUUAUACUUCCAUUUAUUAUCAAUCCCCUCUUUAGGUACAGAAACAUGUCUGGAUAGUAAGAGCUAUAAAAUCCUCUGCACUGGCACAUCUUUACCUAGAGAGAGAAUCAAAUGCUGCUAUUUCUCUUCAAAGAGUCUAGAUUAAGCAGAAACAGAGAAAGUACCCCUUAUCUAGUUUUCAAUUUGACUAAUAUUUCACGACUAAUUAAGUCUAUAUAAGGAAUGCAACAUAUGAAUCCCAUUCGACUUCUAGCAUUAUCACUGCUAGCUGCAGUGCUUUUAUAUCCACCAUGAGAUGCAUGCAACCGAUCCCCCUUCCCCUUCUUUUUUCCAGAUGUUGCUGAACUACAACUCCCAUGAUUCUCAUCCUAUCUAGUUCAUUCAUCGAAUGGUGGGAGUUGUAGUUCAGCAACAUCUGGUGGGCCGGAGUCUGGGGAAGCCUGACAUAGAGGAAGCACUAUACGCUUAGCGUUAACAGAUUUAAAGGAACAUCAUGAUCAUUUUGUGUGGAUAGGGCCUAGAGACAAAAGUAAAGCCUUUCUAGCAAAUUAAUUCCAUUUGGUGUUGCCUGGCCUCUUGCAAUUGGAUUGGAAUUCCCACCCAGUUCACCACCCAUGGGUAAUUUUGAAAACCAGGCAUUAACCAGGUCUGUUUUUGUUGACACAUUGAGUUUAACACUUUAAGUGACAUAGUAAUCAGGCUGCUGUUCAACCCAUUGUCAAUGGGGGGUUAACAGCCACUUAGUAUAUCAAUACAAUAGGCGUCAUGAGAAUGGUCUGUGUUGGCGAGAGAUUCUAAUGAGCGACUGACCUCCAAGUCAGAGUUUACUAAAGUGUCACUCCAUACAAUCCAUAAAUGGUGACAUUUCAGUUUCCAACACCCACAAUAUUUUCCUCUCACCCAAGAUUUUGCUCUCUAUUGUUAUAGCGCAGUAGGAAUAUUAGGGGAAAAACACAUUCUCUUGUUUUGCAUCUUCUGUUCUGUACAGCAUCCCUCACAAGGUCAUUGGAUCUAUGAACUAGUCACAAGCUGGCAGCCUGGUGUAAAUGUCCCUCUAUUAUGGUUUAACCUUUUCGGAAUGACUAAGUCUUUUCUGAGAUGUGCACAUAGACCGAACACUGGUGAAAUGUUAAAAUCCAUUGUGUUCGCACACGUUAUGGACUAUGGAUUUUGGACCUCGCAAAAAGGAUUUGCAAGCUCUGUGUAAAAUGAUGCGUGGGUAGAGUGGAUUUAAAAGCAUCAAGCUUGCUGUUGCUUGUUUAGUAUUCUGCGUAUCUGUGUCAGCAGUGCUAAAGUAAAUUAAUCAUUGACUUUUUAAAUUUUUUGUUUAUAUUAUACAAGGCAUAUCUAUCAUAUUAUGUGUGCAUACUUUGCUAGUUCAGACCACUGAAUGUAAUGUGAUGUCCUCUAGAAACCUGUAAUACAGGGCUUGGCAUUGUAAGGAACCAGACUAUAUGUAUUAUAGAUCGAGCAGGAUUAACCAUUUUAUUCUCUUAGCCGGUGUACGGACCACCUAGGACCCUAGGGAUAGACUGGAGACAUGCAUUUUCUUAGGCCCUAUUCACCAUCUGGGUCAAACAUAUAACCAGCCCACCCCCCUUUGGGGUCUUAAUCCUUCUCUGUCUAUAAAUAUAUCAAUCCUACUGCCAAGUGUUGAUUACUAAUUUGUUGGAUACAAUUUUAAUUGGCUUUAUUUUUAAUAGCCUAUAAAGGGAUAUAGAGUCUCUGAUGUUACACAUUUGAGUAGUAUAUAGUCAUCACGGUCCUCACUUUGUCAAGCCCCGCUUUAAUAUCUUCCCUCGCCUCUGAUUUGGACAAUGCAUUUCAUAUCUCGUCUUCUGUGUGGCCUUAUCGGAGGGGAAAGAUUAGGUUAGAGAGAGCCAGAUGCAGAUGUGAUGCCCAAAUUAAGCAAACUUAAUCUGGACCAGUGUUACUGCAAUUAUUUAUAGCACCUUGAACAUGUCAUUUGUACUUUGUGCAGAGGACAGAAACCAUAUAUAGACAGCAAGGGCCAGCUCAGCUACUCUCAACACAUAAGCAAACCAAAGUUUGUGGCUGGUUCAGAGUCAUGGGGUUUGCAGAUGAACUGACAAGGGAAAUAAAGCAAAUGAUCUCUCUAUCAUUUCUCUAUAUGUUGUAGAUAUGCAGAAACUUGCACUAUUUUUAGUAUGGCAGGUUAUUUAUAACUGGGAUGUUGAUUUUGUUCUCUCUUUAUAUUUCCUUUUUUUUUUUUAAAGGGAUGACUUUAAUAUUCUCGUCCUUCAAGCAUUCGUUGAACUUCAUGAGUUUGCAGAUUUGAAUCUUGUCCAGGCAUUGAGGUUGGUACAUUUCAUUAAAGCACAAUAGAAUCCUCUGGCUUAGGAAACCUGGGGAUCUGCGCAGCGAGAUGGAUAUCUAAAAUAUUGCUUGGUCCAAGGUGGCUAUACCUAAUUUUAAUUCACUAUAAAUGUGCACAGUAGGAUGUUUCAAAUAAAUGAGUGUGGAUUUAAAGAGGAACAAUCCCUUCUAGAAUUUACAUCACUGAAAAUGUGUGUGUGUCUUUAAUUUCACAUGAUGCUCUGUUUUCUUUUAAAUUUAUAUUGAAGAUGUAGCAAAUGGCAUGACAGUCUAAUUCACUCCAGGAACAGCCAAGGCAUAAAUUGCAAAUAAGGAGGAGAAAUAGAGGUGGAGAAAUGGGGAGGGGGGGAGGGAAAUAGAUUUGGUGUAUGUUUUCUUCCUUUUAAUUUUUUUUUUUUUUUUUGUUUUGGUUUUUUUAACAAGGACACGUCUUUUUAUAUAUAUAUAUAUAUAUAUAUAUAUAUAUAUAUAAUUUUUUUUUUCAAGGGAGAGAUCUAGAGAAAGACCUAAAAAAAACAGCAAAAACUUAAGCGCAAAGAUACACACUGAUAGGAACAACCAUUAGGACAACAUUUUAACAUCAAGGCCUGAAAAAAUAUGCCAUAUUGUACUCGAAAUGUUCACUUUUUGCGACACAGACAAAAUGGGAUAACAUGUACACAUAGCAUGGGACAGAAUGGAGACACACAGACAGACAUUCAUAGCAUUCAUUGUAAGCUCGUUUGAGCAGGAUCUUCUUCACCUUUUGUCUGUUCUAUUCCGUAUGUAAAUUUAAAUCACUGUGGAGUGUGUUUGGAGUGUGUUUGUGCUGUAUAAAUGAAGAUGAUGGUGACAGUCAGACCGCUCCGCAUCAGUUAAAGACAGCCUUAAACCUUGGUAGAGGGGUUUUGUUUUUUUUUGUUUUUUUUUAAAUCAAACUUUUACAGAAUAAUAAUAUAAUAUCAGUCACAUUUUUCCAAUAUAACAAGCUUUUUGUGUUUUUACAAAUUUCUUUUAAUGAUAUUCAAAAUGAGACUUAUUUUUCCUUUCUCCUGUCCAUAUUUGUUAAUUCAGAAGAAAGCCAGAUAUGUUAUAUCUCUUGUUAACCACACUCUCUUCAAACCCCGUGUUGAGUGCAGUGACUCUGUCUUUGCAGGCAGUUCCUGUGGAGCUUUAGGCUGCCUGGUGAGGCUCAGAAGAUUGACCGCAUGAUGGAGGCUUUUGCGUCACGUUAUUGUCUUUGUAAUCCUGGUGUUUUUCAGUCUACAGGUUAGUGGACGAAUCACGUAGUACUGAUAUUUUAUUUAGAGUCAAUGGUGUAUAUUUCAUAUGAGAAUUAAGACAUCCUUUAUCAUAAUGAGGUGCUUACCACAAACUUGCCUCACUGUCUGUGUCAACAUGAAUGGCCUCUUAAAUGGAAGUUCCCAGUUCCAAUUUGUGGCGUGAUUGAAGAAGUAACCCCCUGACUAACGCUGUCAUGACUUACCAUAGUUUUGUCUGGGGGUGAAGUUGAUUUACAAGUGAAUGUUAAAUCUUUAAGGUUUUUAACCCCUUAAGGACACAUGACAUGUGUGACAUGUCAUGAUUCCCUUUUAUUCCAGAAGUUUGGUCCUUAAGGGAUUAAGCAAAGUAUAAAUCCACUUUCUCAAAUGACCACUUUAAAUAGAUUUUUAUUUUGUAUAUGAGCCAUAUCAUAGAUCCACCACAUUUGAAACCAUGCUAACUCAACAGUGUAUUUGGGGAAAGAAUAAAGGAAAUUAUGUAAAAUUAUAAACCGUAACCCCUUAAGGACCAAACUUCUGGAAUAAAAGGGAAUCAUGACAUGUCACACAGGGGUUAAAAAAAAUAAAAAUUAUACAAAACAGAAAAGGGGACCCAGGAAGAGAUUGAAUAAACAAAGUAUACACUUGUACUUGUUACACACAAGGCUUUACCUUUUCACCAGCAUUCAGUCGUGGUGAGGUGGACAUAAAUCAAUGGGGAACAACCUUGACAACAGUGGUUUAUAAACUACAUUUUCCAUGAUGUUUAACCAGCCUAAAUCCUGCCAGGGUGCUCUUGAAUUAUCAUGUAAAUGAUAACUGUGACUCUCUUUUUUUUCCAAGCAUUGUCACAGAAAUCUGGUGUACAUUCCCGAGUUGGGAAUUAUCUAGUUCCCAUACAACCAUGAUCAGCUGUGAAGUAAACGCUGGGUUUUGUGGCUAAAUCAGUAGAAUAGUGUUUCUCAACAUUGCAUUUCAGGGCCAAUAAUCCCAUUGACCGCGCUGCUUGAAACCUAACUGUAGCUGAUAAAAGUGCACAUUUAGAAAACUUCCAAUAUAUGUGUACUUUAACUGCACUAUCAAAUCUUCAUUUCAUAGCAGACUGCCAUUCACUUAAGCUCAUCUGUGUGCUUUCUGGUUUGUAACAUCAUUUGAACUGUUACCACGUUUGGGAGAAUUCAUGCACUUCUUUAUUUCGGUUGCACAUGUCAUUUUUGUAUUCUUGAACUUCUGCUACUUCUGUUUCCAGUUAUUUGUAAAGGGAAGAUCUUGUAAAUCCAUGUGUCUGUGCAGGAUCUGUGGGGCCCCAGCUCCGUACACUGCCUAGAGACAUUUAAAAGAUAUCUAGUAUUCUUUUUGUGUGUCAUCUGAAAUCGAAUAUUUUGGUCAAAUGUAAUUGUGAGAUUUAACCUUGUGUGAUAUGAUGAAACAAUUUCCGCAAAGAACACACAAAUAUGAUCGCCUUGUGUUCCUUCGGAGUUCAUUAAUAGUGUGGUAUUAUAAUUGAAACUAUUUAUUUGAGGAACAGAGUAAAAAAAAUAAAUCGAAUUCUAUUGGAAAUUGCUGUAGGUUCAGUUUAGAAAUUGUCAUAAGAUGUGACCAGCAUGUGUUUCUUUACUGACCUAAAACUGACCUUCCUUAAUUCCAGAUACCUGUUAUGUCCUGUCUUUUGCCAUCAUUAUGCUUAACACCAGUUUGCACAACCCUAAUGUGCGAGAUAAGCCGUCGGUAGAGCGCUUUAUAACCAUGAAUCGUGGCAUUAAUGAAGGAGGAGAUCUUCCAGAAGAAUUACUUCGGGUGAGUUACUCUUGUCAUCACAUCAUCUUGUUGGAUAUCCAAUUAAGCCAAAUGUUGACUCUUGCAGAUUUUCUAUCCCCAAAUCGUGCAUUCUCUGGGUGAUAUAAAACACUUUAUUUAUGUAAUGUACAUUAUUGAUAAGUCUGGUUUUGAUUUUGGGCGUAUGGUGAGGUUGAUUAGUUAUAAAUGUGUGUUGUACCUUAGCAUGGGUCGUCAGAAUGGUUCAGAUUAAGCUGAACAACUGUUUUAGUUUCCAAAGUAUUACCGUUCAUAAAUGUGCAUUUUAUAAUGACUCUGUAACGAGGACGCCCAAUAUUGCAUGUGCACUCAAGUCACGUGGCACGCCCAACUGUAACUUUUAAUGUUACAUUAACGGCAAUAGGAAAACUCUAGAGUUGGAUUUAUUACAUAACUCUGGUCCCCGAGCAGCUGCUGCUCAUUUACAAUCCUAUCCGUCUCAAAUUAAAUUAAACUUGCAGGUUGUAGACGGCAUACUCUGUUUCCUUUAUCGUCUGGUGUUAUUGAAAUAAUGUCAUUGGAAUGCAGCCGUAGGACUGGCUAAUGGCCUCUGAAAAUAAAUAUCCCUAGCUUUUCCUUCUUUAUACCCCAUGACAUGCCCAACUUUUUUAUUCUGCAGCAGGAUAUCAUUAGGCUGUAACGAGAGUUCCAUUCUUGUGAGGUUAGAUAUUUCAAAGCUGCAAAACCCUUCUAAAUUAAGCUUUCUUGAGGGAAUACCAUGUGUUUUUUAUUUUGCAUUGCAAUACCUUUUUUCCCCUCUCUUUCUUUGCUUUUUUAAAUUAUUAUUAAAAUUCUACUGCUUGCUGGUUCAAGUCUUGUAAUCAAGCAGGAACAUCUGGGGCAAGGAUAUUGCAAUCUCUGAAUGGUCAUGCAAUCGAAUACCUUGAUCGAAUGAAAUCUAACACAUCCUUAUCAUUAUUUGGGAUACAUUACCAGCUUUAUGUUGCAAGUUUAACUGUUGGAACAAAAUGAUAUCCAAGAGAAUGGGGAAGCCAUAAUGGCUUGCUCUGUGGCAUGGUACCCAUUUUGUGCCAUCUUAAACUAAUUUGGGAAAUUACACGUUUACAAAUUGUAAUGUGCAUAUCCGUCUGGUCCAAGACAGAACAGCAGUCAGCGUUCAGGCAAGAACACAUUACUGGAACAACUUUGGCUUCCAGUGGUUACAUAAUAAACAUAAUCUCUGACAUCUAUUGAAUGUUUUUUAGUUUGUGCUAUAAGAAAUGAUUUUUAUCAGAUUAAUUUAACAGGAACUGUCAUGUUUGAGAUAAAGUUAGACAAAGUUAUCAGUUGAGCUGCCAGAAUAGUAUUCUUAAUAGAAAAAAGUGUGUGUGUGUCUGUGUUAGUCCAUCAGUCCAGCACUCCACUUUGCUUGAACCCCAGUCUUUUUUUUUUUUUAAAUCUUUAAUCUAGUCAGGCCACUUUCUUUAGAAACCACUGUGAUGUGGCUAUUUUGCAUGGCAGGAUGUGUGAUGGAUCCAAACACCAGACUAAUCAAGCAUGUCUAAAAGUUCAUCUCAGAUUCUCUCACAAAAUACAUUACUGAAUUAAGGCCAUUGGCCAUCUUCAAGAAGAUUGAAGAUGGAGGGGGGGUGGGGGUUUAAAUGUGGGGCACGUGAUGCAUGACUUGCAUUAAUAGUCACCACUUUGGGCAUUUCCACACUUUGUAUCGUUACAGUCUGAACAAAUUCACAAUAAAAUAUAUUUUAAUGCCAACAUACCCAAUACUUUGAAGGUGCAGGAAACUUUUUGUGCGGACACAAAAGAAGUAACAUGAUUACUUGAAUAGUCUACUUGUGUGGAAUUAAAACAUAUAUGUUCUUGAAAAUGCCUAUUUCUGGAAAGACCCAGUGCUUGUUGUAGACCAGGGGUGCAGAUAAGGUAGAUCCCCAGGUUUUGUAGAACUACAAUCCUGUUGAUGCUUUGCAUGCAUUUACAAUGACAAAGCAUCAUGGUAGCUGUAGUUUUAAAACAUCUGGGGAUCUAUCUUUUGCAAUCCGAAUUAUGAAUCUAAAAACUUGUCCAGGAAGCUAUCAAAAAGCUCACCACAAUAUACACUACGUCCACUUUAAUGAAGCAUUAAUUUGCCAAAUAAUCCAGAUGACGGAUUUAUUUAACAUAAUUUACGGACAUUUUGUAGAAAUGGUACCAGUGAGUAUCGAUAACGGAGACUGCGAAACGUUACAGCAUUUAGGUAGAAAAAGAAAAUGUAGCAAGGUAAGGGAUCUAAAAGGAAUUUAUCUCUCCAGCAAGCAUGUGUAAAUAAGAAUAAAAGUGUACCCAAGUUUGGCAUAGAUACUUAGUGCACAUUAUAGAAGCUUUCAUUUUUUUUUUUUUUUAUUACAAGUAGGAAAGGAAAUGAAAAAGUAGAGAAAGGUAAACUUAGGGAAGUAUCCCAUGUUAGGAAAAAAUAAUCAAUAGAUUUACCAUGUUCAGUUGAAUAAGUAAUUGCAUAUACUAGGUACGUGACUAUAUGUUUAAGGUUUUCAGUAGACUCAUGAAUGUCCACUGAAAUCUAACUGGAUUGAGAUGCCAUCAGGCUAGACUUCUGAAACUACUCUCCUUUGGCAGUGUGCAGUUGGUGUGUUUGCAAUCCUGUAGUAAAAUUCUUCUGCAGGAUACAAAUGAUUAAUAAUUAUGUUCCAUUGGGUUUGACAAUGGCAGGAGGGAAACAUGACAUUUUUAAAGGAGUGUAGAAUAAUGAGGACCCAAAUAGUGUUGAAUCUGCAGCCUAUGAUUCUCUAACCUGACGAAAUGUUAGUGUUAAAGAGACCUCAUGCAAAUAUAGAGCAAUGGUAAGCUUCUACCAUGAGCCUAAUACCGGAGAAUUCCUUGUGUUGAUCUACUUGGGUCCGGUAGGUUUUUCCUUUAGCAUUAUUUUCUUCUACCUUGGUUCCUUUGUCAUGAAACGCUGAGAGCGCUGAGCCUUGACGUUCCAUCUGCUGGUGUUUUGCAGGUCCAGAUAUACUUGGCAAGCUUUUUUUUUUUUUUUUUGUAAUCAGAGACUAUCUUCAAUAUGUAAAAGCCCUGGGGAACGGUCUGGCUAUUGUUUCCAGCAAUUUGUUUUAAACUUGACAUAUGACAUCAGUGGGAGAUUCUAAAGACUGCAGUGCUAGAUAACUUGUAUGCCAGAAGGGGAAUGAUUCCCUUUUUUAUUUAAAUUUUUAUUUUCCUCUUCACAGAACUUAUAUGAAAGUAUUAAGAAUGAACCCUUUAAAAUUCCAGAGGAUGAUGGGAAUGACUUGACACACACAUUUUUCAACCCAGACCGAGAAGGCUGGCUCUUAAAAUUAGGUAAGUGAAAUUUUUUUUUUUUUCUUCUAUUUUUCCAUUUUUCGCUGUUGAAUGCUGCACAUGUCUUAAAUUGUCUUUCUUUUAAUGAUCAAAAAGUAGCACGUUCCGUUGUCCUGGCAUACAUUUUAGUUGAUCUGCAAGAAAUAAGGAUCUAAUUAAACCUCUAAAAUGGGCCGUGUUUAUUUCCUCUCUAUAAUGUUUUUAUGAACACUUGUGUCAUUUAUUAUAACAUCAAAAUGUUCACAUUGUUAAACAGCUUUGGAAGGAAUUUAUAGGUUUUCGUCUGCAUGCUACGGUUCAGGAGAAUCACUGUCCAAGGUUUAUAUAAGCUUAUUUUUUCUCCUUUUCUGCAAUAAUUAUUUGGGGAUCUAUUGUGUUUUUUUUUUUAAUUUUUUUUUAACUUUAUUGAAACUAGUCAUAACCGGAGGUAAAAUAAGUGCAAACGUUACAUCUCAAUAAUAUCUACUUUGACAUAUCAGUAGUGCCUGUUUAUUUUGCUUAUUUUGUUUUGCACAUAAUACAUUGACUUUGUACAGUAAUGAUGAUACAAUUAUAAUAUUAAACUGUAAAAAAAAAAUCUUAUUCCCCUGUGGAGGGGAUUCCAAGCUCCCUAGUGCACACUCCCCAAACGUAAUCAAAUUGAUUUGAUUGAUGACUGUUCUGGAAAAUUGAACUACAGUGAAUGUCAGGUUUUCAAACACUGGAGGGGGUAGCAUAUCCCACCCCCUCCCAAACUUAUUCUGGUGAAAUAAACACGUUUAUUUAGAAUAGAUUUUUCUGGUAGUUCUGCAUUUGUUUUUGUAGCUAUAACUAUUUCUUACAUUCAUAUAACGGAGUCCAUCAUGAGCAAAGAGCAGCUUAAUCAUAGAGAUGACCUGUCAGGUGCAGGCAGUUUCAAUACACUUUUAUUUUUUUUUUGCAUUUCCCAUGAUGUUCAGCUGUGUCCCAUACAGUAAAGCUGCACAACCUGCGUCAGAUGAAGUCCCAGGUAGCAAAUAGUUUAACAAAAAUCAUGAAUUAAUUCGUUAAUAGGAGCGGAAAUAAAUUUAUUUUUAUUAAUGCAAAGGAGGAUUAUUGUGGCCACAUUAUGCAUUGCAACCUUUCAGGUUCUCCUAUAUCAAGGGAGGCAUUGUGUACAGCUGUACUUUCAUGCCUGCCAACAUUUCAAAUGGACAAAGAGGGACACUAUAAUUUUAGGGUUGUGACUUUGGGUGGAGCUGUUUUAGGUGACUCACUUAUAACAAUUUAAAGGACCACUAUAGGCACCCAGACCACUUCAGCUUAAUGAGAUGGUCUGGGUGCCAGAUCCAUCUAGGAUUAACCCUUUUUUAAAUUUUUAUAAACAUAGCAGUUUCAGAGAAACUGCUAUGUUUAUAAUAUGGUUAAUCCAGCCUCUAGUGGCUGUCUCUUGACAGCCACUAGAGGCGCUUGCGUGCUUCUCACUGUGAAAAUCACAGUGAGAAGAUGCCAGCGUCCAUAGGAAAGCAUUGUAAAUGUUUUCCCAUGAACUGGCUGAAUGCGCGCGCGGCUCCUGCCGUCGCUAUGGAGGAGGCGAGCUCCCCGCCCGGCGCUGGAGAAAGGUAAGAUUUUAACCCCUUCCGCUCCCCAGAGCCCGGCGGGUGGGGGCACCCUCAGGGCACUAUAGUGCCAGGAAAACAAGUGUUUUUCUGGCACUGUAGUGGUCCUUUAAGGAACUAAAUUGUAAUUUAGAACAAGAACAAUGUAUCUUAUUUACACAGACUGAUUUCUAAACACAUUUAUUGUCGUUUAAAGACACAUGUGAGUAUUACUGCUGUGGAGCUCUGUUAUACACUCACACACCAACAACAUGGAGCACCUAGAAAGAGGGACAUUUGGAUAAAAAAGAGAAAUAAAGGCUACAAUAGGGACACUUGGGAGGUAUGUUCGUUUGCAGCAAUGAAUGGAAACGUUUCAGGGAGGGGAGGGAGAGACACAGUGGAACUGUUUUAGUGAAAUGUAGCCUACUGAUGGGUGCUUUGUCUUUUAAAAAUAACUAUCUGCUAAUUGUACCCCAAAUAUAAUGUCUAAAAAGAUUUAGCAUAACAUGCUAAUAUUUUAUGAAUGAUAAAAUUUAAUAAAUUUGAAUAGGAAUGGAAGAAAGAAGCAAUACAUAUCACACAUUGAUAAUCAUUUUUACAUUUCCACCCUUUUUUGUUUUGUUUGGUAAAUACAUUGCAAUAUCUGUGCUCCGCAAUCAUUUUCUUUUAGCCCAACCUUACAAGCCGUGAUAAACACUGCACUAAAACAUUCAGUCAUUUAUAAAAUUUGCAGUUGCCUAGAAUUCAUUUAACAAUGCUGAUCCUGGUAUAUUUGCUAUUUGCCUUCACCCAUCACUCUCAUAUUCAUGAACAAAUAUACCAUUUAAGGAGACGUUAGCCCUUUUCUUUUUAUAUGGUUUUAUUCUGCUUUUAAACAGCCGAAAGGGUUACUCCAUUGCACACAUCAUAACCACUACAGCCUGGACCAAUCUCCUGGUAAUGGGGCAAAAUGUUUUGCAAAGAUUUACCCUCUUACCUGGUCCCCGCAGGGCAGGGCCUUCUCUGUUGAUGAACGCAGGGUAUAUGCACAGAAUCCUCAUUAGCUAGCCCUAAACUUUUGUUCUGCGCCAGCUAAUGAUGCCCUAAUUAUGCUGCUGGAGGUGGAGUUACAACUCUGACAGAGGUUAAACUCUUACUGAAACUCUGAACAUACAGACUCCAGGAACCAUGACCACUACAAAUCACAGAUGUGGUCAUGGGGCUUAAAAUAACACUUUAAACUACAUGUCAAAUCAGAAAAACAUAAGUUGAAAAAAACAUAUCCCUAGUUAUUUAAGAAACCACAUCCUAAAUAUUUAAAACAAAAAGGAAGACCACAAGAGUCCUAAAUAGGAGAGUAAUGUAAAGAGGGGAAUAGGGGUCCCUACCUUUUAAUAAUUCUAAAGAUACACACAACAGGACAGGUGGGAAGAGGUAUAGCAAAAGAGUCCUCCAGACUAGACACAGGGAACAGUUACUAAAAAACUGCCUGCUAAAUGUCUAGGAUCCUAAGAAGCACGCCCUCUAAAUCUUCCCAAAACAGGGACCCUAAUUGAAGAAAGGGGUAACUGAAGAAAUAGGGGAAGGGAGCAAUGAAAAGGGAGAUGCCCCAAGGAGUAAAUCUUAUACAAAAAGCCCCUAUAGAAGUCCACUUGCCCUAGUUACCUCGGCACUGUGAUAAAUCUGUGAUAGAGCUUCUUUUUAUUUUAUUUUUUUAUUUUAUUUUAUUUUAUCUUUUUAUUUUUAUUUUUUUUAUUUUCUUUGUUUUGCACUUUUUUGGUAGCACUGAUGGAUUGAUUUAAUUUAUUUUAUCAGUUAUUACUUACCUUUGACAGGCAGGGACUGAGUCUUUUUGGUAGGCACUGGUGAUUUAUCACAGUGCCGAGGUAACUAGGGCAAGUGUGGACUUCUAUAGGGGCUUUUUGUAUAAGAUUUACUCCUUGGGGCAUCUCCCUUUUCAUUGCUCCCUUCCCCUAUUUCUUUAGUUACCCCUUUCUUCAAUUAGGGUCCCUGUUUUGGGAAGAUUUAGAGGGCGUGCUUCUUAGGAUCCUAGACAUUUAGCAGGCAGUUUUUUAGUAACUGUUCCCUGUGUCUAGUCUGGAGGACUCUCUUUUGCUGUACCUCUUCCCACCUGUCCUGUUGUGUGUAUCUUUAGAAUUAUUAAAAGGUAGGGACCCCUAUUCCCCUCUUUACAUUACUCUCCUAUUUAGGACUCUUGUGGUCCUCCUUUUUGUUUUAAGUCUUCUUAUUGAGGGUUAUUCCCUUUCUUGGGAGAGUAAUUUCAGGACUCUAUAGCACUCAUUCAUCGGUCGUAGUCACGACCCCUGAAUCAGAGCUACUACUCCUUAUUUCACAUCCUAAAUAUGCAUUUGGAAAAAAGAGAAAAUCCACAUAACAAUGGGCGCCUUAACUGAAUUGUUAUGCCAUGUCCCAAUUUGUAAUAUAAAUAAAAAAAACUGAACAUCACUUGAAAAGGGUUAAGACGUGUUGGACACUUUUUUUUCAAUGUUUAGUCAAUGUUGCAAUUUCAGGAAAAGGGAUUGUUUCCUUUACAAGGACUCUUGGCGCAAAAAUACAUGCACGAUCACAAUAUGAGCUGAUGGAAUUAGAGUAGCAGUGACCUAUGCUAUUAGGUGAUAUAUUUUAAACUACGGAGCUUUGAAAACUGGUUUUACAUGCAAAACAUCUCUCACAAUUUAAAGGGACUGUACUGUUAUAACCUACAAAUUGUAAAUCUCUUCAAGUAGUGAAUGAAUGUGUGUUCUCUGUAUAAAGAUCAUGAAUCUUGCUUCAAGAAAAACGGUCAAAUUCUGCAGUGUUUACUUCCUGGUGGCUGCCAUUUUAGUUAUUGUCGAUCAGCAGCAGAGCUUACCUGACUGGAGAUCUUGUUGCUUUCCCCAGCAAUAUGUCUGUGUUAUGAUGGUAGUUGUUACUGGGCAUAUCAUUUAUAGUACAUGCUGCAAGCAAAGUGAUAUUUAACUGGGUAGGUGCUGCUACUGAUCAAGGAUCCCUUAAUGGCACAAUCCUAGCACCAUAACAGUCGCAGGGUUUCUGGGAGUGCCCUGACCUCUUCCCAAGGAAAGUAGUGAAACUUCUAACUCCACGAGUUGAGGUGACUGGCACCCAACUGAUUCCCAGGUAUGUUGCUGUUCUCAACCAGUUCAGUUACCUUUUUUGAGAGGGCGCUAGGACACUUUUUUAGCGUCACUGACGCAGGCUGUAGUCACUGACGCAGGCUGUAGUGGUUAUGGUGCUUUGAUACUUCCUGUAAAUGGCAGCAUUAAGGGAGAGAACUCUGGGACAAAGUUUUCCUCUAACUGUAUUUUCAUAUCAUCACAUCAGAUAUUUGUUUAGCUAUAGGAAACUAAUAUUCAGAAUUCUGACACUGUUGUAAAUUUAGAAACUUGACAACCCUUUUCAUGCACCUCAUUCUCAAAUUUGUUGACCUGUACCUAAUGAGUUUCAAGUCAUUAAAUACCGAUCGUUCACUGGGAAUUUGUGCCAGGAGGUUAAAGGGACUUUUCUCAGCACCAUAAUAAUUUUGCAUCAACCUUCUUUUUUUUUUUUUCAUGAAACCUAUGCUGCAUUUAACAUAAUAUGAAAGUUUCAUUUAUCUUUUGUCCCUACAAAGCUUAACCCCUUAAGGACUGGACUGUUUUUGCGAUGUUGUACAUUUGCGACCAGGCAUAUUUUUACACUUUUGUGGUGUUUGUGUUUGGCUGUAAUUUUCCGCUUUCUCAUUUACUGUUCCCAUACAAAUUAUAUAUUGUUUUUUUCAGGACAAAAGGGGCUUUCUUUACAUACCAUUAUUUAUAUAAUCUCAUGUAUUUUAAUUUAAAAAAAAUAAAAAAAUAUGAUGAAAAAUUGAAAAAAAUACAUGUUUUUUGACUUUUACUUGAAAAAUCUUUUACUCAUCUACAAAAGCGAAUGAAAAAAACUGCUAAAUAGAUUCAAAAUUUUGUCCUGAGUUUAAAAAUACCUAGUGUUUACGUGCUUUUUUGCUUUUUUUUGCAUGUUAUAGGGCUAUAGGUACAAGUAGGAUAUUGCGGUUUCAAAACAUACAUUUUAAAAUUUAUCAAUAGUGACAUUGUAACACUAUUAUCUGUCAUAAAUCUCUGAAUAACACCCCACAUGUACAUAUUUUUUUUAAAGUAGACAACCCAGGGUAUUCAAUAUGGGGUAUGUCCAGUCUUUUUUAGUAGCCACUUAGUCGAAAACACUGGCCAAAGUAAGCAUUCAUAUUUGUUUGUGUGUGAAAAAAGUAAAAAAACUAAAUUGAACGCUAAUUUUGGCCAGUGUUUGUGACCAAGUGGUUACUAAAAAAGACUGGACAUACCCCAUUUGCAAUACCUUGGGUUGUCUUCUUUUGCAAAUGGUAUGCCAUCAUGGGGGUAAUUCUCAUUCCUGGGCUACCAUACGCUCUCAAAGGCAACGUAACCAACCUGGCCAUUUUCAAUGUAAAAAUAUUUGACCCAUAUAUUUGACCUUGUAACUUUCAAAAAUGCUAUAAAACCUGUACAUGGGGGGUACUGUUUUACUCGGGAGACAUCGCUGAACACAAAUAUUAGUGUUUAAAAACUGGAAAAGUAUCACAACAAUUAUAUCAUCAGUAAAAGUGCUGUUUGUGUGUGAAAAAUGCAAAAAAAGUAACUUUCACUGACAAUAUCAUCACUGUGAUAUGUUUUACUGUUUUGAAUCACUAAUAUUUGUGUUCAGCGAAGUCUCCCGAGUAAAACAGUACCCCCCAUGUACAGGUUUUAGGGUGUCGUAGAACGUUACAGGGUAAAAUACAGUGCUAGCAAAUUAAAUUCUCUGGAAUUUCGGCCUGGGUUGGCAGGCAGGUCCCUCAAAUUGCAAUCAAUAAAAUUACUGAAUUAUGUAAAAAUAUUACAUAAAUACGCACGUAGAAUUUAAAUAUAUAUGCAUAUUUAUAUAUUUGAAGUCUACGUGUAUAUUUAUAUAAUUAUUUAUGUAAUUUUGUAUAUGGACGUAUGUAUAUUUCUUAUUAUUUUUAUUUAUUUUUAUAUACAUAGAUAUAUAUACAAAUUCAUUCUAAGUGUAUUUUGAUAUAAAUAUAUAUAUAUUAAUUUUAAAAUACAGUUAGAAUAAAAUUUCAUAUAGCUAUAUAAUUUUUUUUAAAUUUUUUAUUAUUAUUUAAAUUUUUUUAUUUAAUUUAAAUUACUUAUUAUUUAUAUUUUAUAAUAAUAUAUAUAUACAAUAUAUAUAGUUAUUAUAUAUAUUAUAUAUAUACGUGUGUAAUUUAAUUAUAAGUGUAUUUUUAUAUUAAUAUAAGUACAUAUUAAUAUAAAAAUACACUUAGUAUGACAUUAUAUAUAUAUGAUAUAUAGACAUAUAUUAUAUAGAUAUAAUAUAUGUCUAUAUAUCAUAUAUACACAUAUAUAAUUAUUUAUUUAUUUUUUAUUAACAUUAACUUUAUUUUUUUAAUUGAUUUUACACUAGCAGGGAGACUGCCUGUCAGCACAGACAGUCCCCCUGCAGGCAGACACAUGGACACCUAUUGUGACCAUGUGAUCGCUGUGUUAAGCGAUCACAUGGCCACAGGGGUCCUAAUCUGCCGUGGGGAGACUGUCUGGGCUGCAGGCAGUCUCCCCACAACCGGAGCCACGCUGAUCGCCGCCGGGGGAACGACGGCGAUCAGGUAAGUAGCUCUGACCGUUAGGACGGUUCAGGACCGUCAUCGGUCCUCAAGGCAAAAAUGCCGAUGACGGUCCUGAACCGUCCUCGGUCCUUAAGGGGUUAAAGGACCACUAUAGUGCCAGUCAAACAUACUUGUUUUUCUGGGUCUCUAGGUCCACCCCACCCUCAGGGCCCCCCUCCCGCCGGGCUCUAGGGGGUGGAACGGGUUAAAUUUACCUUUUUCCAGUGCCGGUCGAGGGACUCUCCUCCUCCUUCUCGUCAUCAUUGGCUGAAUGCGUAUGCGCGGCACAAGCCGCGUGCGCAUUCAGCCAGUCCAUAGGAAAGCAUUCUCAAUGCUUUCCCAUGGACGCUGGCGUCUUCUCACUGUGAAAAUCACAGUGAGCAGCGCGGAAGUGCCUCUAGCGGCUGUCAGUGAGACAGCCACUAGAGGCUGGAUUAACCCAUAGGUAAACAUAGCAAUUUUUCUGAAACUGCUAUGUUUAUAGAAGAAAGGGUUAAUCCUAGCUGGACCUGGCACCCAGACCACUUCAUUAAGCUGAAGUGGUCUGGGUGCCUAUAGUGGUCCUUUAAUUUAAUUUAAUGCCAGUGUUGAGUAGUGCGCACUGGGCUCGCUGUUAAAAUUUGUGAGUAAUUUCACUUUGUCAUUAUCUGCCCAAUUUGUGUAGCAGCAGAGGGGGCAGACUUGGUGCUGGAAGAGCUCAGAGCCCCAUUGACUUAAAAUUUAGAGUUGCUUGUAAAAUGCUCUGAGAUUUUUAAUGUUUUUCUUUUUCUUUUCUUCAGUUAUGUGUUGGUGACUUUCCUCUGUCUUACCCCAAUAAACACUUUUUACAUAUGGGGGUGCAAUAUGCAGCAGAGGAGUUGUAAACCGUUUUUAUUAUAUUAUGUGUGCAUCUUUUCAAAUUGCUUUGCUUGCAAACUUUAAUAAUUUUCAGUUAUGGUCCACACAGAGAAUCCUGGGACAUUUAGGGUUUGGUAUUGGUCCCAGGCUGUGCCAAAACCGCUAUACAUCUUGUGCAUCUUCUAAAUGAAAUGCUUGAUUGGAGAAAAAAAAAGAAAAAAUUGUGUUUUUUUUUUUAAAAGUUGCUUUUCUUUUCCUGAUGUGACCAUUCCUCUUUCUAAUAUUGUUGUUUCAGAGUAUAUUUUUGGAAUAAAUAUGACCUAAUGUGAGUGUGAUCACUGUUCUCACAUUGUGAACUCUGUAAGAACAAACCACAAAAGACUUGCUGAAAGCUAGAACAGGGAGAGCAGAAAUACACAAAAAGACUGAUUUUAUAAUGUCAUGUGAGCGCAUCUGCCCCCCCUUGCAGUACCCACGUACACCAUACCACAUUCUCAUUGUGUGCUCUGCCUGUGCCACUAACCACAUUUAACCUUUAUUAUUCUAUUUGAUUGUUCCAAAAUUGGAUGAGUAAUAUUUCCACUUGAGAUGUUCUAUCACGCUACUGGUCUAUUCUUGCAGUGGAUGAUGGGAAGGAUGUUGUAUGUAGAGGAAAUUAGCCUCUUACUCCUUCAGGCAGUAUAAUAAUUGUACUGUUUGUACUCCAUCAGUGUGUGUUAUAACCAGCUGAUGGACAGAUGGUAUUUUAUUAGGGUAAACCCUAGUUAGAACCAUCCCAUACACUAGAACUGAUGGUUAAAUAUAUAAAACACGUUAUUGCUACCAAGUUAAAUGGUUAUUCCAAAUGAAUAAACAGUGUUUGAAUAAAACUAUUCGAUUAGAGUAACCCUGCUGGCACACCCUCCCCACCUUUACCAAAAAAAAAGUAACAUAAUAAAGAAAUAAUACUGAAUCAAUUAAAGCUUGUUUAACACGUUUGCAUUACCUGUCAUUACUCAUUACCGUAACGAGCAUUCAUUUGCCGUCUGCUUGUAUUUAAUUUUACAUUUUUCAUAACGGUCACAUAAAUGAAGAGAAUAGUGAGGUACCAUUGCGUAGUUUUGGAUUUUACAAAACUCUGCAUGUAAACUGAAAUUUUAUUAUUUACUCCUCCUAUUGUAAGAUCACUUUUUGCUUAUAUCAAAUCUGGUAUAAAUAAACUACAUUUUUGCGGUGGAAACAGUCAGCUGACAAGCGGUAACCUUGGAAAUAACUCAAAGUAACCCAGUUUGUUUGAAGAAAAAAAAAAACAACCCAAAAACAAAACUUAAUUCAACAAACCUAACACUGAACGGAUGACCUAAGUAUCUAAAAUCUAUGAUCAUAUUUGUUUUACACAACUUUUAGUGGUGUAGAGUUCUCGCACCGUUCCUAACGAUAUAUAUUUAGGUCAGUCACUGUUUCUAACAUGUAUGUAGGGUCAAACAUGUUACAAAGCUUGAUACAGUUCUGUGUGUCAGACAGUAAGAUGGCUGGUGUGUAGGAAUAUCUAGGAGUUAAUGGGGAAAGUAUCGAAAAUUGAGCAAGGGCUAUCAUCUGAGUGUCUAACUGCCCUGCAUUUAUCUCAGGCAUGUAGAAAGUUGAAACCAAAAGGAAAAACAAAUUGCCUGCGCUCUUCCCAAAUCCCUAGGCACAUUUAACACAUUUAAACUAAUGGAGGUUAUUUAGUUUGUCCAAUGGCCAUGAGAGAGUUUAGCCCACCUGCCACGUCAAGGCAAACCUCUCAUGUAGAAAGUUGACUUUGCCAAAUAUAGGGCAAGCAACUAUUGAGAAGUAAAUUGAUCCUCUUUUAAAAAUAAGAACCGUUUAACUUUGCAGUUAGGUGGGUUUUUUUGUUUUGUUUGUUUUUUAAAGAAGAUUUGUUUAAUAAACUUUUAAUUGGGUUUAUUUCAUAAACUGAAUUGCAAAAUUGGUAUAAAUUAGCCAAGCUGUGAUUGCAGUUUUCCUGGAGAAUUUUGUCAUAUCUGUUCAGCCUACAUUUUACAAAUUGAAGAAUAUAUUCACUAAAGAGUGAUUUGCAGGGUAUGAAAAACUAGUCUUGGUGUCCCGAUAAACCGUUUCACUACUUCAUUUAACAGUAUGGAUCUUAUCUAAACUUGGUUCACAAGAUGCUUUUGGUUGAAUAAAAAUGGCUGCCAGAUGUGUGACUGUGUGGAACACGCAAGAAUAUUCUACAUUCUCAUUUUACCCGAUUUCUCUCUUUAAAAAAAAUUAAAAAUACAACGCUGUGUUUUACUAUUAUCUUAUAGCGGUUUCAUUUAUAAAAUAUGGUUUUCUGCUUAAGAAAUAAUGCUUUAAUCUACAGUGAUUUUCUAUUUUUUUUGUUUGGUAUGUCUUUAAUUUUUCCAUAUUAUCUGUGAGUUUGUAUUGGUUUGGCUAUGAGUUUAUUUUAUUUUUUUAUUAUUAUUUUAAAAAGUGGUUUAAAUGUGCCCUUCUUGUUUUCCUUAUGGCCUAUGACCUUUCACCUUUCUGUUCUGUGACUGGCUGUCUCUGCUUAUUCUGCAUUAGGAGGUACGUACACAAAUGCUUCCAGCCAUGCACUUUUUUUUUCCUUUUUAGUUAUAUUUUUGUCAUUCGCAUUUUUUUUUUGCCAUAGUAUAUAUAUAUUUUUUUUUUUUUGCAAAUUAUAUAUAUUUUACAAAAAUCAUGGAUUUGAGCUUUUUUUCCCAUAAUCUCCAUUUUGCAUUUAUUUAGAUUUUUAUUCAUUUUUUUUUUUGGUUGAAAAAUCAUUUUGAUUCUUCUGCCAAAUACUGAUUCUCUAAUGCGCUGUUAACAAAUAGUUAACAACCGUAGCUCUUUACCAGUCCCCAUUUAUAAUAGUGCAUUGGAAAUGACGUCCUUUCUAAUGCCAAAUGGCUGUGUAUGACCACUUAACAUACUGAGUCAGCUAAAUUAGUCCAGUGUUUCAAAAACUCCCAGUGUAUCUGAAAAUAAAUACUCUGAAUUCCCCAUGGGAGGGAAAGAGCCAAAUUAUGUGAUGGAGAGUGUAUUCAACGCACUAUUUAAAAGUCUGGUAAAUACAUUACAAAACGGAUCUUGCUUUCUAACCUAUGCUUUCAUGAUGCAAGCUAACAUAUAACCCAAUCAUUUAACGUAGUCCAUGCAAUAUGAUCAUUACUUAUUAAUAUGAAGACAUUUAUGCUGAUGCCCACGAUUUAGUGUGUCUAAAUGUCCAUGCAAUUAAUGUAUGGUUUUAUGUAUGUGAUUUUAGCUUAGAAACAGAAAAUUAUUAGUGGUCACUAGGAGUAAGAGGGCCAUGGUUAAGAACCAAAGAUGUAUUUUUCAGACCCGAGGUAUACAUUUCUACAUAAUGGGAGGGAGGUUGUUGUUGUUUUUUUGUUUGUUUUUGUUUGUUUUUUUAAAUACUCAAAAUAUCACAAAACUGUAACAAGUUGGGUACCAGUAGAGCUGGGUGACUUUUUCUUAGAAUUUGUAAAAGACGAAUAUUAAUGCAAAGCUCAAAUAACCUUAUGUCUAAAUUGCAUUAGAUACAAAAUGAACUAAACUAUUCUUUCUUUGUAUUUUACGUGUUUGGAACAUACAAAGGAAUCCCACAUAGACUGAUAGCAUUGCAGUAAAACAGGAGAUCAUGCUAGCAAAGGAGCCUAAUUUCAAGGUCAAAAUCUUUUGAGGGCCAAAGGCAAAUUCAAUAUAUUCUAACUAUUCUACUCUUGGAUAAAUUCAACCUGUUUCUAGGAAAACACUGUUAAAUGGUGAUCUUUGGGUUCCUAGAACACGAGCGAGAAAAUCUGCAUCUGCUGUGCCUGACUUGUUUUGGACCUUGUAAUGGAUAUUGACCAUCAGUAACUUUUUGAUUUGUAAUAAGAGUAAACAUUCACCCACCUUGAUAACAGUAUGCAUUGGAGCCAUUCAACAUUAUUAGAUUUGUAUCAAUAUAUUAUCUGUUCUCCCAGUAUGGGCUCUUGACAAGAUAAAUGCUUACUGUUUAGUACCAGACAGGGUGAUCAUCCCUGGAUCUAAUGGGAUUUUGACACUCGAGUUUCGGGAGCUUAUAGAGAAUGAUGUAAUAGAUUCAGUGAAUGCCAGUUUUGUGGGUGAAAAUACUUUAUUUUAAGGAUUCCAGAUGAGAAUGGUCAGACUUGUUCAAGCUCACAGACCAUGGAUUAUGGAUAAAACCAUUCCAACAACCAUGCUCCGAAAGGUACCUGAAGGUGCAGUGGGCAUGUUCUUAACAAAACUGGAAGAUUGGAAAAUUGGUAGUGACUUCGAUUAACUCCAGUGAUUCACAGACCCCAGAUCUCCGUUCUGUAUACAACUAAGAAUGGGAUCUUCAUGGCACAAAUGCAUGGCCAGUAUAUCUGCAGGAACUAUUAUGCUAUUUAGGCAGCAUGUGGACUACACAUCCUAAUAUUUUUUUCCAUACAUGAAGCGACCGUACUGAUCAUUGGGUAGCUUCCCAUCCUCCAGAGUUGGAAUAGAUAGGAUAAAAUCAAACCGAUGAACUCCAACCUUGCUCAGCCUAUUCACUUGCUAUAGGUGCGUUUGGACAUGGGUGUCCACACCAACUGUUCUGUUUCCACUGCCACUGCUUCCUGGUUAGCUAAAUCAGUUUAAUUGCCUACUAGGUGUUCCCCGAUUUAAUCCAGGACUUACUGCUUAGCUGCUACAUAACUGCUCCUCACCUCUGGCCGACGGGUAUUGGUUGCAAAUUUAUGAAUUGGCGACUAGGCAAAUACCAUUGUAGUGCCUUGUAGUGCACUCUGCAUGGGCACAUAGUCCACGAGUUGACCUGCACUGUGAGACUGAUUAUAAUUUAAGAGCAAGGAGGACUGUUACAAUGUUAUAAGAAAAUAAUUCUACUCCUUCCUGAUUACUGCACCAGUUCUAAAAGAUUUAACAGGAGCUGGUGUUUAGGUAGAAAUUGGGUAUAUGAGUGAAAUACUAUAUUGGAAGAAAAAUGUACUGCAGUGUAUGUAGAUAUUUUUUUGCUUCGAUGUUCUGAAUCAUGAAUUUCUGUUAAUUUGUAACCUCCAAAAUCCUUGCUUUAGUCCGUUGGCUACAAAGAAAACUCCUGAAGUUCUUGAAGCAUCAUGUGUAGGACAAAUGAUUCAGGAGCUGACACGUGCUUGCUUUCUUUUUAUAAUUUAAAUUAAUUACUCAGCAGCAGAGCAGAGAGUACUUCCUGAACAUUUCGAACCGUUAUAGACCUUUGGAGACUCUGCUCCCCACAGGUUAAGGAUUAUGAUUCCACAGGGACCAUAAGCACCCCCAACCCUUUUUUAGUCUUUAUAUAGGGAUGGUGAUUGGAGGCCAUAUUUGCCCAAGUAUCUUCAUGGUGCCUUACAAUUAAUCCAGUUGUGCUUUCCAAAAGUGGUUAUUCUAUAAGAAUUUGUUAUGGUUCUUCUUUUCAAAAGGUCGAGUAUUUGGUAAUGAACUAACUGUGGCUAAUUGUGCAUUGGCAAGUUAUUAUUUAAGAAAAAAUUUGGCCCACGUAACUAAAUGGUGUCUUCUAAACCCAUAUUGCAGAUAGUUCUUCUUUUAAUCCAUAUUUACUGAUUUUAGUAGUACUGACUUCUAGUAGUAGGAAUGCUUUGGGGUACCUGCAGUGUCUCUGGCUUGGAUUUCUAGAAUACAAUCUGAUACACUACGUUUUCUGGAAUACAAAGCUGAUUUGCUUAGAGGAAAACUCACUCUCUUAAACUGUGCUCUUUUCUGCUCAUAAACCCCAAAUCUUGCAUAAAUGUGUUUCUUUCAAUAUUUUAUUCUGAAAAUAGACUUUUAUUAAAAAUAAAAAAUAAAAUGUUACUUCUGUGAAUUUGGAUUUUCAGCCGUUUGAGCAUGACCGCAUCAAAAAAACUGAACUGGACUACAUCAUGCUUAUGUUUUCAUAUUGGGAGUUUUACAGGUGGUAAAAAGACUGGGUCGUGCAGUAGGGGACAUAGGGAGAAUGAUGGCGACUGGGUGAGCUCUUCCAAACAGGGACUGUGUUGAUCUGGCAACAUAUUUGGGUGAUUUAUAAAUAGAACAUUUGUGUGGCACUGCUGUGAAAUUGGUGCAGUCACCAUGAAAACCAAUGGCACGUUCCUCUUUUUAUAAAAUUGGUUGAUCUCAAUGUUCUGUUUUCGCAUAAGAAGUGUACGUAGUAUGAUUAUACUACUGAUGGCUAAUAGUUGGCACUGCAGCUGUUGUUGACUGGAUGCUUAGAAUCUUGGGAAACAUAGUCCACAGCCGCUGCAUUAUCAAAAAAAUAAUGAAAAUCACUUGAUCUAAAGAAAUCAACAGUCCUUUCUGUUCAUUGUUGGUUUUGUUUUUUUGACAAUCCACUUUGUAUUUUUAAAACAAACAAACAAAACCAUUAGAUCUGUUACUGUUUUAAAUUACCACCCCCUUUUUUUUAUUUUUUUUUAUUUAAGCCCUGAGGACAGUGAAUGUAAAUAAAGCAAUUACUGCUAUCUACCAUCUCAUGAUUUCUCUAUUAAAACCACUGAAACCAGUGCAUUUCACAGAGAAGCCGUGAAUGCACCCAGAUUACUGUCCAUGCUGACACUGGGCAUAAAAUGGAAUCCGUAAUUGAAUCUUUUUAGUCCGAAGCCCUUUAUGAAUGACAGCCAGUACUAGAUGUGAAAACGGCAAAAUGUAAACGGUGCAAUUUCUCAGUAACGUUGUUUAAUCACCAAAGUGAUUUGGGUGCUUAGACUGCCCCAUUAAUACAAUAUUUAGAAUGGAUCCAAAUCUCCAGGCACAGCUAUAAGGAUUUGGUUAAAAAGACUGCACUGUAACAAAGUGGUGUUCAAUCUCUUCUACCUUCUCAGCAUUUAUAGUAUUUAAAAAUUAUAUAUUUUUUUUCCCCCUGUUUUGUAGCUAGGAAAUAGUUAAGUCUGACCUUCCAUAAAAACAAAUCCAAGCGGAAACAUCUGUCAGCAGAGUCCCUAAUGGAUAAAAGAUUAUACUGCUCCAGAGCCCACCUCUUUCACUGUUCUGCCAGGUCUGUCUAGCACAAACAAGGCUUAAGGAGACUGUUUUAACCAUUAGCUUUAUAUACGUCGCUUUGACAGAAUCCACAACUUUUAAAUAUGUGACGUUUCAAAGAAAAAGGACACAUUUACACUGUUUCUCUAUUUUGUAUUGUUUAUUUAAAAGAUAAAAAAAAAAAAAAAAAGUUUAUCCAGAAAAUCUGUUGUGGACAAGGCACUCACCUGGCAAUAUAUACAAAUUGUAUGUUACCAUAUUAUUAUUUUUUUUUAAUUCUUUAUUUUUGGUUAGUAGGUGAGUUACAAUGUACUUUUUUAGAAGCAAAUAUGCAUUGCGUAUAGCAGAAAGGGCAGAAAAGUAAGUACAAACAUUGUCAGUUUCACAUUGAUAUGCCACCUUGUCCCUGUGAAAAAUUACUUGCGUACUGACGACUUCAUAUUAUCUCAAUUUGUAUACUUCUUCACCUUCAACAAUUAACAUUUAACAAUUAACAAUCCACUGUUUCCAGGAGAAUUAUUGUGGAUGCAUACGGUGUCUAGUGGUCUACUUCCGUUUGGUAGACUUGUACCUUUUCAUGGUGGCUUACUCCCCCUGGAGAGUUUAGGAACAGAGAGGUAGUGAGGAGAGAAAAGAGAGAGAGAGAGGAAAAAGUCUUUCUCGUGGUUGGGUCGGAGUAAAGCGGAGUUUGCUGGUUCUCAUGCUCUUUUUUGUCCUAUCAGCUUGCCGGUCUCUUGGAGGUUUGUUAGCCUGGCGGGUGCCAUCCCAGGUACCAUGAUUCCCUGGCCAUUGGGUGGGGAGUAGGAUGUGCGUUAGUCAUGUGAGUGUGUGUAUAAUGUCUCUAUUUCCUUCCCUUCUCCUAGUCUCCCCAGUCCCCAGCCGUCCAGAGUUCCCAUACUUUUUUGUGUGCCUUUAGUGUGCCCCUGAUUUGGGCUGUUAGUCGGUCCAUUACGUGGGCGUCUUUUAUCUUAUUUAUGACUGUGUUAAUCUGGGGAAUAUCCGGCUUGAGCCAGCUCUGUGCCAUUGUUUGUCUAGCUGCUAGGGUGAUUUUGUUUAACAAUUUUUGUUCCGUUCUCGGCCAGUUAUCUAUUGGUCUGGAUAGAAGGAACACCCACGGGUCUAUGUUGAUCUGUCUUUGUUACACCCUCUCUAGCAAGCUCCGCACCCCCACCCAGAAGGUUUUUGCUUCGUGGCAGUCCCACCACAUGUGCUUAUAGGUCCCCUUAUGCCCGCACAUCCCCGAAUAGCCCUGAUCUGAGUGCUUAACAUACCCAAAAAGCACUCAGAUCAGUUCUGUAGUUUGUAGUUGCCAUCGAGGGAAAGUUUUGACCGGCCAGCCACGCGGUGUAAGCCGAAAAUAGUUCCAGAGGAAUCAUGGUAAGGGCCGGUCUCAGUUCGAGAGAUUUUGUAUGAAAAACACAUACAACAUACGAAGGAUUUCAAGUGUCGAAUGCCCCUCCCCCCCCCCCAAAUCGGUAGUACGUAUCUCACAAACGCUGUUUGUAUGGGUGGUUGGGAACUUGAACGUGUAGCAGUUCCAUCUUCACCAGUGUUCGCGGAAGUGCCUGGCCGCAAUAAGUUCCAGGCACUCUAUGACCAAGUACCACUGCCUGCGUUCUGGAGUCAAAAUGACCACCAUCCAUUCUGUUGACCACAUGUGUUCGGUGCGUUUGGCCAUCCAGGGGAGCAUUCUAUUGUUUCCAUUGUGGUUUUUGUACUGGAUACUUUGUAUUCCAUAUUCUAAUGAGGUGUUGGGGUGGUCCUCGUUCGGGAACCAAACCAGGUGGGUUCGAACAAAUAAACGAACAAAAAGGAAAUGAAAUGUGCUGAACCAAGUGAUGGGGUAUUGCUUCACAGACCUAAUUAAAAUUGAUGCAACAAACAAACCUAUAUAGUGCCAGGAAAACUAGUUUGUUCUUUUAAAUUUCUUUUAAAUACCUUUUAAAAUGGUAUUUCCUUAGUUGACAGCCUACAUAUUGACUAUUUCAGUUCUGUACCAAACCAGAAACUUUUAUGCUGUGCACCACGGACACCACUACCUCACAUGACUUGGCACACUUGUUGCUAUAGAUUUAAUGAAAGUCAGGCUGAAAACUCUAUCUUCCAAUGAAAUAAUAUAAAUUUGGAUUAUGUCAUUGGCAUCAUCAGGUUAUGGUUGGGGCUAAGGUAGGGCUGUCCUUAGUUUUGUCUGCAUGAUGUGUGCAGCAAAAUAUUUUUUUCUUAAACUGAUAUAUUUUUAGACCUGCCCAAUCUCAUCCUGUGAGUGUUGGUAAUAGAUUGGGUUUUGUUUUUGAAAUCUGAAUGCCAUUUUCCCCCUCAGUGAAUAGUGGCAUCAAGCGACCAGCUAUUCAUUAAGGAGAGAGAUUGUCGAGUGUCCUUUAGUGCCUUUGUGUUGUGUUGCUUGAAGGACAAUUGCCUGUUAACAAAUAAGCCCUGCUUUCUGUGAUUGCCUUCUGUUCUUCAGGGACAAUAUAAAACCAAGGGGAUCUGCUGAUUGACAAUCAAUAUUCUCAAGUAAUCCUGAGGAAUUGGAAUUAUCAGAAAGUGUGCUCACAUUCAGAUCAACAUAUUCUGUAUUGAACUGUAUUCCUCAAAGGAUAUUCAAAACAACUUAAUGACAGCAGUUUUGGUGUAUAAAUCGCGCCCCUGCAGUCUUAUUUGUCUGCUGUAUUUGAGUUAAAUCCUUUUGUUUAUGCAGACAUUGUGGUUUCAUUUUACAGCGCAAUGUGUUUACUUUAGAAGGUCUUAUCUCUUGCUCUGUUAAUUGGACUUUAACCACCUACAGAAGGCUGCUGCAGACAAUUAAGAGCAUGAUUUGAGAAAUUCUGAACACUUGGCAAUAAGCGAAGCUAAUAAAUGUAGACUUAUUUUAGAAAGUGUGUAUGGAGACUGAAGCGGAAGUUACUUUUGUAGUCUUUUAAUUGCUUUUCCAAAAAUUGUACUGUCAGUUUUCUGAUAAGAUAAUUAAACAAGUAUAUUGGCUGUAAAAUGUAUUAGUACUUUUAUUUUUUGUUUUAGCAAUGUACCUGAGUACUAAUUGCUGGGAGGCAUAUUUUAACUUUUUAAAUCCUUACCAGUAGCUCCGAAUAUUAUCCACAUCAAUUUGGCUAAUUCAUUAAAUACAGUUAAUGGACAACAUUCUAUAACUGGAGCUAUUUUCAAGAACAUCCCGCUGCUACACUUUUAGUGCAGUUUUCUUCAUAAUAACUUAGAAUGUUUUAAAAUUUGGUUGCCUGCCCUUUGGUAAAAUGGCUAACUGCUAAUUUGACUUUUCAAAGGUGAUUGCCUUGGAUUGUGAUAUUUUUAUUUUUUAAAUAUUCAUUGUAAGUUUUAUUAUUGACCUUGUGACAAGUGCAAUAAUUGUUAUUGGCACAGGUGCCAUUCUUGCCCUCUUCAUCAUGACCAACCCAUUUGGCUGCGCACUUGGGGGAAGCAAGUUAAUGUCUAUAAAGUAAAGUAAUUCUUUAGGUUUUUUUUUUUAAUGGAAAAUGUCCGGUAUCUUUCAUGUACAGAGAGAUCAUGGCUGGCUGGGGAGCAGGAAAAGUAAAAGUUUUUAACACCAAUAGAUCUUUUACGGCUUAGUGUUUCUUUAAAUACUCCGCACACGCAGUAGUGAAACCAAUCUACCUACCUGGUCGCUGUCAGGGUAAACAUGUGGCUAAUUGUGCAGGGGAGACUGAUUUUAAUGUGUGCACAGGCUAGGUUGGUGCUCGCUGAAGACUUGUAGAUGGGGGUUUUAACGGUGACUCAUAGGUGAAGAAUAUAAUGCAAUUUCUGGUUUCAUGUAAUACCUUCUUAACAUCAUUAUUUGUAAUGACAUUACCUUCUAACUAGAUUAGGCUGUGGGUAAUGGAUGCAGCAUACAAUAACAAAAACGCCCUUCAAAUACCAGAAUAACCUGGUAAAAACACAAUUUCUUGGGCAGAAAAAAUAAAAACAAAUUGCAGAUUUUUAAGAAGCAAUUGUUUUUUUUUAUCCUUAGCCUUUCUGACAUCAAGGAGCAUGAGUUCCCAUAGCUUUAAACACCCAUGCUUAAAAAUUCACCCUUUGGCUCUGCAUUUCCAUUGGCUGAUUAUUUUUGGCGUCAUCUUCACUGUUGUGUCCAGACAUUUGUUUUUAUUUUAUUUAUUUUUUUAAUAGUUUUGUUUUUGCAGUUGUCCUCGAUUAGCAUUGCCUCCUUCCCAAGUCUCUUUUAAUUCGAUUUGUCCACCAAAGUGAUCUCCUCUGACUAGAGAGGGGCCUCUAAUAUAUCAUGAAUAAAAAAAAACAAAAAACCUCUCUAACUAUUUCAAAGAAUCCUCGACCUCAAAUAAUAUGGAAAUAUUUGAUAAAAACAAAAAUAUAUAGACAACACGAUUUUCUAGACUUAAUCUUAGUAUGCUAAUUAUGACAUUGUGUCUGAAUGACAUUUCAUUUAAGAUUGCUUUUUAAAAAAAAUUUAUGCGCUAUUAAAUGAUGCAAGAACUUGCAGUGUUAAAGAAAUGUUAGCAUCCGGCGCUUUCAGUUAAAUUUAUAGCACGGCCACGUUUUCCAAAUAACAAAUGCUUAUAUCUAACUUUAAAUAUUUUGUGUGUGUGUGUGUAGAUCUCAUUUAAUUGAAAGCACCCGAUAUCCUUUCUUUAACAUAGCAAGUUCUUGCGUCAUGUAAUAGUGCAGAACUAUAAAAGAUAUAUUCUAUCUCUCUCGAUCUAUCAAAUCUCACGUCAGUAAUUCCCUGACGUCGAAGUGUUCUGGUCUGGGAUUGGUUAAUUUUUUUUUUAAUGUACCUGAAAAGAUUAAUUUCACACGUUACUAUGUAUAUUUUGACGGCCUGAUAAAAUCGGGAUUCAGCAAAUUGUUUUGCAGAUCUAAUGUACGGUCUGCUCCAAAGGAAUUUUCGCGGCCCAGAAAUUCAAAGUUUAAAUGCAGAAGUGCGUGUUUGAAGGGCAUUAUGGGAAUGAGCCAUUGAAGGGAUUUCUAAUGAGCCGAUGCUUUGUUUCUUUAGGAGGAAGAGUUAAAACGUGGAAACGAAGGUGGUUUAUCUUGACAGAUAACUGUCUGUAUUACUUUGAAUACACAACAGUAAGUACCUUGUACCCUUUAACAAUUAAUACACACAACCGUCCCUGUCCUACCAUUGGCACAACACAAUUCCAAUAACUGUGUUUUUCCCAUGUGUGCAUUAUUAAUAUAAUUUAAUUCUCGCAAGGAAACUUCCAUAUCUGUGUGUAAAGGCUUUUUUUUUUGUAAUUAUCAUUUUUAAAAGUUGCCAGAUGAGAAGGCAAUUUCUGCAUUAUGCUUUCUCUCCUAGUCCUCUGUCUCCCUCUGCUGGUAGAAAAUACAUUUUAUUUUUCUUCUUGGACCCUAGCUGCUAGCAGAGGUACAUGGCCUGUUGCAAUUAUUACUGAUGUGAACGGUACAAAGUCUUAUUUCCUGCAUGUCUGUUUUAACAGGAUAAAGAGCCAAGAGGAAUAAUUCCUUUGGAAAAUCUGAGUAUUCGAGAAGUUGAAGAUCCUCGAAAACCUGUAAGAAACAUUUCCACAUUUAAUUUUUUUUUUUUUUUUUUUAUUUAAACAUACUCUAGAUACGUGGUGUUUGUGUUUAUUUCAGUAUCUGGACGUUUUAACAUAAUUUUGGAACGUAGCCACAAAUAUCUAUUAUUGUGGUUGCGAAACAGCUUGUUGGAUGGUCACUAUUUAAAUACUGUGCAUUUUGACAUAUUAGCGCUUUGAUCUUGUGUUUAUUUUUUCUCUAAACACAGAAUUGCUUUGAGCUGUUCAAUCCAAGUCACAAAGGACAAGUCAUCAAAGCCUGUAAAACCGAAGCUGAUGGCCGUGUGGUCGAGGGUAACCAUGUUGUGUACAGAAUAUCUGCACCAACCCCUGAAGAAAAGGAGGAAUGGAUCAAAUCCAUUAAGUGAGUGAUAUUGUUUGGAAUCUAGUCGGACUCCUGGCCACAAUACUCAAGGCAUGGACCAUAAGGGACACUAGUGUGACACAUUGACUAGAAUCACGCAGGGGUUUUCUCUCUAAAUGCUGCGUUGAAAUUAAAACUGAAUUGCAAUAUUUAGGCUAAAUUAACCACAGGGCGAAUUUAGUAACGCAUUUUUCCAAAUACCUUUAUUUUUGUUUAUUUUUUACUACAUUUUGCAAUUUGGUUUUCAACUCAACACAAAUCUGAGUUAGUUGAAUAAAGUUCCCUAUUUAACCCCUUAAGGACCAAACUUCUGGAAUAAAAGGGAAUCAUGACAUGUCACACAUGUCAUGUGUCCUUAAUGGGUUAAAGGAACACUCCAAGCACUAUAACCACUGCAGCUUGCUGUAGUGAUUAUGGUGCCAGAAGUGCCCUGCCGUCCCUACAUUGUAAGUAGUCAAACCAUUUUAGAACAGAUUGACUUCUUCCCAUUGCUACCCACCUUCACUACUAAUGAUGCAGAGCUGGAAGCACUUAUGUAGCAGCUUCUAUUUGCUCUCUUGUGCAAAGCGCACAUUGGCUGAGAACAUCAGCUUAUCAAUCUCGGCCAGUAAGCUAAAAUGGUUUAACUACUGACCAUGGGAGGCAUGAGGACCGUCCUGGUACCAUAACAAACUACGAGGAGCUGUGUAGAGAUCACACCCGUAUCUGAAACAUUGUGGGAGAUUUAUUUGUGAAAUGAUAUUCUUAUCCACCCUUUCAGUACAAGACAAAAACAUACUUACUUCUGCAUAGCCUGUUGUUGUCUCUACUGGAUUAUUUGGUUUUGGUAUGAUUUAUUUAUUUAUUUUACAUUUCUCCAAAAGCGUUACCAGGGGUUGUAAAAAAUAUUAUUUUUAUUUUUUUUUUCAAGUCAGUUUUUUCGAUUUUGGUUCUUUUAGUCUAAAUUUUGAAUUUCAGUUUCAAGUCCUGACAAUUUACACAUUGAUGACUACCUAAAUAAAUUUUCAUUUAUCCUGUAAAAUGGGCUGUGAUGAGGUGCAAACCUUAGCUCAAAGUAGCUGAGUUUGAGAAAACCCCAAAACUUACUGUGACGCGCUCUCCAAGUGAUCGUAAAGGUUUAUUGUCCCAGCAAAUUCUGUUUAAUAAGAAUUUCCCCUUCUUUAUUUUGUAGAGCAAGCAUCAGCAAGGAUCCUUUCUACGAUAUGCUGGCAACAAGAAAGAGAAGAAUUGCAAAUAAAAAAUGAGCAUUGUCUAUCUCAACAUCCCCCCUAGUUCAUGGGCCUCUUAAUAACCAGGAUGUUUCAUGACCUUUACCGAGAAGAAAUACACCAGAUCUUAUUAAUGGUAUUUUUACGGACUUUGAGAAGCUAGCACUGUUAGGAAAUCAUUGGGCUGUUUUUAGCAUUUUGUGUUUAUAAUUUUUAUUUUUUUUACUUUGAUACUAUGUUUAAGUCCACACUUCUCAGUCAUGUGUAAAGCGGAAUGAUAACUACCCCAAUGUAAAUAAUUAACGUUCCAUUCAUUUGGAAUGAGAUUUGCCUCCAAAACACAUUAACACCUUUAUUCCAAAUGAAUAGAAUGUCUGCUUUAUGUUAUAUAAAUCCUGUUUAAGUAUUUGCAAAUGUAUAUUUCCUAGAGUGGCAGCUAAAUAGACGGUACUAUAUAAAUAUAUUAGUUUAUAUACAUCUAUAUUCUAUCUGAUGGGUUGCAAGUUUAAUAUUGCAUGGUGCCCGUUUUCUACAGUAAUCCUGUAAAUAUUACAGACCUAUUUUGCUGUGAGCAGGUCACACGGAGCUUCUGUCAGUACAUCAUCUGAGUUCUGCUCCUUGAUUCUGCCAAGACAAAUCUUAACCACUUAAUUGUCAAGGGCAGAAAAUAUCCAUUGUAACAAACCAGCCUUUAAUGUUCCUGUAUCGAAAUGGAAUGUCCAACACAUUCAAUACUGUAUAGAUCUGCAAUUCUAAACAAGUAGGACACUCCAUCCUGGCGUCCUGUCUUCUGGGACCAGAGUCUGCUGAUGAUGUGAAAUACCAUUGGUCCUUAAGGGGGGGGAUAAAGCCAUGUUCAGGGUUCUAGCGCUGUCUACAAGGAGAAAAGCUGUUUCUGAAUGUAGUUUCAGAAGAAAAACCUUUUCUUCUAUGGAAUCUAUAAGCUAAAUGUACCUGUCUUGCACUGCUCGGCGUUGUCAUAGUACAUAAAAUAUACUCCUUGCUGCAGGAAUUGGUCUGUGCUGAUAAAGUGCUAAUCAAUGUAUUUUAUCACUAUUGGUGGAAAAAUGUGCAUUUUUUUUUUUUUUAUAGCAGCACUGUACAAAUACAUAUUCUUUUUCUGUCUUUAUCAGGAAAUAGGACAAAUGCAGUCUAGUACUGCCGCAAGAUGUUUACUGUAUGUUACUGUAAAAUUAUAAACAAUUUUGCCUUAACGUAACUGCCCCUAUAAAGCCCAUACGUGUUCGUUAUGGGCACAGUUCUGUAUGGGCUCCUGAUUUAUUUUUAUUUUUUUCCUAGAGAUUGUACAGGUCUGAGUUUGUUUUAGCUGCCUUAUUCACAGCUAUGCAUUCUCGUAUUCUCAUAAUAUUUAAUUCUAAAGUCUACAGACCUAUAAAACUUGUAUGAACAGGCUCGGUUUGGUAGAAAGUGGCCUCUGCUACGAUUUUUCCUUCAUAAAAUAUACUUUUUUGACAUUUGUGUCCCAGGAUUUAUGAGGUUUCUCUGUCCCGUAGCUGAAUGGAAGCCUUUGCUCCCAUGUUUUGCCAGACGAGUUAAAAGGCGUGUUUAGAUUUUUCAAAUUCAUAUAGCCGUGUCUUGUACGUUCAGAUGGCAAAUAGCACUAAUUUAACGUGUGUUUAUUCCGCAAAAAAAAAAAUCUAUUCUACUUUUGCCUUAAAAUAAGAAUAAUUGUGGGAAAAUAAAUUUAAUUUUUUUUUUCUCCAUUUUUUUUCUUGAAUACCCUGUAUUAAUCCAUCAACAAUUCUCACUCCUUUGCCACUUCCGCAGGGUGAUGAAAGCCUGUUAUUAUCAUAUUUUUCUGGAAAUCUUUCUAAAUAAAAUAGCCAUUCUGUUUUCCUCCUGUAAUUUCAUGAGCAGUGUGAUCACCAGAACUGUUGCACUCUAUUCCCAAGAUCAGAAGUAAUAUAGAGGAUAAGGUCCUAUAAAAUCUUAUGUUUUAUUACAAAUCUUUCUUACUUCCUAAUGCCGCAGAUCUAAGGGUUACCAGAUUCACCGUAUUUUACUGGACGCAUGUGGAGUGCAGUGGAUGAAUGUGUAGAAUUCCCAUGCUGCAUAGGUGAAAUGAAUCAAAGGCCACACAAAUGAAUCGCCUUGUUUAAUUAAUAAGGUUUCCUAGUGCAGCAUGUGAAUGCUUCAUACAGGAGGAUAGAGAGCAUCUUAUGCACUACCCUUCCUUAUGCACAAUGUGAUAUGUCUCCAUUCUCUUAGAACUAGAAUCUCCUGAAUGAAAUGGGCUGAAUUUCAAUAUAGAUAAUACACAAUAGAAUUAUUUUUAAAGGGAACCUAUCAUUAAAAUGUGUAUGAUGUAUUCUUUUUAAUAAUGCCUUAUAAAACCUUUUUGAGUUCUUCAUUAAACAAUGAAUGGCAGUGAACUGACCUCUGAUUUUCACAAAUUUAGAUGUAAUCAUUGAACACCUCAAGUUUAGGUAUUUGGCCAUGGGUUAGUUAAUAAACCCAUGUUUACGACUGUCUUAUUCAUUCUACAUUACACUAUUUGAUCAUUGAUUUUAUAAUGUAUAAUUCCUCCCUUUAAUUACAUAAGUCUAUACAGUCACUGAAUAUAUAUUUGUGUAGCUGCUAAUAGCCAGACACUUGCAAAAUAAGGUUCUCAAUUUCUGUAGUAAUGUUUCACCAUUUGUAAGCUUGCUCAUGCAGGAGUUAUAAAUAAAGCUGUGUUUUAUUUUUUGCAUUUUUUUCCUGUUAAAUCAGGUUAUAAGUUCCCUAUAAACGUAUGUGCAAACGCAAAGUUCAUACCAUCAGCAUUUGUUACUGAAGUAAGAAGUGAAUUCUCGUGAAUCUAGCUAAUUUCAAAUUCUACGCUAAAAUAGCCUAACUAAAAAUAUAGCUCACUUGGAGACUAUUUCCAGCUUGGCUGCUUUAGAACAAAAUGUAAAAUCCCAGACUAUUUACUUUAGAUAAUAACCCUGUAACCUAUCCAGGCUUCCACUGUUACCGUCAAAACAAACCUUAAUAAAGAUCACACCAUAAACAUGUUCAUUCUAAGCAAUUUUAUACUGCAUUACUCCGGUCCGUCUCUAAGAAUUUAAGACUGUUACGUUCAAAUUUCUCUUCAGCAUGCGAUAUGUUUUACCAGCAUUUCCAUUGGUCAAAUUGUUCAUUUUUGAAACUGCAUUUGUUGCAUCGUAACAUGAAAAGAUAGUCAUUUUUUCCCCAAGAUUCAGCUGGCCUGAAUCUUGCACUCUAACACAACUAAACCCUGGUACAUUUUUCUAUGCCAUUUAACCUGUUGUGCUUUUACAAUAAAACAUUUGUAUUUUAGACAAAGCAAUGUACAGCAACUGCUCUACUGUAAAAUAUAUAAAUAAAUAAAUGUAUAAUAUUAUGCAAACGGGUCACUCGUAGACCGGACAUGACAGUAAAAAUGUGGCGUUGUAUCAAUCUUAUUUAUUUUUAGUAAAUUCAGAAUGUUUCUAUUUGCGUUAAAAUGUAAUUUUAAUGUGUAAAUAUUGUACAGCUAUAUAUCUCGUUUACUGAUGUGCAUAAAUGUAAACCAAUUAUUUGCAUGACAAUUCUGUAACUUUUUAAGAGUAUUACUGGAUUCAGUUGAUUUUACAGGACAAAUCGGUUGCAAAUACUGUAAAAUUGUCUUGGAAUAUAAUUAAAGAAUUAUAUUAGUGAAAGA